CGUCAUCGUCUUCUGACUUGACGCCGGGGUGACGCUUCAUUACCGAGGUGCCACGGGGUAGAGCAGUGCACAGUCUCGAGCUUGACGGAUAGCAGCUUUAGAUUUCUGUAUGGAUGGUGUUAAAGAUUAGGAAGGUGUUUUGUUUUAAGAUAAUCUAAGUUUGAACAUGUGUUAAAGUGGUGUCAUUUUUGUCGUUGUAGCUGAAAGGUUGAAAAGAAAUCAGUUGACUAGACUUAGACUUUAUUGUGUGUGUGUGUGUAUAUAUAUAUAUAUAAUCAAUCUGGCCACUGGUUAGGACAGUUCAUCAUUGACGACAAUUUGAGUUAUGCUAAGGAUUAUUUUUCUACUUGUUGUUAUGGACGCUGGUCAUUCUGACAUGAACUCACAAGCUCAAGUCAAUUUCAACAUUUCAUUGUAUGGGUUUCUUUAAAGUCUUCACGGGUUGGUUAAAGGUCUUCUCAGACCACUUUAGAGACGCAGAAACAGGUGUGUUAAAAAUUGUAUUGUGAUUUUGUGAAAUCUAUACUCGUAAAAAAAAUAUACCAUUAAAUAAUAACGCUAUAAACAAAUACAGUGUGUUUCCAAAAGCUACAACCUAAAGCGCGGAUUGAAAUGUCUUAUUGUGCUUUUCACAUAAUGUUGGAAAUGAUUUACUGAUCUGUGAGACUCAUUGUUCUGUUUGGAUCGCUCCAUCUUGGGCUGUGAUUGGCCAAUGCAUUGAAUGUGCUCGCAUUGGUUUGAAGACGCGUUUAGCUUCGUUUGGAAAGAAAUGUUUAGUUCGGAUUGCCUCUAUAAGGGGAAUCGUUUCGUAACAUGACAUGAACAUAUGGAAUGUUCAGGAGUUCAGUUCGUUUGGCCCCUCUCCUCAAAUCCUGUAUAUAAACUCCACUUUUGUUUGUGGCUGGAAAAAACUCUUCAGACGGCUAACUGACCCGCUUCCCGUGAAACUAUCGAGCUGAGACCUAACACAUAGACUCGUUGCCGAUGACAACAAAUUCUGUCAAAUUUUCAGCCUACCCGAACCCCCAAAAGUCAGUAUGCCUUGUUCUUCAAGAGGAAGAUGAAGAAAAUAUGAUGACGGUCAUUUCACGAAAUAAAAAUCCCAUAAACUGCGUUAAAAGUAAUUCUAUUUUUUUAAAUAUCGCAGGUGCGUUUGGUGCGUAACAUUUUUUUUUGUUUUUUCUUAAAUAGUUGGCGGAAAAAAAUCUGUGGUGUAAAAGUAAGUCAGUUGGAGAAUUAACAUAGUUCAGGGGCGUGGAAAAUGUGCUGUUGCGAGGCUUGGGAAGGGGGGGGGGAGCACUGAUCGGAAUUCCUACAGAGUGCGCUCCUCUUGGCACGUUUUGUCCAAUUUUAAGCCUCGGCCACCAUUACUGGAUGUUAUAUUUUAUAAAGAGUUUUAACGACAAACUGUGUUUCUAAUAGGGUGUUUCAUGUUAAAGUUGUGUUGGUGAGACUUUAAAACCGUUGUUAUGAAUUCAAAUAAAUGUUACAUUUAGAUUAACUUUGUUCAUUACAGAUGCCAUUCUUAUAAUGAAAUGUGGCGGCUUAUUGCGUAAAAAAAAAAGGCCGGGGGGGGGGGGGGGGGGAAAAUAAAAGAUGCCAUUCUUAUAAUGAAAUGUGGCGGCUUAUUGCGUAAAAAAAAAAGGCCGGGGGGGGGGGGCGGAGUAAAUGCAAACGAACUUCUCUGAUUCCAGCUAUGAUAAUCUAAGACGGCCUCUACUUUCAGAUAAAUAUGAUUGUACAACCGAAUGGUUUCAAUAUACGUUCAUAAAAAUGUCAUUGUUUGACUGUUGGGGUUUAUGACAUCUAAGAUACUAAAUGUCAUUGGUUGACUGUUGGAAAUUAUGGCAUCCAAAUUAGUGUUGACGUUUGACGUCGUUAGUAAAGACGUGAUCUGGUAAUGAGAAAACUCUUGAGGUCAAGGCAUCAAAGGUUACUUUGACAUUAACAUUUUCGAACGUAAACGGUCACGGCGACCUUGCUGCAUUAUAAACAAUGACAUGCGACAUCGUGAACCAUUAAGAACUUAAAAGAAGUGACGUCAUCAGCCUCAGCCAGACCAUUUGACGGACCAGGAGGAGUAUCCCCCCCCUCCCCCAGGUUCUAGGCCAAGAUGUACCAGGCUGGGCUGCAAGUGACUUUCAUCAACAGGCUCAAGAGGAAGCGACGCAUGCGCAUGGAGGCCAAUGCCAUGUCGAUGUCCAUGUCCAUGCCAAGUCCGCUGAUUGGUCAAGUAAGUCACGUGUCUUGACGUCUUUAGUUACGGGCUUUUCAGUGCGGAGCUAGCGUAACACUGGUUUGUAAGUGGAACUCUGGGGGUGGUGGGUGGUGGGUGGGGGCAGUUGGGUGGGUGGAAGCAGUUGGGUGGGUGGGGGCAGUUGGGUCGUGAAUAAAAUAUAAAACUAAAAGUUCUUGUGUAUUCUCAACACUGUACACCAUGUCCUUCAAUAAAGUUCUUGUGUAUUCUCAAUACUGUACACCAUGUCCUUCAAUAAAGCUCUUGUGUAUUCUCACCACUGUACAACAUGUCCUUCAAUAAAGCUCUUGUGUAUUCUCAACACUGUACAACAUGUCCUUCAAUAAAGCUCUUGUGUAUUCUCAACACUGUACAACAUGUCCUUCAAUAAAGCUCUUGUGUAUUCUCAACACUGUACAACAUGUCCUUCAAUAAAGCUAUUGUGUAUUCUCAAAACUGUACACCAUGUCCUUCAAUAAAGGUCCUGUGUAUUCUCAACACUGUACCACAUGUCCUUCAAUAAAGUUCUUGUGUAUUCUCAACACUGUACACCAUGUCCUUCAAUAAAGCUCUUGUGUAUUCUCAACACUGUACACCAUGUCCUUCAAUAAAGCUCUUGUGUAUUCUCACCAAUGUAUAACAUGUCCUUCAAUAAAGCUCUUGUGUAUUCUCAACACUGUACAACAUGUCCUUCAAUAAAGUUCUUGUGUAUUCUCAACACUGUACAACAUGUCCUUCAAUAAAGCUCUUGUGUAUUCUCAACACUGUACAACAUGUCCUUCAAUAAAGCUAUUGUGUAUUCUCAAAACUGUACAAUUUGUCCUUCAAUAAAGCUCCUGUGUAUUCUCAACACUGUACCACAUGUCCUUCAAUAAAGUUCUUGUGUAUUCUCAACACUGUACACCAUGUCCUUCAAUAAAGCUCUUGUGUAUUCUCAACACUGUACACAUGUCCUUCAAUAAAGCUCUUGUGUAUUCUCAACACUGUACAACAUGUCCUUCAAUAAAGCUCUUGUGUAUUCUCAACACUGUACAACAUGUCCUUCAAUAAAGCUAUUGUGUAUUCUCAAAACUGUACACCAUGUCCUUCAAUAAAGCUCUUGUGUAUUCUCAACACUGUACCACAUGUCCUUCAAUAAAGUUCUUGUGUAUUCCCAACACUGUACACCAUGUCCUUCAAUAAAGCUCUUGUGUAUUCUCAACACUGUACACCAUGUCCUUCAAUAAAGCUAUUGUGUAUUCUCAAAACUGUACACCAUGUCCUUCAAUAAAGCUCUUGUGUAUUCUUAACACUGUACCACAUGUAUUUCAAUAAAGCUCUUGUGUAUUCUCAACACUGUACAACAUGUCCUUCAAUAAAGAUCUUGUGUAUUCUCAACACUGUACAACAUGUCCUUCAAUAAAGCUAUUGUGUAUUCACAAAACUGUACACCAUGUCCUUCAAUAAAGCUCUUGUGUAUUCUUAACACUGUACCACAUGUCCUUCAAUAAUGCUAUUGUGUAUUCUUAACACUGUACCACAUGUCCUUCAAUAAAGCUAUUGUGUAUUCUUAACACUGUACCACAUGUCCUUCAAUAAAGCUAUUGUGUAUUCUUAACACUGUACCACAUGUCCUUCAAUAAAGUUCUUGGUAUUUUCUCAAAACUGUACACCAUGUCCUUCAAUAAAUGUCUUGUGUAUUCUCAACACUGUACCACAUGUCCUUCAAUAAAGCUAUUGUGUAUUCUCAAAACUGUACACCAUGUCCUUCAAUAAAGCUCUUGUGUAUUCUUAACACUGUACCACAUGUCCUUCAAUAAAGCUAUUGUGUAGUCUCAAAACUGUACACCAUGUCCUUCAGUAAAGCUCUUGUGUAUUCUUAACACUGUACCACAUGUCCUUCAAUAAAGCUAUUGUGUAUUCUCAAAACUGUACACCAUGUCCUUCAAUAAAGCUCUUGUGUAUUCUUAACACUGUACCACAUGUAUUUCAGUAAAGCUCUUGUGUAUUCUCAACACUGUACACCAUGUCCUUCAAUAAAGCUCUUGUGUAUUCUUAACACUGUACCACAUGUCCUUCAGUAAAGCUCUUGUGUAUUCUCAACACUGUACCACAUGUCCUUUAAAAAGCUCGUGUGUAUUCUUAACACUGUACAAUUUGUCCUUCAAUAAAGCUAUUGUGUAUUCUCAAAACUGUACACCAUGUCCUUCAAUAUAGCUCUUGUGUAUUCUUAACACUGUACCACAUGUCCUUCAAUAAAGUUCUUGUGUAUUCUCAAAACUGUACACCAUGUCCUUCAAUAAAGCUCUUGUGUAUUCUUAACACUGUACCACAUGUCCUUCAAUAAAGCUAUUGUGUAUUCUCAAAACUGUACACCAUGUCCUUCAGUAAAGCUCUUGUGUAUUCUUAACAAUGUACCACAUGUCCUUCAAUAAAGCUAUUGUGUAUUCUCAAAACUGUACACCAUGUCCUUCAAUAAAGCUAUUGUGUAUUCUUAACACUGUACCACAUGUCCUUCAAUAAAGCUAUUGUGUAUUCUCAAAACUGUACACCAUGUCCUUCAAUAAAGCUCUUGUGUAUUCUUAACACUGUACCACAUGUCCUUCAAUAAAGCUAUUGUGUAUUCUCAAAACUGUACACCAUGUCCUUCAAUAAAGCUCUUGUGUAUUCUUAACACUGUACCACAUGUCCUUCAAUAAAGCUAUUGUGUAUUCUCAAAACUGUACACCAUGUCCUUCAAUAAAGCUCUUGUGUAUUCUUAACACUGUACCACAUGUCCUUCAAUAAAGUUCUUGUGUAUUCUCAAAACUGUACACCAUGUCCUUCAAUAAAGCUCUUGUGUAUUCUCAACACUGUACCACAGGUCCUUCAAUAAAGCUAUUGUGUAUUCUCAAAACUGUACACCAUGUCCUUCAAUGAAGCUCUUGUGUAUUCUUAACACUGUACCACAUGUCCUUCAAUAAAGCUAUGGUGUAUUCUCAAAACUGUACACCAUGUCCUUCAGUAAAGCUCUUGUGUAUUCUUAACACUGUAGCACAUGUCCUUCAAUAAAGCUAUUGUGUAUUCUCAAAACUGUACACCAUGUCCUUCAAUAAAGCUCUUGUGUAUUCUUAACACUGUACCACAUGUCCUUCAGUAAAGCUCUUGUGUAUUCUCAACACUGUACACCAUGUCCUUCAAUAAAGCUAUUGUGUAUUCUCAAAACUGUACACCAUGUCCUUCAAUAUAGCUCUUGUGUAUUCUUAACACUGUACCACAUGUCCUUCAAUAAAGUUCUUGUGUAUUCUCAAAACUGUACACCAUGUCCUUCAAUAAAGCUCUUGUGUAUUCUUAACACUGUACCACAUGUCCUUCAAUAAAGCUAUUGUGUAUUCUCAAAACUGUACACCAUGUCCUUCAGUAAAGCUCUUGUGUAUUCUUAACAAUGUACCACAUGUCCUUCAAUAAAGCUAUUGUGUAUUCUCAAAACUGUACACCAUGUCCUUCAAUAAAGCUAUUGUGUAUUCUUAACACUGUACCACAUGUCCUUCAAUAAAGCUAUUGUGUAUUCUCAAAACUGUACACCAUGUCCUUCAAUAAAGCUCUUGUGUAUUCUUAACACUGUACCACAUGUCCUUCAAUAANCAACCCUGAGAGUGUAUCACACAACCCUGAGAGUGUAUCACACAACCCUGAGAGUGUAUCACACAACCCUGAGAGUGUAUCACACAACCCUGAGAGUGUAUCACACAACCCUGAGAGUGUAUCACACAACCCUGAGAGUGUAUCACACAACCCUGAGAGUGUAUCACACAACCCUGAGAGUGUAUCACACAACCCUGAGAGUGUAUCACACAACCCUGAGAGUGUAUCACACAACCCUGAGAGUGUAUCACACAACCCUGAGAGUGUAUCACACAACCCUGAGAGUGUAUCACACAACCCUGAGAGUGUAUCACACAACCCUGAGAGUGUAUCACACAACCCUGAGAGUGUAUCACACAACCCUGAGAGUGUAUCACACAACCCUGAGAGUGUAUCACACAACCCUGAGAGUGUAUCACACAACCCUGAGAGUGUAUCACACAACCCUGAGAGUGUAUCACACAACCCUGAGAGUGUAUCACACAACCCUGAGAGUGUAUCACACAACCCUGAGAGUGUAUCACACAACCCUGAGAGUGUAUCACACAACCCUGAGAGUGUAUCACACAACCCUGAGAGUGUAUCACACAACCCUGAGAGUGUAUCACACAACCCUGAGAGUGUAUCACACAACCCUGAGAGUGUAUCACACAACCCUGAGAGUGUAUCACACAACCCUGAGAGUGUAUCACACAACCCUGAGAGUGUAUCACACAACCCUGAGAGUGUAUCACACAACCCUGAGAGUGUAUCACACAACCCUGAGAGUGUAUCACACAACCCUGAGAGUGUAUCACACAACCCUGAGAGUGUAUCACACAACCCUGAGAGUGUAUCACACAACCCUGAGAGUGUAUCACACAACCCUGAGAGUGUAUCACACAACCCUGAGAGUGUAUCACACAACCCUGAGAGUGUAUCACACAACCCUGAGAGUGUAUCACACAACCCUGAGAGUGUAUCACACAACCCUGAGAGUGUAUCACACAACCCUGAGAGUGUAUCACACAACCCUGAGAGUGUAUCACACAACCCUGAGAGUGUAUCACACAACCCUGAGAGUGUAUCACACAACCCUGAGAGUGUAUCACACAACCCUGAGAGUGUAUCACACAACCCUGAGAGUGUAUCACACAACCCUGAGAGUGUAUCACACAACCCUGAGAGUGUAUCACACAACCCUGAGAGUGUAUCACACAACCCUGAGAGUGUAUCACACAACCCUGAGAGUGUAUCACACAACCCUGAGAGUGUAUCACACAACCCUGAGAGUGUAUCACACAACCCUGAGAGUGUAUCACACAACCCUGAGAGUGUAUCACACAACCCUGAGAGUGUAUCACACAACCCUGAGAGUGUAUCACACAACCCUGAGAGUGUAUCACACAAUCCAAUGUCCAGCAGUUCACCGGAUCCCAAUGUGUCACACAGUCUGCGUUGUUACGUACCGUUGUGUGACGUUUGUAAAUUUAACUUUUUUUAAAAUUUGGCUGUUGCGUCCCGCAAUGGUCUGGGGUAACCAGCAAAAAUCUCUUUCGGGUGGGAAAGCUUCCGCCUUAUUUAUAGGGAGACAGCUGGAACCCUCCAGAAAAGGACGCUCUAGAAAAUGCAUGACGUGAAGGGCAUUCUUUAGCUCAAAUGAGGAGGUAUUCGAAUGCCAUUAAACCUUUUCCCAAUCAAGGGCGGGUUGGUGAUGAUACAUCGCCACACUCCUCCGUCAGUGAGAGGUUGUUAUUUGUGUCCGUUAGAAAAGAUGGAUGCAAAUCACCGGACAAACUUCAAUUUGUUAUUGGUGGCAGCAAGGAAAAAAAUGGUUGCCAUCCCGGACAAGGCCCUUAAUUCGUUACGUGCCGUUGUAUUUUAUUUUAUUUUUUUUAUUUUUUUUUAUUAUUUUUUUUUUUUUUGUGGUACAUUUAAUCUGUUUUAAGAUUGAUUUGGCCCGUUAAAUCAACAAUACCAAACAAAGGGGCAGAAAACCAGUAGAUUCAAGCUAGUGAUAUUAACCAUAUUCAAUUUAAUUAUACCAUUAAAUAAUCAACAAUACCAAACAAAGGGGCAGAAAACCAGUAGAUUCAAGCUAGUGAUAUUAACCAUAUUCAAUUUAAUUAUACCAUUAAAUAAUCAACAAUACCAAACAAAGGGGCAGAAAACCAGUAGAUUCAAGCUAGUGAUAUUAACCAUAUUCAAUUUAAUUAUACCAUUAAAUUUAAAUAAAGAAUAAACAGUCCAAGAUACAGAAGUAAAGACAAUGUCAACACACAGCACAGCAAGUAAAAAUGUACAAUCCGUGAGAGAUACUAAGAUCAAUUUGCUUACACACAUAAAGAGUACAAUCUUGUAAGUAUAUUACGUCUCUUAAGUGUUUAAGAAAAAUGGUAGUAAACUCUCUCUCUCUCUCUCUCUCUCUCUCUCUUCCUCUCUCUCUCUGUCUCUUCCUCUCUCUCUCUCUCUAUAUAUAUAUAUAUAUAUAUAUAUCUAUCUCUUUCCUUCUUUCUUUCUUUCUUUAGGCCAGGAAAGCUGCCGCCUUAUUUAUAGCGAGAAAUUUGGAACCUUCCCUGAAAAGAAAUUGCAUCACCUGAAAUUAUUCUUCAGAACAAACUAGAAUGUAUUCGAACGUAAACAAACUUUCCCCAACCAAGGGAGGGGUUGGGUUAAUACAGCGCUACACAUUUAAUCGGUUAAAUCGAUAACAAAACUAAAAAGGGGGGAGAGGAGUGGUUGACCCCUCAGCUCUUCGUGUCGGUGAGCUCAUAUUAGGUCAGGACACGGGCUAUAACAAGCGUCUGUGAUGUUCAAGAUGACCUCAUGACACACUUGUUUGAGUGAGUUUAUGUAGGCGAAUGACGUCACUGUCUAGACUCGAACUCUCUUUGAUGGUUGUAUGUAGAUAAUUUCUAUUUGUUUCUCUUGUCAACAUGAUCGUUUGUGUCGCCUGAAGCGUGUUUGUCUAUACGCUGAAUUUAUCGAUACGUCAUUGAAAAAAAACAUAAUCCUGGGAUUAUGCGCUCAGCCAAUUUUAAAACCCGCCAUCUUGAUAUGUGUGGUUUUUUUUUGUUUUUUAAAUAUACUUUUAUGGAAACAAGAAUUUUUGUGUCAGUUUUCAUAGUCCUGAGCUGUAGUAGUAGCACUGAAUUAAAUAAAUCACUUCUGGGUGUGUUUCAUUUCUAACACUUCGUGUAUUUAAUUUCUAACACUUCUAUUGUUCUGAUUUGGCUGUAAAGUUAAUAUGGUCAAAUAUAGCACUUGCGUUAUUGGAGGAGAUAUUUUCAGCUGUUUGCUGAUUUCGGAUUUCUUUAUUUUAUAUCCCUACAAUUUCCUGCAAACCAGUUUGACUGAUUUCAUGAAAUAGCAAAAAACGCGGUAUGUGGAAGCUUGAAUUAGAGAACAGGACAAAAAGAUUGGGACGUUUUGGCAUACAGCCUUCUUUAGCACACAGGAUAAAUGAAGAUAUCUUAAAGAGCGGAGGACAGUAAACCAGUCAUGAAACAGCCAUUGUUUUCACCGGAAGUGGAAAGACAGGAAGCAAGAGAAUAUAAAUAUUGACAUUGUGAGAAAUGAGGUCGACACUAAUAAUGGACCAGAAUAUCCAGGGAUACAUAAAAACACAGCACUAAGAAGAAAUACAGCGACACGACAUAAAUCUAGACCUAAAUUAUUCAUUAUAAAUUAACAGUCCAUUGAAAAGUGUUUAAAUAUACAAUAACAAAUAUUCAACUAACUGGAUGUUUAAUAUUUAAGUACGAUAAGAUUUUGAUCAAUGUUGAUGUUUUAAGAAUAAUAAUUUUUUCAAAUUUUUUUUUUCUUUUUUUUUUUUCCCUCUUGUGAUAACCAAAGUCGCCGAUCGUUGGAGGUCCACUUGCCACAGGUGUCGGUCACUCGCCAAAUGUGUCGGAUACUCCCCAUACGUGUGGGUCACUUGCCGCAUGUGUCGGUCGGCGAUCACGCUACCAACCACGAAUUUAUGAAACAGCGCUUCAAAAAAAAAAAACACCAAUAAUAAUACUACAAUUGACAGAGCUUUCCAUGCACUGCUCACACACCUAUGUCUGUUACCUUGUCUGCAAACAUGUCUGCCUAUUCGCUAUUCUAAAUAAGUCUGUAUCCAUAACUUCUUGUGUCGGUCUAAAUGUUUCAGUGCGCAAUAGAAUUAUUAUCUUCCAAACUACAACUUGCAAUAACACAUUUAAACUAAAAUAAUGAUAGCAUUAUUAAUGUACGCUUUUGACAGCGGUUCUAAAAUUUUAAAAUAGAUUUUUCAAAAUUCUCCAAAUCUUAGCCUAAAAUAUUUAUACAUUACUAUCAGCAACUUCCAUUUCUUGUAGUCAUUUAACACUUUUGAAAACUCCUUUGCUGACGACAACUGUAAAUGCACAUUUUUCCACACUGCUACUGGAACUUAAGAUAGAGAAAUAAAUGAGAUUCGCAAAUACCUUAAGAACCCCCGUAGACGCCUGACGGCGUCAAUAAAUUUCAAUCUAGAGAUUCUCAAGAUAAACCUAUAAAUAAGAAAUGUGUUUGUGUGUUUAUUUCAUCUAGCUAAGCCGCAACCUUUCAGCGGAUCAAUGGAGUUACCCAAAUACAUAAUUAAAUUCAGAGCAAUUCUUCCCCUCACUAUGUCAGCCUGAUUGUGUUUACCUUGCUUACCGGUAGAUAAAAUAAAUCGACCGUGCCAAAAGCGGGGAGUUCUGCGUUCGGUGAAAAUUGUUGAGCUGAUGAAUCUAAUCAUUCGAGAAGAAAUCACUUUUGAAUGAUUUCGUGAACAUUUCAGGGGCGUAGCUACGUUUUACUUCCUGCCGGGCUGGACCGAGAUUUUUGCCGUCUCCAACCCCCACCCCACCCCACCCCCCACCCCCGCACUUCCACGAAAAAAUAACCCCCGCAUUUCAACUUACGGAAAUGCAACCACUCCAUGUAAAAGUGACAAGUCCACGUGCCGGACUGAACCCCCCCCCCCGUCCACACACACACACACCUCCUUCCUACGCCACUGCAUGUAUUACUUUGUUUCAGUCGUCUGCACAUCAGUGUCAUAGAGUUGGACUUUUUCAUGCAGGCUUCUUACGUCUUUUCAAAGUUUUGAUGUAACCUGCCAGCCUAUUCUCUUUCACGUGAUCAACUUUAAUAACGGGACCAUUGCUUAGUGAUGAAACCAUGGGAAAGAACUAAAUGCCAUUUCAGUGUUGCCCAACGUCCUCAACUAUACGGACUGUCCGUAAUUUUUUUUAAUUUUUUUUUUAUACCUAAAUGAGUUGUCCACAAGAGGCUUAGAACUUCAGGGAAAUCAAUUCUUUUAAAAAGGCAUUGUACAUAGAUGAUCGCAAUUGUUGAGGAUAAUAAAUGGGAGAGCACAGAGUGUGUGGUGUUUGUCUUGAUUGUUUUUACACGUUGGCAAGGGUUUGAGAAUCACUGGGUGUUAGAGUGAACACUUCUUGGUCCGUGAGUUGUGUCAUGAAUUGUAUUGUUGCGGCUAAAUGGUCACGGGGGGACAGAACCGGCAGAACAAACAAGUAUGGGGAUGUGAGGCAUGAGAUCAUAAGAGCUCACGGGAAGUUGUUUACGGAGCGAUUUCACGGGAGUUGUUUAAGGAGAGAGUUCAUGAGAAAGUUUGUGAUAUGGUGAUAGAUCGUGUUUUUCGGAUAGUCAUUGGUUAAGAGGAACUGUUGCAACCACGUUGGUCUGUGAGUCAUGCACCCGGAAUGAAGGUGAACCACGUUAAUGCAUAAUAUGUGGGUGCUCUAGUAUUCGGUGUGCCUGGUUCUUAGCUCAUAGGUUGACAGUGUUAGUACAUAGGGUGACAGUAUUAGUGCAUCAUAAGAUUACAGUGUUAGUACAUAGGGUGACAGUGUUAGUGCAUCAUAAGAUUACAGUGUUAGUACAUAGGGUGACAGUGUUAGUGCAUCAUAAGAUUACAGUGUUAGUACAUAGGGUGACAGUGUUAGUGCAUCAUAGGAUUACAGUGUUAGUACAUAGGGUGACAGUGUCAGUGCAUCAUGAGAUGACAGUGUUAGUACAUAGGGUGACAGUGUCAGUGCAUCAUGAGAUAACAGUGUUAGUACAUAGGGUGACAGUGUCAGUGCAUCAUAGGACUACAGUGUCAGGUUAUGGGGUGACAGUGUCAAAGUGUCAGGUCAUGGGGUUACAGUGUUAAUUCAUAGGAUGAUAGUGUUGCAGUGUACCUUCGACAACGUUGCCAGAAGUACUCGAUGGGUCUCGACUUGAGGAACGGAGUACUGUGGCGCAGGUGUUUGAUCUGAAUAUAGAGAAAUUCAACAUUGGUGAGAACUCUAUCUAUACACACUAAUUAAGUUUUUAAAAUAGAGUCACGGUUACUGCUCAUAUGAUGACAUGGUCAUAGGUUACUGCUCAUAGGAUGACAUGGUCAUAGGUUACUGCUCAUAGGAUGACAUGGUCAUAGGUUACUGAUCAUAGGAUGACAUGGUCAGAGGUUACUGCUCAUAUAACAUGGUCAUAGGUUACUGGUCAUAUGAUGACAUGGUCAUAGGUUAAUGCUCAUAUGAUGGCAUGGUCCAAACUAUGGGGCACUCCAAACUAUGGGGCACUCCAAACUAUGGGGCACUCUAAACUUAUGGGGCUAAAGCCAGAUAUAUAUUACAUAGACUGGGAUCACUCCAAACAAUAAAACAAAUAGCACAUGAAUUAUGAGGAAUCCAUACAUAAAUUGAUUGGGAGGAUAAAUGACAGUGAGAAUAAUUGACUGUAAGAAUAAUUGACUGGAAGAAUAAUUGACUGGAAGAAUAACUGACUGGAAGAAUAAUUGACUGGAAGAAUAAUUGACUGGAAGAAUAAUUGAAUGGAAGAAUGAUUGACUAGAAGAAUAAUUGACUGAAAGGAUAAGUGAGAGAAUUUUCCACAGAUUGUAGUCAAACACACAUCACUAUAGUGUCUAAGCGGGUGAACGUCUCUCUGCGACCAGAUUUCUCUACGUUGAUUUGUUUGGAGUGGGUCUGAUCACUUUUGAGUUGCCCCAUGUUAAAUCAGCGGCCCCCGGUCUUGUGUAAUGCGUACCCUAGUUGUUCUGACGUGUUCUGACAUUGUGUGACGGUGCCUUUUGACAGGGAAGGGGGGGGGUGGAUCAAAGAAAUUGAUUAUAAUUUUUUUUUUUCAAUUUAAUUUAUAAACGCAUUUAUAUUUUUCAGGGGGUGUUAGACAAUCGCUUAGUUCACACGAUUAAAUUUUCGUCAAAUUUCUUUUUGAAGGCAUUAUUUUGUCUAACAGCGUAGUGCGUUCAAAAUGAAAUUUGAUGAAAAUUUGACAAUUACAAAAUCCCGCUUAAAGUGAUUUGCUCUGUACCCGAGGCAUGAAACUAGAGGAGAAAAAAAGUCGAUUUGAGCCCGCCCACCCACCCUUUUACUUAGCCGUGAAGCAAACCCGUCCAACCCACGACAAUUUGAUCGGGGGGCGGGGGUUGGGGUGAGGGGCUAGACGCCCCUGGAUGUGAUCAACCACAAUCAAAUGAGUGAGAGGGUCAAGUGUGACAACAACAAAAUUCAUGUGCAAAUUUACAGACAAAUCUUAUGGAUUUGCGAUAAGAUAGAAACUCUUUAACAAUCGAAACUUAUCCAUUGAACUAUUGAUGAACCAUUGAACUAUUGAUGAACCAUUGAACUAUUGAUGAACCAUUGAACUAUUGAUGAACCAUUGAACUAUUGAUGAACCAUUGAACUAUUGAUGAAUUCGUCUACUGUGAGUUAAUUAAUGCCAUGACAGCGUGACGUCAUAAGUUUAAAGCGAAAACAGAACAUUAAUAUGUAUAUAUCGUGCGUUGCUCGUACCGUAGUACAGUAUCGCUCUCACUGUAUGUUAUCCCUGUCACUGAACCCUGUCAUUGUACAUUUUAUUCUACAUGAAUAAUAUCAUUUAUCUCAGUGGAUAGUUUAAGAUACUCUAUAAACCUGUAACCCCUAUGCCCUACGUUCAACCUAUCAAGUCAAAACUACCAUCAAGCCACCACAUGCCCUAAGGCCAACCUACCAUAAAGUCACCACAUGCCCCACGUCCAACCAACCAUCAAGCCACCACAUACCCCACGUCCAACCUACCAUCAAGCCACCACAUGCCCCACGUCCAACCUACCAUCAAGCCACCACAUGCCCCACGUCCAACCCACCAUCAAGCCACCACAUACCCCACCACCAACCAACCCACAAGCCAACACAUCUCACCACAUGCCCCACGUCCAACCUACCAUAAAGUCACCACAUGCCCCACGUCCAACCAACCAUCAAGCCACCACAUACCCCACGUCCAACCUACCAUCAAGCCACCACAUGCCCCACGUCCAACCUACCAUCAAGCCACCGCAUGCCCUACGUCCAACCUACCAUCAAGCCACCACAUGCCCCACGUCCAAUCAACCAUCAAGCCACCACAUACCCCACGUCCAACCUACCAUCAAGCCACCACAUGCCCUACGUCCAACCAACCAUCAAGCCACCACAUGCCCCACGUCCAACCUACCAUCAAGCCACAACAUGCCCUACGACAAACCUACCAGAAAAUCACCACACCAUCAUCUGCAGCUUCCAAACAUGAUUGAACUUUAACCCUGGCGACGAUCACACAAAGUGGCUCUUAACCACACAGCCUUUUAUUCGUCAUGUAUUAUUGAGCGUGGGACCUCGAUCGCCACUCGGGGGAAUAUUACUUGUUCACGAGUCUGCUUGAUUUGUCAUGGUCUAAUGUCAGUGAGAUCAAUCUCCACAAAGUGUCUAUCUAUGACAUUAAUCUCCACAAAGCUUCUAUCUAUGACAUCAGUCUCCACAAAAUAUAUAUCUAUGACAUCAGUCUCCACAAAAUAUCUAUCUAUGACAUCAAUCUCCACAAAAUGUCUUUCUAUGACAUCAGUCUCCACAAAAUGUCUAUCUAUGACAUCAAUCUCCACAAAAUGUCCAUGACAUCAGUCUCCACAAAAUAUCUAUCUAUGACAUCAAUCUCCACAAAAUGUCCAUGACAUCAAUCUCCACAAAAUGUCCAUGACAUAAAUCUCCACAAAAUGUCCAUGACAUCAAUCUCCACACAAUGUCCAUGACAUCAAUCUCCACAAAAUGUCCAUGACAUCAAUCUCCACAAAAUGUCCAUGACAUCAAUCUCCACAAAAUAUCUAUCUAUGACAUCAAACUCCACAAAGUGUCUAUCUAUGACAUCAAUCUCUAGGCUUGCCGCAUCAACCAUAGUGGCCAGUAGAGCGAUCUUUUCUACACUUAAUCUCUCAGCUCUCAACAUCCCUCUCACCCCAACCCUCCAUAACCCCCACCCACCACCACCACCACCCCCACCCUUCACCACCCCACCCCCCAUACAACUCUAUUGUUUCCUCGGCCAUGAACUUGUUGUUAUGACAAUCUAUAUCUGUACUGCUCAUCCUAUUUUAUUAUCGACUUUCGCUAUCUUUCUCUUUUUCUCUUUCUCUCUCCCUUUCUCUAUUCCUUUCACUCCCACUUUUAUUCUUUCUCUCUGUUUUCUUCUUCUCUUUCUCACUCUUUCUAAUUUUUUACUCCCUUUUUCUAUCUACAUUUUUGAACCUCUCUAUAUUAUUUUCUCACCUCUCUUUUCCCUCUCCAUUUUCUUUCCAUCUCAUUACCUCUCUUUUUCGAUCUCUUUUUUUUCUUUAUCUCUCUUUAUUUCGCUUUCUCUCUUUCUUAGACUCUCUAUUUUUACCUCUUUCAUCUUUUUCUUUCUUUCUCAUCUUUCACUCUUGUUCUAUUUUUGUUUCUCUCUCUUUCUCUGACUUUCUUUCUCUUCCUUUCCUUCCAUAUCCAAUUCUUUCUUUCUAUGUUUUCGAUCUCUCCUUCUCUAUACCCCUCUUUCCCUCACUCUAUUCCCUUCUCCAGUUCCCAUUCUCCCCUUCUGCUCUCUCGCCCUCUAUCUCCCUCUCUCACCCUCUCUCAGCUCUGUAACACUCUCUUUUUUUCCCCUUAUCCUCCUUUCAUCCCAUCCAUUCAAUUCGUUGUUUCCUUCCAGAUCUUUUCACUCAGCCCAUUUUUCAACGUCUGUCUAAUGUCACUUUCUCACAUUGUGUCUUUGGUCAACAUUGGGUCAGCCGUGGUCCGUCCAUGGAACAACCUUGGGUGUACUCCCUUUGAUAGUCCUCGAUUCCGUAUCAGUCUUAUUUGUUAAGCUGACACAUUUGACUCAACAUUCACAAGAAGGAGGAUUCUUUGAUAACAAGAAUAUGAGUUUGCUAUCAGCGUAUUUACAAGAAAUGAAGCAAAACCUAAAAAUAAAAAAAAUUUAAAAAACUUAAAAUCAGAAAACUCAACACAUUAAGGGGAAAUAAUCAGCCAUUACUUCGUGAACAUAAUUAAUUUUGAGUUAUGUCCCUUGUUUACCUCGUUGAACCGCGGUAGAUUUUUUUGUUCGCCAUCUUUUACAUCUUUUAGUUCGUACAUUGUAACGUUACAAGCAUUCCAGCUGAAACUUUGAUAAAUAGAAAAUGUCAGACCACUAGCUUUCCGAAGACGGCAAGACUAUCCUCAUAUCUUCUUAUCUUCUUAUCUUCUUAUCACUAAAAGCAGCAAAAUUUUAAAACAUUUUAAGAGGUUGUUUUUUUGUCCAUAGUGUUUAAUUUUAAAUAAUUGUUCUUUCCAAAUGAACACAACACUCACAACACAGCUUUCAACAAACUGCAAAACAAUAAAUACAAAUUUAUUUUAAUUUAAAUUAUUAUUAUUAAUUUUAUUUUUUAACCAAACAUGAUUUAACUCUCGUCUCGUAAAUAACGAUAGCUGACCCCAAGAGAUGUAGAUUAAAUGAAAGAGGCAUCGAUGAUUAGGUAAUAACGGUCGCUGCAAACAAACAUCGGGAGAACCAGAGGCGGAGAAAAUAAACUCCGCCGUCCGUCAAGAGUGAGAAAGAAAUCAGAAAAGAGGCUUGGCUGCUGUUUCACCCCCCCCCCCUCUCCCAAACUAUACGUCAUAUUCCUUCAAAUAUCCACUUAUUAAAUCAGUUAGACCAGGAUUCCCUCAACGGAACACCGACUCCACCAUCGUGAGACCCUUUGUUUCAUGGCGAGACCAAGAGAAAAGCUAUACGCAUGGAAUGAAUAUAUGUAUAGUUUCUUAAAUCUACAACAAUCUUUCAAAACAUGGACAUUAUCCAUAAAGUGGAACCAUAGUAUCUUGAUUUCUGAUUUAAAAACAUUCAAACAGUUUUGACACGCAAUCCCAUCGAUCUCAAGCGUAUCGACUCAACGAGACAAAUAUAAACUCAGUUACUUUGAAUACUAGCCUGUGACCUUGUCCCCGACCCUUGAAUUGUCUACGAGACACAAUUUGACUGUCUACGAGACACAAUUUGACUGUCUACGAGACACUAUUUGACUGUGUACGAGACACAAUUUGACUACGAGACACAAUUUGACUGACUACGAGACACUAUUUGACUGUCUACGAGACACUAUUUGACUGUCUACGAGACACUAUUUGAUUUCUACGAGACACUAUUUGGACUGUCUACGAGACACAAUUUGACUGUCUACAAGACACAAUUUGACUGCCUACGAGACACUAUUUGACUGUCUACGAGACACUAUUUGACUACGAGACACUAUUUGACUGACUACGAGACACUAUUUGACUGUCUACGAGACACUAUUUGACUGUCUACGAGACACCAUUUGUCUGAAGUGACUGUCUGCAUGACUUUAACUAACUUCGUACUUGUCACACACACACACACACAAAAAACAACAACAUUGUUACAGGAACAGACUGGUACAACACCAAGCCAUGCAUGUGAUCGCACUACUUGUACACUAAAUUACAAAGGCCAUUAAAAAUACUAGAAUAUUUUGAUUAUAGGAAAGCCAAGCAAAAGCUUAAAUCAAACAAACCCUGGAAAUUCUUUAUAAAAUGUUAUAUCGAGCAAUUGGGGGGGGGGGGGGGGGGCGCUGAAAAUUUGCAAUGCAUACAAGUAACGUGCUUUUCUGGAAAUUCUUUAUAAAAUGUUAUAUCGAGCAAUUGGGGGGGGGGUGGGGGGCGCUGAAAAUUUGACAUGCAUACAAGUAACGUGCUUUAUAGGAAUCCUAAUUAGUACUCCCCCCCCACGCACUUUUUUUCCACGCCCCUGAACUCUAUCAAAAUUCUAAUGACCCACCCACUUAAACACCGCAGAUUUAUUUCACCAACUAUUUCAGGCAAAACAAUAGAAAAUAUUACGCACCAAACUCACUUGCGAUAUAUUUGUGUGUUUUAAGACGCUCAUUGAGCGCAGUUAUCGGGAAUUUAUUUCAUGCGACCGGUGUCAUCAUAUUACCUUCAUCUUGAACAACAGCACAAACUUACUUUUGGGUGUAGGGCUUGGGGGCUAACAAUUUGACAGAAUUUUUUGUCAUCGGCAACAUUUCUUUUUACCAAGCUUCAGCUCGAUAGGUUGAUGGGAAGUGAGAUAAUUAGCCGCCCGAAGAUUUAGCCAGCCAGGUAGCCAGCCAGGUAGCCAGCCAGGUAGCCAGCCAGGUAGCCAGCCAGGUAGCCAGCCAGGUAGCCAGCCAGGUAGCCAGCCAGGUAGCCAUGAACAAAAGCCAAGUUAAUAUAAAGGAUUUUUCUAAAGUUUUAAAAUUUUCAAAUCCAUUAUGCUUGAUGUGACGUUAUCUGGGUUGGGAUGGGCGCAAGGGGGGGGGGCUGUACGUGGGGCGUGGUGCAUUAAACAAAAUGAUCACGUCCCGGCGUGCUGAACUCAACACAAUGACGUCAAUAAAUCUGGCAAUUAGGCAAAAAAUAAGACCUGACAUUUUGUAGAAAGGCGCAGAGAAUCAAUGAACACAAAGACAUUAGCCCUGGAGAUCACAGGGAUUCUCGUGCUAGAUACAAAUAAAAAAAGACGGCCAAGUAAAUGGGCGUGUCUCUAGGUGGGCUUUAAGGGCGGGGCGUUGGUAAGUGCCACCUCCUUCAUAGAGGGAUGAGCCUGAGCUGACGGCGAUCAUGAUGUCGCUAGCAGCAUCUAGACAUCAUGAUGUCGCAAGCAGCGUCCAUCUAGACAUCAUGAUGUCGCAAGCAGCGUCCAUCUACACAUCAUGAUGUCGCAAGCAGCGUCCAUCUAGACAUCAUUAUGUGGCUAGAAGCGUCCAUAUAGACAUCAUGAUGUGGCUAGAAGCGUCCAUAUAGACAUCAUGAUGUGUCUAAGAGCGUCCAUCUAGACAUCAUGAUGUGGCUAAGAGCGUCCAUCUAGACAUCAUGAUGUGGCUAGCAGCGUCCAUCUAGACAUCGUGAUGUUGCUAGCAGCGUCCAUCUAGACAUCAUUCUGUGGCUAGGAGCGUCCAUAUAGACAUCAUGAUGUUGCUAAGAGCGUCCAUCUAGACAUCAUGAUGUGGCUAGAUGCGUCCAUAUAGACAUAAUGAUGUGGCUAGAUGCGUCCAUAUAGACAUAAUGAUGUGUCUAGAUGCGUCCAUAUAGACAACAUUAUGUGGCUAGAAGCGUCCAUAUGAAUAUUCUUAUGUGGGAUUGUGGGUAGAAGCGCGAAAAUGUGGAAAAUAAUGUGGAAAGUAGUGUCCUAAUAGAGAUCGUGAUGUGGAUUGGGGCGGGAUAAUGGAUAUCGUGAUGUGGUUAGGGGAGUCCUAUUAGAGAUCGUGAUGUGUAUAGGGGCCGGAUAAUGGAUAUCGUAAUAUGGAUAGGGGUGGGAGAGUGGAUAUCGUGAUAUGGAUAGGGGCGGGAUAAUGGAUAUCGUGAUGUGGAUAGGGGAGGGAUAAUGGAUAUCGUGAUGUGGAUAGGGCGGCAUAAUGGAUAUCGUGAUGUGGAUAUGGGCGGGAUAUGGAUAUCGUGAUGUCGAUAGGGGCAGGAUAAUGGAUAUCGUGAUGUGGAUAGGGGCGGGAUAAUGGAUAUCGUAAUGUGGAUUGGGGCGGGCUAAAGGAUAUCGUGAUGUGGAUAGGGGCGGUAUAAUGGAUAUCGUAAUGUGGAUAUUGGAGCGAUAAUGGAUAUCGUGAUGUCGAUAGGGGCGGGAUAAUGGAUAUCGUGAUGUGGAUAUGGGCGUGAUAAUGGAUAUCGUGAUAUGGAUAUGCGCGGGAUAAUGGAUAUCGUGAUGUGGAUAGAGGAGGGAUAAUGGAUAUCGUGAUAUGGAUAGGGGUGGGAUAUGGAUAGCGUGAUGUGGAUGGGGUGGAAUAAUGGAUAGCGUGAUGUGGAUAGGGGCGGGAUAAUGGAUAUCGUAAUGUGGAUAGGGGAGGGAUAAUGGAUAUCGUGAUUUCGAUAGGGGUGGGAUAAUGGAUAUCGUGAUGUGGAUAGGGGCGUGAUAAUGGAUAUCGUGAUGUGGAUAGGGUCGGGAUAAUGGAUAUCGUGAUGUGGAUAUGGGCGGGAUAAUGGAUAUCGUGAUGUGAUAGAGGUGGGAUAAUGGAUAUCGUGAUGUGGAUGGAGGCAGGAUAAUGGAUAUCGUGAUGUCGAUAGGGGCGGGAUAAUGGAUAUCGUGAUGUGGAUAUGAGCGGGAUAAUGGAUAGCGUGUUGUGAAUAGGAUUGGGAUAAUGGAUAUCGUGAUAUGGUUUGGGGUGCUCAGCUAGGUUUAUGAUUGGUCGACCUCGAACCACAAAUCCUCGGUUUGCGAAUUUUUAAGUUUAUGAUUUUGACCUACAGAAAUAGGUGUAAUGCACCUCUGGCUCUCUGAAAUCCGUAUUUGAUUAUCCACUGUCCCAUUUUCUCUGUACCACCGUCUCUGUAAUACCUUCUCUGUACCACCUUCUCUGUACCACCUUCUCUGUACCACCUUCUCUGUAACACCUUCUCUGUACCACCUUCUCUGUACACCGUCUCUGUAGCACCUUCUCUGUAGCACCUUCUCUGUAGCACCUUCUCUGUACCACCUUCUCUGUAACACCUUCUCUGUACCACCUUCUCUGUACACCGUCUCUGUAGCACCUUCUCUGUAGCACCUUCUCUGUAGCACCUUCUCUGUAGCACCUUCUCUGCAGCACCUUCUCUGCAGCACCUUCUCUGUAGCACCUUCUCUGUAGCACCUUCUCUGUAGCACCUUCUCUGUAGCAGCUUCUCUGUACCACCUUCUCUGUACACCGUCUCUGUAGCACCUUCUCCGCAACACCUUCUCUGUAACAUUUUCUCUGCAACACCUUCUCUGCAACACCUUCUCUGCAACACCUUCUCUGCAACACCUUCUCUGCAACACCUUCUCUGCAACACCUUCUCUGCAAAACCUUCUCUGCUACACCUUCUCUGCAAAACCUUCUCUGCAAGACCAUCUCUGCAACACCUUCUCUGCUACACCUUCUCUGCUACACCUUCUCUGCUACACCUUCUCUGCUACACCUUCUCUGUAACACCUUCUCCGUAACGCCUUCUCCGUAACGCCUUCUCCGUAACGCCUUCUCCGUAACGCCUUCUCCGUAACGCCUUCUCCGUAACGCCUUCUCCGUAACGCCUUCUCCGUAACGCCUUCUCCGUAACGCCUUCUCCGUAACGCUUUUUUUUUUUUGCCCCCCCCCCCCCUUUUUCACCUCUGUCUUGUUUUAUUUUGUGUAUGGCUGUCGUCUGAUCAUUGCUAAAUCUCAAGGUCAUCUAGGUGGGGGGGGGGAGUUUGCAAGUUUGACCGGUCCUCUUUGCUGUUCAGUGUACGUACGGCCUGUGUGCAGAGGUAGAGCAGGGCUACCACUCAUUUUUUUUUUAAUUCCUAAGAUUUUGUCAAAAUAUUUCCCAAGAUUUCCCAUGAUCAUGAAAAUAUAUGAUUUUUUUUUUUUAAUCUUGGGAAUUUUUUUUUAAAAAAGAGGUUUUGUCCUGAAUGUGGUAGUGAAUUCCCAAGAUCUUGGGAAAAUUCCAAGGUUUGGCAGCCCUGGUGGAGCAGGGGAUAGACAACCCACUUUCUGUUUGGACCAAGUUAUUUUGAGGUCUUGAGUCCGUCAGAGUUUCCCUUCUUUGAAGGUGUUAUUCGGCACGUGACACACCUCGUUCCAUCCACCGUGUUCAUCUUGUUUAUUCUUUUCUUUCAUUUUUAUGUCUAGGUAGGAUAUGGAUGUAGUAUUAUAUCAAUUUAGUUUACAAUUAUCUCCAUAGUUUGUUUGUUUGUUGUUUUUUUUUAAAAUUAUUGUUGUUUUGAACCGAUGCAUAAACAUUUGAAUUUGUAUUUUGUCUAAUCACGAUUAAAGCUUAAUCAUAUAUAGUUUUAUUUACACAGAUCGCUUGUGUCUCAUUAAUCUACUUCAAAUCUGUAUCUCAUUCCAAACCUUUCGCAACCAGGAACUUAGACUUUACAACGAUAUAUGACGUAUUCUAUGCAAUCUUCAAUUUUAGACCCAAUUCCUUCAAGUGGUUUUCCUAUUCUUAGACCUUGAUUUCACAGUUUUGAUUGCUGCAUGUCAAAGUUGUAUCAUACCUGGUCAAAAAUGUGAUUUAUUCUGUUUAAAAAGAGAUGAAACGUUGGGCCUGGCGCGGGAAGCUAGGCGCGGGAAGCUAGGCACGGGAAGCUAGACACGGGAAGCUAGACACGGGAAGCUAGGCGCGGGAAGCUAGGCGCGGGAAGCUAGGCACGGGAAGCUAGGCACGGGAAGCUAGGCGCGGGAAGCUAGGCACGCGGACGAAAGAAAUGAACGAACCACUGGCUGAUUCUGUCACACGAGUUCAAUGAGAAAAUCGUUGAAAUUGUUGUUAGGUGGUUCAGCAAUAAGUUAACAGCUCAGUGGUCGGGUUGGAUGAGCAGGAAAGAUAAGGCAAGAGGCGGUGCAUGCGCACUGAAUAGGGUGUGGCCAAUCAAUAGUUUCAUCACAUGAUGUUUUCAGUCACGAUUGCGCGUGUCUGUUUGUUGGUUUUUUUUUUUGGGUGAGUUUGAAAUCUCAGCUCUGUUGCUUAGCCUUGUGACACGACCAAACAGCUCAGUGCCGUGCUGGUGUCGUGAUUAUGUCAUGCUUAUGUCAGGCGUAUCAACUUAUCGCUGUCAGGGCGAGGAUCGAUAGAAACAUCAUAGGAGCACCAUACAAUGUUAGUAGAGGGCCAUAUUAUGACAGGUGAUCACCAUACAAUGUUAGUAGAGGACCAUAUUAUUACAGUAGAGCAUCAUACAAUGUUAGUGGAGGGCCAUAUCAUGACAGUAGAGUAUCAUAUAAUGUUAGUAGAGGGCCAUAUUAUGACAGGUGAUCACCAUUCAAUGUUAGUUGAGGACCAUAUUAUUACAGUAGAGCACCAUAAAAGGAUAGUAGAGGACCAUAUUAUGACAGAAGAACACAAUACAAAGUAGAGAACCAUAUUAUGACAGAACACCAUACAAUGCUAGUAGAGGACCAUCUUUUGACAGAGCACCAUACAAUGCUAGUAGAGGACCAUCUUAUGACAGAGCACCAUACAAUGCUAGUAGAGGACCAUCUUAUGAUAGAGCACCAUACAAUGCUAGUAGAGGACCAUAUUUUAUGACAGUAGAGCACCAUACAAUGCUGGGUGGUGUACAUCCAGCCUCGCGUCAAAAUCCAUGAGCGGCAGCCGUAAUGCUAUGUGUGAUGUCUUAAGAAGAAUUAAUUAAGAAAUGACGAUAAAUAAAUACAUAAAUUAGUAAUGUAUUAUUUGAUAUGGUAUCUCGUUAAAUUUAUUCCAUAUCUAUAAGUAGCCCUCAAAACAAUGGCAGCGUAAAUGCUUGAACUCCCUAUCCACUAAAUUAACUUGACACAACGUUCAUGAAAAUAACUCGCUUUCUAAGAUUCCCCAGUUAGUGCUGACUUCUUAGAAAUUUUAUUUUGGGCUCCUAUUGAACACGGCGCUGCAGCCAUACCUGCCUAAAUACUUAUCUAGACAAUUAGUGUCUGUGAUAAACAAUCAUUUCUUUAUUUGUAUCCUUUUCUUGAAUAGCUUUCCCCACACCGUUGUGUUCAUUAUGCAUUAUGGCCGGUCUUAAACAGCCCUGUUCAAGGUUAUGUGUAUACAAAUUUCGAAUUGUGCAGCCCUGUUCCAGGUGUUCUUAUACCAGAACUGACUCAACUAUUUUAAGUACCAAUUGUGACAAGAGGCCAUGAUGCCCUUAUGCCUUUAUGCCCUUAUGCCCUUCUGCCCUUCUGCCCUAUGCCCUUCUACCCUUAUGCCCUUCUGCCCUUAUGCCCUUAUGCCAUUAUGCCCUUAUGCCCUUCUGCCCUUCUGCCCUUCUGCCCUUAUGCCUUCUACCCUUAUGCCCUUCUGCCCUUAUGCCCUUCUACCCUUAUGCCCUUAUGCCCUUAUGCCCUUAUGCCAUUAUGCCCUUAUGCCCUUCUGCCCUUAUGCCCUUAUGCCCUUAUGCCCUUAUGCCCUUAUGCCCUUUUGCCCUUAUGCCCUUCUGCCUCCCUUCUGCCCUUCUGCCCUUCUACCCUUAUGCCCUUAUGCCCUUAUGCCCUUAUGCCCUUAUGCCCUUAUGCCCUUCUGCCCUUAUGCCCUUAUGCCCUUAUGCCCUUAUGCCCUUAUGCCCUUCUGCCCUUAUGCCCUUCUGCCAAACUUUCUCUUUGGAAAGUUGAUUCCAUGCCGAGAAAACACUACAAAUGUUGAGUACUUACUAAAGGAAAAGAAAAUGCCUAAAUUAUUUCUUUUACAAUACGUACAGAAUGCCUAGCACGUAAUGAGAUAAUGGUCUGCCAACCCUAAGACCCACAGAAUGCCUAGCACAUAAUGAGAUAACGGUCUGCCAACCCAAAGAUCCACACAAUGCCUAGCACAUAAUGAGAUAACGGUCCGCCAACCCAAAGACCACAACAUAUCCCUUAACCCCCCCCCCCCAACCAUACGCACACCCUGCUCAAAUAUCCCACAAGCCGCAUCAUUAAACGAUCAAUUCAGGGACCUGGCUUUCACUUGCCGCUGAUCGUCUGCCNCACACAACGCCUAGCACACAAUGAGAUAACGGUCCCCCAACCCAAAGCCCACAACAUAUCCCUUAACCCCCCCCCCCCAACCAUACGCACACCCUGCUCAAAUAUCCCACAAGCCGCAUCAUUAAACGAUCAAUUCAGGGACCUGGCUUUCACUUGCCGCUGAUCGUCUGCCGGGUCGUUCCACACAAUCAAGUGUAAGCAGGCGAUGAUGUAUCCCUCUUGUGGACGCUCGGGUCGUCUGCUCGCAUCACGAGCGCGUGGUCAAUCCAUCUCAGCGUGACACAAUUUUAGCGGAUACAGCUCAUCGGGCCCUCUGGGGCGACGGAACUUAAGUCACGAUUAUCUCAUUUGGGUAGUGCGACAGACAGGUAGAUAGAGAUCUAAUUACACGGGUAGAUGCGGAUCUAAUUACAUUAUUAGAGACGGAUCUAAUUACACAGGCAGUUCGGAUCUAAUACACAUAAUUAAUGCCGCUAAACCUGGGCCUGAUUUCGACACAACGAUCUGUUGACACAAACAAUGUGGACUAUUUACACAAAGCGAGUUUUUAUUAAGACGUUGAUAUGUUAAUGCGUUGGCUGUGUCCACAAAUCUAUUCGCACAUUUAUUUUGACCAUGGGAAAUAUUUUGAUAAUGGUGGAAGAGCUGGGGCGGGGGGGGGUUUGCUCAAUGUUUAAAACUUAUCAUCUAUUUAAUGGUAUGUUACAGAGAACAUGGGAGAAAAUGCCAUAGGCUAGAGACAUAAAAACACGAUUACACUUGAGGAAACGCCCCUGUUUUUAUAGACGGCAGCCCUAUUGGUCUUCAUCCGUAUCCGGAAAUUUGUUUGAAAGAAAUUUCGUCGACGGAAAAUUGUUCGAACGGAAGUUGGAUCGAAGGGAAAUUUGAUCGAACGGAAGUUUGGUCGAACGGAAUUUAGAUCGAAUUUUUAUUUCAGUUCACACUAAUGAAAUUUGCGUCUAAUUUCUUUUUUUACGCACUACACCAGGGUCUGAAACCAUUUUGUCUGAGAGAGCCAUAGACACCACAUAAUUUGAAAAGUAAUUCUGUGAGAGCCAUGGACACCACAUAUUUUGAAAAUUAAUUCUAUGAGAGCCAUACAUUAUGUUUAAAACUAAAAAUCCAAGUAAUUGUGUGCAUUUUGUGUAAUUUCAACACUAAAAAUGCAAUAAUUAGGUCUCUGACUUCUUUUUAAUAACAUUGUGAUGCUGUUGCUAUCCAAUAAUGAGGAUUUGUUACCAUUAAUGCCACUUUUUUUUAUAAUCGACCAUAUGUCUGCGAGCCAGAUGCAGCCAUCAAUAGAGCCACAUCUGGCUCGCGAGCCAUAUGUUCCCGACCCCUGCAAUAUACUAUAUAGUGAAUCAAAAUAAUUCGAUAACAAAUAAAUUUGACGAAAAUGUAGAUCGUGUGAACUGAAGAGAAAAUUCGAUCAAAUUUCCCUUCGACCAACUUUCCGUUCGAUAGAAUGUCCGUUCGAUCAAACUUCCGUUCGAUCAAACUUCCGUUCGAUCAAAUUUCCGCUCGAUCCGACUUCCGCUCGAUCCAACUUCCGUCGAUCAAUUUUCCUUCGACGAAAUUUCUUUCAAACAAAUUUCCGGUAACCGUUUUCAUCGGGUGUUCUAAAUUAAUGGUUGGGGCUGGGAUUUUGGUAGACAACAGGACCAUGGGGGGGGGGGGGGCGGGGUUAGGGGGACAGGGACUGAGAGGGUCGGCGGGGGCCCCCAGGGCAAUUUACCGGGGAAAUAAACAGUUUAAGGUUUUUUUUUUUUUUGGGGGGGGGGGCAGGGUUAGAGGGACAGGGACUGAGAUGGUCAGCUGGGGCACUCAUGGCAAUUUACCGUGGAAAUAAACAGUUUAAGGUUGUCACAAUUAUAACAAAUCAGCUUGUCAAGUGGAUAAACAGUUACUGGUUUUUUUUUUAAACCUUCUAUUCACUGAUGACUGAUUCAGUUGUCAUCGACGUGACUUUCACUGAAAGGCGUGCCACACAUGUAAGUUUGUCACUGGCAUGUCCGUCACGCAUAUCAUUUAUCACCGAAUGUUCCGUCGGUCAGAUAUUCUGUCACUGUUUUGUCUGUCAUACCUAUCGUCUCUGUCAUUUGUUUAUAUUUAAUCUGUCACAUGGCGUUAAUGUAUCCGAUUGUUAUAGAUUUGUUUACACUAACUGCCUCGACCCAAACCUGCCCCCUCUCCACACACACACACACACACACACACACACACACACACACACACACACACACAGACACACACACGCCUUGCUCCGCACCCAUUUUUUUUUUAUUGACCACCCACUUGUGACACAUACAAAGAGAGACUUUUAUAUAUAAUCUGUCACGUGUCGUUAAUGUAUCCGAUUGUUAUAGAUUUGUUUACACUCACUGCCUCGCCCCAAACCCCCCCCCCCUCCACACACACACACACACACACACACACACACACACACACACACACACACACAGACACACAAACGCCUUGCUCUGCACCCAUUUUUUUUUUAUUGACCACCCACUUGUGACACAUACAAAGAGAGACAACAAGCCGUUGUCAUGGCGACUCUGCGGCUUGGAUUUCCGAACACUAUAUUAUUUAAGCCACGUUUCUCCUGUGCCGGCACAGUCUAUUUUUAGCCUAGCAUUUUUUUAUGAGGACGCCUCCGUAAAGACCCGAUGAAUACAUUUCAGUGGUGGAUCUAUACAGUGUAAACAAAGCUGGUGUACAAUAAAAUAUAUUUUGGGCUACAUUUGUGAGUAAAAGAAAUAUAUUUUUGUUAUCCUCUAUGCAUCCGCAGGCAGUGGCGUAGCUAGAGCUACUUUCGACCAGGGUGGACUAAGAGUUUUACCGCCUUCCUUCCAUGAAAAAAAACUCCGCAGUUGGCCGAAAAUAACGUCUGUCCAUUUAAUUUUUUUUUUUUAAGUGCCGCCAGGGGCAGACCACCCACUUUGUCCCCCACCUUGCUGCGUCGCUGCCCACACGUCAGUUUGUUGUACUGUGAAAUAACGUAGUUGAUGCUCCCCUACAGUGCACAUAUCCCCCAGAGUGCAUCCAGUGACACAACUAGGGGAGCCAAUCGGGCGACUGCCUCGGGCGCAAGUUUGGAGGUUAAUAUUUUAUGACAUUAUAUAAAUGGAGCGUGUGUGUGAAUGUGUUAGGGGGUCGACCCCCCACCCCGUGUGGGAUUUAGACAGGGUGCGCCGCAGCAUUCAUCUCUAUCUUAUCACUGGUGCUCCACAUUGUUUCGGUCAAUAGAGGGGGUCACCAACAAGGUGUUCGACAAGCUGAACUGGUUCCUCGAUGUCUUCAAUGGUGCCAGACCACAAGAGAAGGUUGUAUAGCUGACACAGACCACAAGAGAAGGUUGUGUAGUUGACACAGGCCACAAGAGAAGUUUGUAUAGCUGACAAAGACCACAAGAGAAGGUUGUGUAGUUGAUACAGGCCACAAUAGAAGGUUGUGUAGUUGACACAGACCACAAGAGAAGGUUGUGUAGUUGACACAGGCCACAAGAGAAGGUUGUAUAGCUGACGAAGACCACACGAGAAGGUUGUGUAGUUGACACAGACCACACGAGAAGGUUGUGUAAUUGACACAGGCCACACGAGAAGUUUGUGUAGUUGACACAGACCACACGAGAAGGUUGUGUAGUUGACACAGGCCACACGAGAAGGUUGUGUAGUUGACACAGGCCACAAUAGAAGGUUGUGUAGUUGACACAGACCACAAGAGAAGGUUGUGUAGUUGACACAGGCCACAAGAGAAGGUUGUAUAGCUGACAAAGACCACAAGAGAAGGUUGUGUAGUUGAUACAGGCCACAAUAGAAGGUUGUGUAGUUGACACAGACCACAAGAGAAGGUUGUGUAGUUGACACAGGCCACAAGAGAAGGUUGUAUAGCUGACGAAGACCACACGAGAAGGUUGUGUAGUUGACACAGACCACACGAGAAGGUUGUGUAGUUGACACAGGCCACACGAGAAGGUUGUGUAGUUGACACUCACUGUGUUCUUGGUUAAGAAAUAGUCAAAAGUGUACGCUUUGUUUCCAUUCAAUGAAUUAGAGCUCACCAUUUUCUUUUAUAGACUUUGACAAGUAUAGAGCAAUUACAACAAAAAUGUGGGUUUUUUUAAUUGUUUUCUUUGGUUGUUUUGUUUAGCAUUUAAAAAUUGAGCAUCAUUACGUAUUCAUGGCAGAACUGUUUUUUAAUUUUUUUUAAUUUUGUGAAGAAAAAAAAAAGUGGGGGGGGGCGGUAAUGGCGUUAAAAUAAUAUUCCUACAUUUGAAACCUAGGAAGUUAACAAACUCUCUAAUCUGUAAUGAAACAAUCAACGGCUGGCAUUUGUUUUUAAAAUGGAUAGUCACAGAAUGAGUGCGUAGGUUUUUAUGAAACGGUCAAUGGAUUAGUAGAGGUCACUCGGGUCAGUCUGGAUAAAUCUCAGAAUAUUUCGUUGAAUCUAUUGAUAAGUGUAUAAAUCUUUCUCUGGGGAUCUUUCGAUCUUUGAAUAUUUCGCUAAAUAAAGCGGUGAACUUUGCUCUCCUGGUUCAAUUAGAAAAACCUCCAGGGUCUUGCACCACACAGCAUGAACAAGUUGCUGACUUUCGAGCAGUGUUUCAGAGUAUGAAACUUUUUUUGAAUUUCCGAUUCUAAAAAUACGGAGAUAGGUCGACGGGCUGUUUCGUUUAUGGAGCGCAACCGGAAGUGAUUAGAAAACGAAACAUUUUGUGCAGGGACAAAUAAAGUUACACAUGUGCGCAUUGCGUGCAUCUACGUCAGUUUCUUGUACGUCUUGUUUAAUCUACCGCCCUAUGUCGCAGAGACCAACAAUUUGUCUCCACGCCUUGGACUCAACGGUAAUAUUUAUUUUAAAUUUAGCAAGGCUUGGCGGCUGGUCGAUGAUGAUAUGUUGCAAGAUAUAUCUUUGGUCAGGAGCGUCUAUCCCCCCCUCAACCCACCCCUGCCCCUGGAACCUUGGUCACUGCUGCAUUUUAUUGGCUUGGUUCCAGAUGUCACAAUGAAUCAGAGCCGUCACGUGACUUUGUGAGUUCCACCUGACACUUUACGGUGUUGUGCCCCCCCCCCCCUCUUGCAUCCAACGUUGCCGGUACUGGCUAAAUGAAACAAAGAAUUGGAUAAAAGUUAAGCAAAGUUAAACAAAUUUUAACAAUUUUAAACAAAGUUAAACAACGUUAAACAGCUGUAACAAAAAGAACGAAUACCACCUGUUAUUUAAAGGUACUAGUAAAUUAACUCCGGCAUUGACUGGUCGCGGAUUAAAACCAUUUUAUGAGAUAUUCAAGGGCUAGUAAAAAAAAAAGACAAAAUAAUUAUUAACCCUGGCAUCGGUCCGUGGUGCCAUUUGAAACUUUUCCACCAGUGUUAAAUGUUUGGAAACACUGCUAAAGAGCAAGGAGUCCCAACCUGUUGUAUCCAGAGAGGGGUCACUGAAAUUGUCAGGGGACAGGCUAAGAAAUUAUUAGAAAUACUGCCUAUAAUUUUCUUGUCUGGAACAAAAUUUGAUAAAAUAAAAUUGCCUCCUACAGGAUUAUAACUCCAAAGCCAAGUACAGUCGAACCUGCUUAUCUUGACUUCGGUUAACUCGCCCACCCUGUUUUGUCGACGUUUCUGAAGUGGAACCGCCAAUUUCUCUCUUUUACUUAGCAUUUUCUCCACGGUUAUGUCGAUUCUUGUAUGUCAAAGAACCCUAAUAUCUCGAGCACUAAAGGUGGCCAAAUUUGCCACUUAACCUAGGCUAUCUCGAUCCCCAUGACCAAUCGCCAGCUUUUGAACUCCACAAGAAGAAAUAGCAAACAACAAAUAAACAAGUUUUUCACAAUUAAAAAUAAUUAUUUAUUUCUCAAAAUACAGGACUUGUGUUUAAGAAUGAACCUGGAAGUAAUUUAAAUAAACAUGUUUUGAUUCGAGGUUUAAAAACCCGGUAGAGUCCAUACUAUAAAUGAUCAUAAUUUGCCGUGCGCGAAACGUUGUCAUGGGCAGCCUAUUCACGGUCACUUGCAUAAUGGCUAUGUCGCGGCACUACGUCAGAGUUUCAUUCAUAAGAGUUUGCCCUGUGCAAAAGCUAUUCAACCAUUGGUCUGGGAAGGAUUUAAUUAAAUAGGCAUGCGCCAAAAUUGAAAGUUCAAAAUAAGUAGUCCCUAAAUAGUAUUUUUUAGUAAUAAGAGGAUGCAUUGCCUUAUAUAAACUAUAAAACUGUAGUCAUUGCGCAAGACAUGAUCAGCAGAAUGAGGUCACAAAAUGUGGAGGCUUCGUCCAUAGUAGAAAAUACCAAAUGAACUCGCACUCUAAAAAUUCGUAGCUAAAAAAUUACUAAAGUUAAAAAGUGGAUUCUGAUUGUAUUUUUUAAAUUACAAAUUUGCUCUCAAUAAUUGUAAUAUUUAAAAAAAAAUAUAUUUUUUUUACUGAAGUACCUGCAUUUAUUAACGCACAUAAUGUACAUAAAUAAAUUUCAAGCACAUGUUAAUAUAUUGCCGACAUAUCGGUUUUCGGUUAUCUCGAUCAUCGGUUAUCUCGAUGCUUUUUUGGAAAACCAUGAGGGCGUCGACAUAACCGGGAUUCACUGUACUGGUUUCAAGAGUUCCAUAUGUAAAAACGACUACACCGCUGUGCCACAUAUAAUAAGGGAAAAUAUAACACUCAAGGCGUGCUGUAUCCCAAACAGCGUUAGUGAAAUCAUCAUGGGUGAAAGGGGCAUAAUCGGUGGAAGGGGUGGGAUAAUCAGAUGACCCAUGAAAUUACUUAACUAGUAAUUUAUAGAAAUCUUUUCUACUCAUUUUUUCCACAAACCAUUCCAUGCUCCUGUAAUAUUUGCACCUUCCUGCAGUCGCAGUUGGAGCGCCAAUACCACGCCCCUGACACCGACGCUACUAUGAAAAUUGAACCAUUAGUAUUACAAUAAUUUACGCUUAAAAUAAUGGUUAGAUGGUAUUAACUUUUUAAUAAAGAUAGUGAUCACAAGCCCGUUUAAUUCGCUGGUAGCUCAAGAACCCUUCACAUUUUCAGCAAAUCAAUUUUUUUUUUAUCAAUUGAGUUUUCACAUAAUUAAUUUUAGUAGCUCUAUAAUUAUUUGAUUUUUUUUUUUAGUUUUAAUUCUAAUAAAUCAGUGUGUGGUCGCUGGCUGUGCGGUUAAAUUUCAAAAUCAUACAAGACCAAUGAAUCCUUGUUUGUAGCGAUUUCCCUUUACAUGGGACAUACAGUCUGCUCUAUCUUUUGGACAUACAAUCUGCCCUAUCUUUUGGACAUACAAUCUGCCCUAUCUUUUGGACAUACAAUCUGCCCUAUCUUUUGGACAUACAAUCUGCCCUAUCUUUUGGACAUACAAUCUGCUCUAUCUUUAGGACAUACCAUCUGCUCUAUCUUUAGGACAUACAAUAUGCUCUAUCUAUAGGACAUACAAUCUGCUCUAUCUUUAGGACAUACAAUCUGCUCUAUCUUUAGGACAUACAAUCUGCUCUAUCUUUAGGACAUACAAUCUGCUCUAUCUAUAGGACAUACAAUCUGCUCUAUCUUUAGUACAUACAAUCUGCUCUAUCUUUAGGACAUACAAUCUGCUCUAUCUAUAGGACAUACAAUCUGCUCUAUCUUUUGGACAAUACAAUCUGCUCUAUCUUUUGGACAUACAAUCUUCCCUAUCUUUUGGACAUACAAUCUGCUCUAUCUUUAGGACAUACAAUCUGCUCUAUCUUUAGGACAUACAAUCUGCUCUAUCUAUAGGACAUACAAUCUGCUCUAUCUUUUGGACAAUACAAUCUGUUCUAUCUUUUGGACAUACAAUCUGCUCUAUCUUUUGGACAUACAAUCUGCUCUAUCUUUUGGACAUACAAUCUGCUCUAUCUUUUGGACAUACAAUCUGCUCUAUCGUUUUGACAUACAAUCUGCUCUAUCUUUUUAUCUAAGUGGGUUGAAUGGUUGGACCUUGAGUGGGUUGAAUGGUUGCACAUUGAAUGGGUUCAAUGAUUGGAUAAAGUUCGUUGAAUGAUUGGACCUUGAAUGGGUGGAAUUGUUUGACCUUGAAUUGGUUGAAUGGUUGGGCAUCGAAUGGGUUGACUGAUUGGACUUCGAGUGGGUUGAAUGAUUGGAACUAGAGUGGGUUGAAUGAUUGGACCUUGAAUGGGUUGAAUGAUUGGACCUCGAAUGGGUUAAAAGAUUGGAUCUCGAAUGGGUUAAUUGAUUGGACCUCGACUUGUUUGACUGAUUUGACCUCGAAUGGGUUGAAUGAUUGGACCUCGAAUGGGUUGAAUGAUUGGACCUCGAAUGGGUUGAAUGAUUGGACCUCGAAUGGGUUGAAAGAUUGGAUCUCGAAUGGGUUAAUUGAUUGGACCUCGACUUGUUUGACUGAUUUGACCUCGAAUGGGUUGAAUUAUUGGACCUCGAAUGGGUUAAUUGAUUGGACCUCGAGUGGGUUGAAUGAUUGGACCUCGAAUGGGUUGAAAGAUUGGACCUCGAAUGGGUUAAUUGAUUGGACCUCGAGUGGGUUGAAUGAUUGGACCUCGAAUGGGUUGAAUGAUUUGAACUCGAAUGGGUUGAAUGAUUGGACCUCGAAUGGGUUGAAUGAUUGGACCUCGAAUGGGUUGAAUGAUUGGACCUUGAAUGGGUUGAAUGAUUGGACCUUGAAUGGGUUGAAUGAUUGGACCUCAAAUGGGUUGACUGAUUGGACCUCGAAUGGGUUGAAUGAUUGGACCUCGAAUGGGUUGAAUGAUUGGACCUCGAAUGGGUUGAAUGAUUGGACCUCGAAUGGGUUGAAUGAUUGGACCUCGAAUGGGUUGAAAGAUUGGAUCUCGAAUGGGUUAAUUGAUUGGACCUCGACUUGUUUGACUGAUUUGACCUCGAAUGGGUUGAAUUAUUGGACCUCGAAUGGGUUAAUUGAUUGGACCUCGAGUGGGUUGAAUGAUUGGACCUCGAAUGGGUUGAAAGAUUGGACCUCGAAUGGGUUAAUUGAUUGGACCUCGAGUGGGUUGAAUGAUUGGACCUCGAAUGGGUUGAAUGAUUUGAACUCGAAUGGGUUGAAUGAUUGGACCUCGAAUGGGUUGAAUGAUUGGACCUCGAAUGGGUUGAAUGAUUGGACCUUGAAUGGGUUGAAUGAUUGGACCUUGAAUGGGUUGAAUGAUUGGACCUCAAAUGGGUUGACUGAUUGGACCUCGAAUGGGUUGAAUGAUUGGACCUCGAAUGGGUUGAAUGAUUGGACCUCGAAUGGGUUGAAUGAUUGGACCUCGAAUGGGUUGAAUGAUUGGACCUCGAAUGGGUUGAAUGAUUGGACCUCGAAUGGGUUGAAUGAUUGGACCUCGAAUGGGUUGAAUGAUUGGACCUCGAAUGGUUUGAAUGAUUGGACAUCGAAUGGGUUGAAUGUUUGGACCUCGAAUGGGUUGACUGAUUGGACCUCGAAUGGGUUGACUGAUUGGACCUCGAGUGGGUUGAGGGAUCGGAUCAGGUUUGGGGCAAAGGGUAAAUCUCAAUUGGGUUUAAUGAAAGAUUUUGUGGUGGGGUGUAUUUUUAGUCGGCUGACAAGAUGAUAGAGAGGGAGUCUCCAACUAGACUUCCCAUUGCAGGUGAAGAACUUUGGGUCGAAGUAAUCGUCCUCGGACUCAUCGCCAUGAUCUAUAUCUUGAAAUGCCAAACUUGUUACUAAGUGUCGGCAAUUUUAUUUCCUCGAGCCUAACUGUCAGUUGCCGACAGAGAGAAUCAAUCAACCGUAGCUUGCACCCGUCAUAUUUACCUGUUCAUAUUGGUUUUUGGAUGCCGCUAGGUGUACGCCCACUUCCUCCUUGGAUCUGCCCCUGUAUUCUCUUUUUCCUGCCUCCGUGAUACUAUAAAUGUAACCUUCAAUGUUUCAUCUCUCAACUGGUUAAAACAUGUCUGCUUCUCUCAAUUGGUUAAAACAUGACUGCUUCUCUCAACUGGUUAAAACAUGGCUGCUUCUCUCAACUGGUUAAAACAUGGCUGCUUCUCUCAACUGGUUAAAAGAUGGCUACUUCUCUCAACUGGUUAAAACAUGGCUACUUCUCUCAACUGGUUAAAACAUGGCUGCUUCUCUCAACUGAUUAAAACAUGGCUACUUCGCUCAACUGGUUAAAACAUGUCAUAAAAUCUUUGAGAUGUUUAACAGCUUCGUGGCAUUUCAAAUACUUUUUAAAAACAUUCUCAUGUUUAUCUCCUGUACACAGCAAUGCAUGCUAAUGUUAAAUCUCCAAUACAAAUAAACUUCCCAAUUUGAAGGCAGGAAUUGUUUGAUGAUGUGAACGGCAACAGCUCUGUGAAUGGUGGCCGUGGGGUGGCGCUGUAAACAAACAAACAAAUGAACAAAGCGCGCCGGUUUGGUCUUCGAAAAGCCAAGCUGCCCAGUCUUAGCAGGUAUCGAAAUCAGUGUCUCUGUGUAGUUGGUAUCGAAAUCAGUUUCUCCGUGUGGCUGGUAUCGAAAGCAGCUUAUCUGUGUGGCUGGUAUCGAAAGCAGGUUAUCUGCGUGGUUGGUAUCGAAAUCAGCUUAUCGGUGUAUCGAGACAAGUCUUCGCUGUGUUAUUUCAUUUUAGUUUACCAACACCAUGGAACAAACCUGGCCAUGCAUCAUGAUGCUGAUUCGUUGACCAGUAGGUGGAGUUUCGGGGUACCAAAGGAAACAUAUUCGCACGUCCGAGUAUCGAAGUAUCGACGUAUAGUUACGGUCAACUUUCUCAAAGCUCUCGCCAUUGUUGCCAGUUGCCACAGCUUGUUUGUCACUGUCGAGUCACGAGGUUUCUCUUCAUGGCGCGUCAUCACAAGAUGGAAUCCAGAUAGCAUACCUAGGGAUACACAUUUUUAAUGCUCCCAUCAUUUCCUCUCUCUGUCUCUUCCACUUCCUGUCCUUCCCCCCUCUCUCUCUCUCUCUCUCUCUCUCUCUCUCCCUUUCCCCUCUCUCUUUCUCACUCUCUUUCUCUCUCUCUCUCUCUUUCUCUCUCUCUCUCUUUCUCUCCUCCCUCUUCAUCCAACUUCUCUUUACCUCUCCAUUCCCCUCUCUUUCUCUCUAUUCCUCUCUCUUUAUCCCCCUUCUCUCCCUCACUUUAUCUCCCUAUCUAAGUUGCUUUUUCUCUCGAUCCCUCUCUCGAUCUCACUCCUACCAUUUAUAGCCCUCUUUAUCUUACUAGUUCACUCAUUCGUUCUGUUACUCAUUAUCAUCUUCACACAAACUAUCUCCCUCUUUCGAUCGCUCUCCUUAUCCCCCCUCUCUCUUUCUCACUUCACGCUUCUCUCUCACUCUCUUAACUAGUUAAAACAUGACUGCUUCUCUCAACUUGUUAAAACAUGGCUACUUCUCUCAACUGGUUAAAACCUAGCUGCUUCUCUCAACUGGUUAAAACAUGGCUAUUUCUCUCAACUGGUUAAAACAUGGCUACUUCUCAAACAUAACCGUUUGUGCCAUUACAUAACCACCUCUUUCUUACAGAGGAGUUAAACAGCAUUACUGCCUUCUAAGGCGGGCCAGGUGUUUUGUCACCCUUCUUCCACACAUAAAAAGCAUUUGCCAUUGGCCUAACGUACCACCCCGCUCUAUAAAAGAAAAAAGUGCCCCAGGGGUGGACCACUCCCUCGGCAUCCCAUUCAUACGCCACUGCUUUCUUAUACAACCUCCGUCUCCAUACAUAACCAUCGCUCCAUACAUAACCAUCGCUUCCCUUACAUAACCAUCGCCCCAUUACAUAACCAUUGCCCCAUACAUAACUAUUGCCCCUUACAUAACCAUCGCCCCUUACAUAACCAUCGCCCCUUACAUAACCAUCGCCCCUUACAUAGCCAUUGCCCCUUACAUAACCAUUUCCCCUUACAUAACCAUUGCCCCUUACAUAACCAUCACCCCUUUACAUAACCAUUUCCCCUUACAUAACCAUCACCCCCUUACAUAACAUUGCCCCUUACAUAACCAUCACCCCCUUACAUAACCAUCACCCCCUUACAUAACCAUCACCCCCUUACAUAACCAUUGCCCCUACAUAACCAUUGCCCCUACAUAACCAUUGCCCCUUACAUAACCAUUGCCCCUUACAUAACCAUCCCUUACAUAACCAUCACCCCCUUACAUAACCAUUGCCCCUUACAUAACCAUCACCCCCUACAUAACCAUCACCCCCUUACAUAACCAUUGCCCCUUACAUAACCAUUGCCCCUUACAUAACAAUUGCCCCUUACAUAACCAUUGCCCCUUACAUAACCAUUGCCCCUUACAUAACCAUUUCCCCUUACAUAACCAUUGCCCCUUACAUAACCAUUUCCCCUUACAUAACCAUUUCUCCUUACAUAACCAUUGCCCCUUACAUAACCAUUGCCCCUUACAUAACCAUUGCCCCUUACAUAACCAUCGCCCCAUUACAUAGCCAUCGCCUCCUUACAUAACCAUCGCUUCUCUUACAUAACCAUCGCUUCCCUGACAUAACCGUCUUAAAGAUGACGAUCUCUCUCCUCACCUAGUACAAAGAUAGCGCUAAGUUCGACCACCCAACAAUUACCUAACGAUCUACUUCAUAUACCGCUUCCUUGUUUAAACAAGGAUAAUCACUUACUACAGUUUCCUUUUUUUUUUUUUUUACUCGAUACCAAAUUUCCUCGACUCCAGGUCUACAUUUCGACUCCUAUGACGUGUAUUGCGUCAUGCCGUGCUCACCUUGUACUGAUGAUAAAGCACAAACAAUCAAAGGACUUUUGAAGACUUUCAGUCCAGGAACGUAGUCGAAUACAUUAUUAUUACUACCGACUACCCUCUCAUUGAAUCCAAACCACGGAUUCGACACCUGUUUAUUUAUCGUCCCUUUGUUAUAUCGAUAUCACAUGAAGACGGUUAUCGAGUGUGUGAGUGUGUCUGUGGGAGAGAGGGGGGGGGGGACGACACUCCUCAUCAGGGAAACGAGUCUAUUGUUGNUGUGGGAGAGGGGGGGGGGGGACGACACUCCUCAUCAGGGAAACGAGUCUAUUGUUGGCAGUGAUACCACCCAGGACUCGAGGACAUGCCGAGCUCGCCCCCCCCCCCAUACUCCACACUUUUUCCCCGAGUGUUUUAUUAUUGGUAUCUGCGCCCUGAAAGAUGGCGGGUACAGCGUACGUGCGUCAUGCCUGGCAUCCAAUCGCUGGAUGGGAUCAUUGAUCCGUACGUUUUUUUGUGUCUUGUUUAGGGGACUAUCGACGAACUGGAACAAAAAAUAAAUUCUACGACUUGUGAUUCGUUUUAUAACAAAAUUUCCUCUCACCUCAUUGGUGAAGAGUUAUUCGCCUGAUUGGUGAAGAGUUAGUCAUUAGUUGUGUGAAAAUUGUGCUUUCGUUCAAGGAAUUCACCUGGAUUUUUUUUCUCAAAGAAAAUGUAUUUCGCUACGAUUUGUUUAGAGAUUACGUUCCAUGUUUCAAAGACGUAGAAGAUAGUUAAAAUUUUGGAUUUUAAAAUUUUUUUGCGGUGUGUCUUCGAGGAUCUACAAAACAAACUUUUGAUUCAAUUUUUUUUUUCUUUUCUCAUUUUCAAAAAUUUUUUAAACAUUUUUUUAGUUUAAGUUUUAAUACAUCUAUAAAUUAAAGCUGUUGUUGUAGAGGUAAUAGUUUUAGAUAGUUGCAAAGUUAUUUAUUGCGUAAUUUAUUUAUGGCUGAUGUAAUGGUAGAUAAUGAGGACAUGAUGUAAUAUAAGGAUAAUAUAAUGGUGACAUGACGGUGACAUACUUGUGAAUAUUAUGGUGAUUAGAUACAUUUUUACAGAAGUUUCACAAAGUUGUUGGGGGUUAUGCUUGCCGUAAGAAAAAGGGGGGUGGGGGGGUGUAGGCACUACGUCAGGGAUAAUCAUUAUUUUGGUAUUUAUCUAUGUAAGGCUGUAAUCUCGGCUGUAAUGUCUUAAUAACUUCAUCAAACAGCGCGUGCAGAUGUGUGUUUUUGAGGACCCGUUUGAUAAAAUUCCUAUUCCUAAAUGGGAUUUUUAAAAAAACUGAUUUUCGUGAAUAUUUUAUUUUUUACAGAAAGCCAAUCAAUGGAGAUCGCACUGAGAGUGCGCUAUUUGAAUGCAUGUCUUCUCAAAUAACUCUAGGUUUUCGUUGUUUGGUCCCUAUGUUUUAGCCAUUGUUUGGUCUCUAUGUUCUAGCCGUUGUUUGGUCCCUAUGUUUUAGCCAUUGUUUGGUCUCUAUGUUCUAGCCGUUGUUUGAUCCCUAUGUUUUAGCCAUUGUUUGGUCCCUAUGUUUUAGCCGUUGUUUGGUCUCUAUGUUUUAGCCAUUGUUUGGUCUCUAUGUUUUAGCCGUUGUUUGGUCUCUAUGUUUUAGUCGUUGUUUGGUCUCUAUAAUUUAGCCGUUAUUUGGUCCCUAUGUUUUAGCCGUUGUUUGGUCUCUAUGUUUUAGCCGUUGUUUGAUCCCUAUGUUUUAGCCGUUGUCUGGUCCCUAUGUUUUAGCCGUUGUUUGGUCCCUAUGUUUUAGCCGUUGUUUGGUCUCUAUGUUUUAGCCGUUGUUUUGGUCUCUAUGUUUUAGCCGUUGUUUGGUCUCCAUGUUUUCGCGAUGGUUUGCUGGGUUAUUUCUAAUAGUAGAAAUGUACGACUCAUUUAUUCAAUUUAAUUGAAUCCAUUUCCAGAUAUCAUUAGAUCCACGUCCAAUGCAGAAUUCAAUCACAUUCUCUAUACACACAUUUCACAUUGUCUAUACACACAUUUCACAUCGUCUAUACACACAUUCACAUUGUCUAGGCACAUAUUUCACGUUAUCUAUGCACACAUGUCACAUUGUCUAUGCACGCAGUUCCCAUUGUAUAUACACACAUUUCACUUUGUAUAUACACAAAUUUCACAUUGUCUGUACGCACAUUUCCCAUUGUAAAUUCACACAUUUCACAUUGUCUGUACGCACAUUUCACAUUGUCUGUACGCACAUUUCACAUUGUCUAUAUGCAUAUUUCACAUUAUCUAUACUCACAUUUCACAUUGUCUAUGCACACAUUUCACAUUGUGUAUGCACACAUUUCACAUUGUCUAUUAACACAUUUCACACUGUCUAUGCACAAAUCUACCAUUUCUAUAAAAAUUAUGGAUUAAAAUUAUCCUUGGAAAAGCCCACAAUUUGUUAAAAUUUGGGACUAAUGAGAAAAAAAUAUGGAUUCGGUGAUCCCGGACGAUGCCCCCAAUUUGUUACGCACUGACUUGUAUUGGGAGAAAUUAAUCUCAUAUUUUAAUUUUAAUUGGCUCGUUGUAAGCAGUGCCUAACAAAGGACGAUACCAUAGAAUCAACAAUAUUAAAGAUACGACCCAAACAGUUUCUAGUUACAAUUAAUUAAGAUUUAUUAUGUCUUAAGGUAAUUACAAAAGAAAAGAAAAGAAAAUUACAAUCUUCAACUUACAGUAUGGUAGAUCUUGUACCGGUACACAGUUAAUACAAUUAGAAAUAAUGAUGCCAAUAAAUAAUGCGAAAUAAACACAUAAGUAGGAGCACACAAAUACACAAAGAAUAAAACACGCCUCGUAAUGUUAAGAAAAAUUAUUAGAAAAUCUCCCUCCCUUGUCCGUGCCUGUCAAUCCCUUAUAUAGGUGGGUCUACCGACGCCUAAGCCCUGCCUUCGACAAGCUUCAUGACGUUUCUAGAACCAUCCGAAUCAUUCUACAAAACACUACUUGGAACAGAUUAAUUAUUUUUAGUAGAUUAGCGGUGUAAACAAGAAUAUAUCAAAGGCCUAAGCCACACCCCUUUGUGAACACAGCGUCUCAUGCGGGAUCAAUCAGAGGGCACGCACGAGAAAUAUUAUGUAAACAAGCUCUCUAUAACAACACAUUUCACAUUGUCUAUUAACACAUUUCACAUUGUCUAUGCACAAAUCUACCAUUUCUAUACGCACAUUUUCCAUUGUCUAUACACACAUUUCAGAUUGUCUGUACGCACAUUUCACAUUGUCUAUGCACACAUUUCACAUUGUCUAUGCACACAUUUCACAUUAUCUAUACAUGCAUUUCACGUUAUCUAUACACACAUUUCACAUUGUCUAUACACACAUUUCACAUUGUCUAUACACAUAUUUCACAUUAUCUAUACGCACAUUUCACAUUACCUAUACGCACAAUUCACAUUAUCUAUACGCACAUUUCAAAUUGCCUAUACACAUAUUUCACAUUGCCUAUGCACACAUUUCACAUUGCCUAUGCACACAUUUCACAUUAUAUAUGCGCACAUUUCACAUUAUCUAUGCACACAUUUCCCAUUGUCUUUACAAACUAUUUUUGAAAUAUUUUUUAUACAAGUUUUAAUUCUGCUAUUUCAUUUUUAGAGAAACCUUUUCAAUGACUUAAAAUAGAUAAUUUAGAAUAUGACGGUACACAUAUUUGUGUGGUGUGGUGGGGUGGGCCCGCUGAAAACCCUGACAAUAAACGAUGUUACUCCUAAUGCGCCACGGUGACCAGAAGUCUUUCCAAUAGAAACGUUUCACAAUGACGUCAUAUCAUUUUAUUUUUACAGAAAGAAAAGUGUCGGUGGGGGGGGGGGGGGGGGGGGGGGGGGAAGGGGAUUUCCUUUUUAAACAAAUUGGUGUGGGGGCUGCGGUGGACCCAAACAUUGGUAUAUCUGCCGUAAAUAAAUUCAAAUUUCUUUCUACAACAUAAAUUCAACAUUCUUUCUCUAACAUUUCAUGUUGUCUUGAACCUCACCCCACACAGAGAACAUUGUAUGUAAUAUGGCCACAGAGAACAUUGUAUGUAAUAUGGCCACAGAGAACAUUGUAUGUAAUAUGGCCACAGAGAAAAUUGUAUGUAAGAUGGCCACAGAGAACAUUGUAUGUAAAAUGGCCACUGAGAACAUUGUAUGUAAUAUGGCCACAGAGAACAUUGUAUGUAAUAUGGCCACUGAGAAAAUUUUAUGUAAUAUGGCCACUGAGAACAUUGUAAGUAAUAUGGCCACAGAGAACAUUGUAUGUAAUAUGGCCACUGAGAACAUUGUAUGUAAUAUGGCCACUGAGAACAUUGUAUGUAAUAUGGCCACUGAGAACAUUGUAUGUAAUAUGGCCACUGAGAAAAUUGUAUGUAAUAUGGCCACUGAGAACAUUGUAAGUAAUAUGGCCACAGAGAACAUUGUAUGUAAUAUGGCCACUGAGAACAUUGUAUGUAAUAUGGCCACAGAGAACAUUGUAUGUAAUAUGGCCACUGAGAACAUUGUAUGUAAUAUGGCCACAGAGAACAUUGUAUGUAAUAUGGCCACAGAGAAAAUUGUAUGUAAUAUGGCCACUGAGAACAUUGUAAGUAAUAUGGCCACAGAGAACAUUGUAUGUAAUAUGGCCACUGAGAACAUUGUAUGUAAUAUGGCCACUGAGAACAUUGUAUGUAUUAUGGCCACUGAGAACAUUGUAUGUAUUAUGGCCUACGACAAGUAAAACAGAUUUCCCUGUUAGUUAGGCUAAUACAAGUUUAUCGAUUUUUAACAAAAUACUAUGUUCCAGAUAACACUAUGUUCCAGAUAACACUAUGUUCCAGAUAACACUAUGUUCCAGAUAACACUAUGUUCCAGAUAACACUAUUCUAUCUUAAACCGAUUCAACCGUUUGGACUUUACCGCGUAUAUCCCGGUCCGAAGCGUCUUCCCGUGGUCUGAUAAUUAGUGAAUGUUUCAGUCUCCGGUCUCAAGCAUGUGGUCCCAGUUCUGUGGUCCCUGGUCUGUGGUCCCUGGUCUGAGGUCCCUGGUCUGUGGUCCCUGGUCUGUGGUCCCUGGUCUGUGGUCCCUUGUCGUGGUCCCUGGUCUGUGGUCCCUGGUCUGUGGUUCCUGGUCUGUGGUCCCUGGUCUGUGGUCCCUGGUAUGUGGUCCCUGGUAUGUGGUCCCUGGUAUGUGGUCUCUGGUCUUUUAUGAACUGGUAUGUGAUCCCUGGUCUGUGGUCCCUGGUCUGUGGUCCCUGGUCUAUUGUCCCUGGUCUUUGGUCUGUUAUCUCUUGUCUUUGGUCUCUGGUACCUGAUCUGUGGUCCCUCGUCUGCGGUCCCGGGCACGUGUUCCAUGGUCUUUGGUCUCUAGUCUGUGGCACCUGAUCUGUUGUCCCUCGUCUGUGGUCCUGAGCUUGUGGUCCCUGGUCUCUGGUCGUGCGGGUUUUUCUGUAGAUCACCGGCUAAAACAAUAUACUAAAAUAAAUCUUAGUUCCAAAUUAAUUUUCUUUUCAAGCGGCGUUUCCAUCAAAUGUAAAUAAUUCCAAACCAAUCCAAUUGCUUCUGUGCACGUGUGCUGCCACCGCAGGCCAGCACAACUUACAGUUUAGGUUGUGCAGGACUGUCUUACAGUAGCAAUUGUGUAAUGCAUCUGGAUGGCGGGUCAGUUUGUCUGUCUAAAAUACGGUCGCCUCUAAAACUGGAUGACACACGGGAUGUAGUUCCACUUUUUUAAACUAGCCGUUGACGUCAUGCAUGCCAAAAAUAUGUCCAAAUAUUUGAAUUAGAACAUGGGAAAUAAUUCAGUGGUUAUAAAUGAUGGGUUACAAUUUAGAUGGUUAUAAAUGAGGGGGCUAUAAACUUGGUGUUAUAAUAAAGGGGUUAUAAAUAAUUAAGGGUUAUGGUGAAAUAAAUCUCGUCAUGGACCAAUUACGACAGAAUCCCGUCGAGCAGCUGAAAUGUCAUGUACAGGAGGUGGGAGUCAUUCAACCGUGACAGCCACACCACCACUGACAGACAGGUCAAUGCCAUGCCACAAUGAUUUGUGCUUAAGAUCGUCCAGAGUUGAUUGUUUCCAGUGGUAUGUUGGUGUGCAGAGGCUAGGACCGGGGAUGGGGCAAGCAGAGGCUAGGACCGGGGAUGGGGCAAGCAGAGGUUAGGACCGGGGAUGGGGCAAGCAGAGGCUAGGACCGGGGAUUCGGCAAGCAGAGGCUAGGACCGGGGAUGUGGCAAGCAGAGGCUAGGACCGGGGAUGGGGCAAGCAGAGGCUAGGACCGGGGAUGGGGCAAGCAGAGGCUAGGACCGGGGGUGGGGCAAGCAAAGGCGGGGCCCGGGGCAGAAUCUAAUUUUUCUAAAUAUUUUUAGAAGACCUCUGAAGAAGGCGCACGGGAGUCUCCGCAACAUCAUGUGUGGCACUACAGCCUGCCCCCCCUCCCCCCACACUUUUUCUGGUUCUUCCAUUCGAAUGGGUCCAUGGCUUUCCGCCUCCACGCGCGGACCCCCAGCCGAUGUAAGUCCUUUUCUACGUCUUUAGUCCAUCUCAGUCUUAAUCGACUGCUGAUCCGUCUGUCGCUAGGUUUCUGAUUACUUUUGCCGCGCUGCUAUCCGGCAUACUCUCAAGAUGUCUCGUCCAGCGUAGUCUGCAAUUUUUUAAUCGUUGCAACCAUGUGUCGGUCUUCAAACAAUUGCUACAAGUCUUGGUGUUUGUACCCAUUCUCCCUCCAUUAUUAUCUGUCCAGGAUACGUGUAUUUUCCUGAGAAGCUGCCUCUCUCAUAUGUUGAACAGUUUCUUCUAUGCCUUUCUUAAACCGAAACAUUUGCUAACCGAACUAAUUGCUCACAUUGAAACCAAUUGAAAUGUAUUUGAUCUUUCCAGCGCUUUGGAGUGGUCAACAAUCGACCAGAGGAAAGAAGACAAAACUGGGUUUUUGUUAGCGACUCGUCUUUGUUGGUUGUGCCAGACGGCUCUUUGACCUUGGAGGGGGGGUCACUCGUUGUCUGGUUGCCUGGCUUACAUAUGCAUCCAUCUGGUUACAAGUAACAACUUACAUCCCGGAGUGUGUUAGGUCUCUCCUUGUAUGUGUUAGGUCUCUCCUUGUCUGUGUUAGUUCUCUCCUUGUCUGUGUUAGGUCUCUCCUUGUCUGUGUUAGGUCUCUCCUUGUCUGUGUUAGUUCUCUCCUUGUCUGUGUUAGGUCUCUCCUUGUCUGUGUUAGGUCUCUCCUUGUCUGUGUUAGGUCUCUCCUUGUCUGUGUUAGUUCUCUCCUUGUCUGUGUUAGUUCUCUCCUUGUCUGUGUUAGAUUAUCUCCUUGUCUGUGUUAGAUUCUCUCCUUGUCUGUGUUAGAUUCUCUCCUUGUCUGUGUUAGAUUCUCUCCUUGUCUGUGUUAGGUCUCUCCUUGUCUGUGUUAGGUCUCUCCUUGUCUGUGUUAGUUCUCUCCUUGUCUGUGUUAGUUCUCUCCUUGUCUGUGUUAGAUUAUCUCCUUGUCUGUGUUAGAUUCUCUCCUUGUCUGUGUUAGAUUCUCUCCUUGUCUGUGUUAGAUUCUCUCCUUGUCUUUGUGCCCAGUUCAUUACUCAAAUGGUAUUUCCUUACAACCUUUAAUUGCGAUCAUCACCCAAAUCUUUUAAUGUUAUUUUUUUAUGUCGAUGAAACAUGAUAGAAUGAUAACUUUGUAACUCAUAAGUAAAUUAAAACUGACCAUGAAUUUAACAAUCGAACUCAACUAUCAAAUACUUAAUGUGCAUGUUUAUAAUAUUAUUUAUACAUAUAAAAUAAUUUAAUUUUAAAUGUAUUAAUGUCAAUGCUGUGGACGCCCGAAUAUAUUUAACCGUCCAGUCGUGAGUGAUCCUAAUUAUGUUAAGUUUCCCGUAAGCGGUAUGACAUUGACUUGAUGAGAAUUCGGAGAACUUCUGCGACCUUUAACGCAUAAAAAUCACAGUGAGACACACACUGUUAGUACCUAUUGGAUCCUGGUCUAUUUCCAGCCGGGGGGUGUGGGGGGGGGGGGGGCACCCCCCCCCCCCAAAAAAUCUUAAUUGCCCCCCCCCCCCCCCCAAAAAAAAAAAAAAAUCUGAAGUGCCCCGGGGGGAAAAUUUCUGAAAAAAACACUGAGAGUGAGGCUAACGAAUUGAACGCCUAUCCCUCACUUUAAACAAAAUACAGCUGAAGUCAAGGCUACCUAGCACUCAUGUCGAAAUAGUUUUAAUCAAUCAUUUUAUUUUAAUUUUACAUACUCACAAUUAACUGAUUAUAUCACGUAAUGGAUGUACGGUAAAAAGAUCAAAUUUAAUACGGAGCUUGGUCUUAGUUGAUCUUUAUCAAAUUUAUGGUUGAUCCCAGAUUGACCCAUUCCUGAAUUGUUUCUUCCAGCUCUUUAAUCGGAAGGGAAAACAAGAUGGUAGAUUUCCUACUACAACUUCCGCUACCGUCCCACAAUUCCCCGUUACACUAGAUGAACGAUUUUUGCAAUUUAUUUUCUUUAUAGUAGGUCAAUUCUGAACAUUUUAUCUGUUAUCUUCUUAUUAAAAGCUUGCGUUAAAAUUUAUUUACAAUGUAGUUCAUAUUGCCACGAUUAAUUAUUGAUUUAGAGAACAAAGAUAAACUACAAAUAUUUAGCUUAAGGGAAAAAAAACAAAGAAAAUGAUGUUAAAAAAUAUAAUUAAUUUUAUUAAAAAUCAGCAUUACAUAACUAUUGACCGCCAUUGUUGUUCUGUGCUUCUUUAUUGAUUAUUUACAUGGACCGACCCACCCCCCACCAAGCCCCCCACCCAGACCCCCCCCCCAACAAUGUUGAUGAACGUCAAUUAUUUCGGGCAUUAAACGUGACAACAUGCCGUUGCUAUUGGCAACCGCUGCCUUCGAUUUUAAUCUGCUUCCAUUUAUCACAUCUUCCUACCGCAUGACUCUUUUAUUGGUUUAGUUUAACGUUUAAUGGGGGGUAAAAUCAGGGUUUUUAGGGGGGAGGGGUGGUGUAGGGCAGGGCGUUUAGGGCAGGGCGUAUAUGGCAGGGGGUUCCUAGAUUUUUGUGUAUUUGUAAGUUUUCAGCUAUUGAAAUUAUUUUUUAAAAUGUACUAUUCGUAUAAAUUAUUUUGAUUCAUUUCUAUGAUUGCAUGCAAUUGUGAUGGAAAGAGGUUGCGGGGGGGGNAAACACUAAGCCGACCCACGACGACACCAACCCUAGCUACGCCACUGAGGGUUGGGCGGGGGGGAGGGGGUUGGCCAAACACUAAGCCGACCCACGACGACACCAACCCUAGCUACGCCACUGAGGGUUGGGCAGGGGGCUAGUGGGUGGCCAAACACUAAGCCGGCCCACGACGACACCAACCCUAGCUACGCCACUGAGGGUUGGGCAGGGGGCUAGUGGGUGGCCAAACACUAAGCCGACCCACGACGACACCAACCCUAGCUACGCCACUGAGGGUUGGGCAGGGGCCUAGUGGGUGGACAAACACUAAGCCGACCCACGACGACACCAACCCUAGCUACGCCACUGAUUGCAUGUCAUCGUUCGCCAGAAUAAAAAUGAUCUCAUAUGAUAAAUAACUUCAUGAUAACAUACACUCCAACAUCCAAUAUGUAAAUUUUCCUAACUCUUCUCCCCCCCCCUUCCCCCUCCCAGGAAUCCCCACCCCCCUCAGUUUUGUUGGUGGGGCUCAAGCUACCGUCAUGAAGAUUGAAAUUUUAAUUUUGUCGCCAGUUAAGUCCACGAGAUUCAAUACUGAAAUAUCAAACCUACAAUACGACUACUGUGUUUGUAUUGCAAUAAAUACCUGUAAAAAUAACAGCAGUAACUAUUUUAAAGAAAAUUGUUGUGGCCAACAUGACAUAACAUGACAUGACAUGACAUUGCUUGCCCUAUUUUAAACGUAAGCUCAUCUGGAUCUCGGAGACUAAAUGUCUAUCUAUAAUCUUAGCAUUGCCCCCCUCACCCCCUUCUUUUCCAGUGGGGUGUAGGUCCCAUCAGUGGCGUAGCUAAGGUUGGUGUCACCCGGUACGGUAAUCUCGUGAUGUUACUACGGUACGGUAACUCCUGAUGUUACACCCGGUACAGUAAACUCGUGGUAUUACACCCGGUAAGGUAAACUCGUGAUGUUACACCCGGUACGGUAACCUCGUGGUAUUACACCCGGUACGGUAAACUCGUGCUUUACACCUGGUACGGUAAACUCGUGGUAUUACACCCGGUAAGGUUAACUCGUGGUAUUACACCCGGUACGGUAAACUCGUGGUGUUACACCCGGUACGGUAAACUCGUGGUAUUACACCUGAUACGGUAAACUCGUGGUAUUACACCUGGUACGGUAAACUCGUGGUGUUACACCCGGUACGGUAAACUCGUGCUGUUACACCCGGUACGGUAAACUCGUGAUGUUACACCCGGUACGGUAAACUCGUGCUGUUACACCCGGUACGGUAAACUCGUGAUGUUACACCCGGUACGGUAAACUCGUGGUAUUACACCCGGUACGGUAAACUCGUGAUGUUACACCCGGUACGGUAAACUCGUGAUGUUACACCCGGUACGGUAAACUCGUGCUGUUACACCCGGUACGGUAAACUCGUGAUGUUACACCCGGUACGGUAAACUCGUGCUGUUACACCCGGUACGGUAAACUCGUGCUGUUACACCCGGUACGGUAAACUCGUGCUGUUACACCCGGUACGGUAAACUCGUGGUAUUACACCCGGUACGGUAAACUCGUGAUGUUACACCCGGUACGGUAAACUCGUGGUAUUACACCCGGUACGGUAAACUCGUGAUGUUACACCCGGUACGGUAAACUCGUGGUAUUACACCCGGUACGGUAAACUCUUGGUAUUACACCCGGUACGGUAAACUCGUCGUGUUAUAUCCCCCUCCUCUUGACUUUCACCAUGGACUCCUUCUUGUUAAAAUAAGUUUACAUUAAAACAAUGACAAGAUAGAAAAACGAACUAAUUGAAGACCAAGAUGUAAAUGUAUUGGGAACUGUAACAACGUUAAGUUAUAGUUAUUUUUCUUUUACAAUAAAUUUGCUAUAUUUAAAAGUUUUCUUUCCUGGGCUUCAAAGCUGCAAACCUGUCAAUCACAUGAUCAAUAUCAAUAUCCUUUAGCGUAUCACUUUCAUUUGAUAUCAGAGCCAGAUCAGAAAGCCUUGGCUGUCUCAUGGUGGAUCGUAAAGAGUUCUUGAUAAGCCUUACUCUUGAAAAACUCCGCUCACAUGAAGCCACAGACUCACAGGUCGUAAGAAACAAUUGAAGAUUUGGCGAGAGUAUUUGAAGAGAUUCUAGGAAGUCCCUUUCAGCUGUGAAUUUCAAAACAUCAAAUAUUGACCAGUCCAUGGCUUUGUGAAAUUCAAUAUCAGUAAAUAUCAGCUGCCUUUGGGUGUAUUCUAGGCCUUGGUAUUUCUUUUGAAAGAUCAUCUUCUGAUAACUCAUCAUAGAAGGACACCAAUAACUUUUCUUCAAUUGCUGAUAGUAGACUCUUGGGUUGAACAGCCCCAAACAUAUCUCCUACUUCCUUUAUCGCAGAUGAUCUGAUCUGGAGUUCAGAAUAAAAACGAUCACUCCAGCAUCUCCUUACUGUUUCUUCUCGCAGAGAGAGAGUCCAGCAUCUAUUAAUUGUUCCCCUGCCAUUCUCUUCUUAAACAUUAAUCUUCUCUUUACCGAAAUUCCAUAGGGUCUGAUUUUAAAUGCGCCUUUUCAAUAGCACGUUCCACUAAGUGACAGUGCUUCUGGUGCAGAAACAAUCUUAAGGCCUCUAGGUUUCGUCACCACUUUGUCAAGCCUUUAGCCUGCAGAUAAUCCUGUGUAACAUUGACUUCCUCAAGUAGAUCAGCCUAAAAGGUAAACGUAGCUGACAAACGUGACAUCACAGACAGCAUGUCAAAGACCUUCGAGCUCAAAUAUUGAGGGGCGAUGCUAGUGACAAAAAGGCAAAAUUGUAAAUAAACACAACCAUGUUUCCGGCCACCCGCUGCUCUCGAAACACAGCAGAGUAAAUAAACACAACCAUGUUUCCGGCCACCCGCUGCUCUCGAAACACAGCAGAGUAAAUAAACACAACCAUGUUUCCGGCCACCCGCUGCUCUCGAAACACAGCAGAGUAAAUAAACGCAACCAUUUUUCCGGCCACCCGCUGCUCUCGAAACAUGGCAGAGUAAAUAAACACAACCAUUUUUCCGACAGGAUGUUACCGACUGGCUUUAUUUCUUGGCGAGUUAGUUGUCCGAGAGUUUUCUUAUGAAGCGGUCGCCCAGAUGUUAUAACAAGGUUCUUAAAUAAUGUUUGUUCCACACCGAGCCUAAUAGUUUUUGAGAAUCUUAGGGGGACGGGCAUCCUGCUGCCAAAUAGUUGGGUUUCCUGAUUAUUGUGUUCUCCGGGGUGGACAGUCCCUCCUCGCCAACCCACCCACCCCCCUUUUUUUUUCCUACGCCACUGAACUAAACGCAACUCUUACUACAAAUAGACACGAAUUGACGAAUUAUUCCAACAACAUUUAUGUCGCGGGUUUAAAUCUUAACCCAUGUCUUCAAGAUCCCCACCCCCACCCCCGACCGUGUCUGUUCCGCCUUUGACUAAUACUCUGCCUAUGACGAGGCUAUCUGCCUUGUGAAAACGGAGGUUGUAAUGUUGCCGGCAAAGCGUGCCAAAGAUGACACGGUGCAGCGUCGUGCAAACACACGACAACGGGAGAAACCCCUUCAAAGAUUUUAACCCUCCAGUAAUCGCCGGACAUUUGUGUGGCGUCGUGGCGUCUGGCGAGUUUUACCGGUGCUGGAUUCGGAAACAAAGUAUAUUCUUUACAUUUGUAUAGUAUCGAAUAAUUCAAACUCUACUCUUUCGGCUGGGUGAGGGGUUUCAAAAUGUAUCUAAAGACAAAUUUUUUUAAUACCCCCCUGGUAAAAAAUCUGUGGUUUGAAUGAAUGAAGUCAGAGUCCUAGACUACGAACAACAAUCUGUUUAUGACUGAAUAAAGUCAAGAGUCCUAGACUCGGGUCGACAAUCUUUGUAAGACUGAAUGAAGUCAGAGACCUAUACUAGGGUCAACAAUAUGUGUAUGAUUAAAUGAAGUAUCAGUCCUAUACUCUGAUCAACAAUCUGUGUAUGAAUGAAUGAAGUCAGAGUCCUAGACUGGGGUCAACAUUCUGUGUAUGAUUGAAGUCAGAGUCCUAGACUCGGGUCAACAAUCUAUGUAUGACGGAAUGAAGUCAGAGUCCUAGACUUGGGUCCACAAUCUGUGCAUGACUGAAUGAAGUCAGAGUACUAGACUUGGGUCCACAAUCUGUGCAUGACUGAAUGAAGUCAGAGUCCUAGACUUGGGUCAACAAUCUGUGCAUGACUGAAUGAAGUCAGAGUCCUAGACUUGGGUCCACAAUCUGUGCAUAACUGAAUGAAGUCAGAGUCCUAGACUUGGGUCAAAAAUAUUUGGUGUAUGACUGAAUGAAGUCAGAAUCCUAGACUCAAGUCCCUCAGAAGUAUAUUUGCCUGACAGCCUCGAUACACUUUUUAAAUCUAGUGAAGCUAAAAUCGUCAAAUCCCCUUGUUUCACUCUCCCAGCUAAGCUCAGAACAAGCGAUCCCAUAAUUGUGCCAUCGAUCUGCGGGCGACGAAAAUCAAUGAGAAUUGCGAUUGAACAAAUUGUUUGAAGUUGAAGGUAAACGUUUGUUUUCUUUGUCCUGGCUGACCUUCACGGGCUGACCUUUGCGCGAUGACCUUCACGGGCUGACCUUCACGAGCUGACCUUCGCGGGCUGACCUUCGCGGGCUGACCUUUGCAGGGCUGACCUUUGAUGGCUGACCUUUGCGGGCUGAUCUCUGGCGUGCGUGCAGGGGCGGGUCCACGGUAGAAUUGUUUAAAAUAUCUUAAGAGAGAAAUUAAUUUUUCUGUUUCACGUCAUAUGCAGGGCCAGGAAUAACACCAAGGUUCUUAAACAAUGUUUGUUCCACACUGAGCCUAAUAGUUUUUGAGCACCCUAUGGGGCGGGCAUCCAUCCUGCUGCCAAAUUGUGUUAAAAUGUUAUAUGGCUGGUCUUGUCACUUGUACAGCUGAUGUCUCUAGGCAAGUGGUUCUCAGGCUUUUUAUUACCGUGACUCCUUAAAAUCAUUUGCCCAGUUGAGGCGACCCACACCUAGGAUUAUUUCUUGAAAUGAUAAAAGGGUGUUGAGAAGUCAAGGGGGCGGAGGGUAUAUUAUAUUGACUUAUCUGACUUCUCAAUAUUUUUUUUUCAUUUAUAGGCUUAUCUUGCAUUUAUCUUGAUAUUUUUUUUUCAUAAUGAAACUUAAUCAUUUUAUACAACAACAAAAAAAACACUGUAUACAAUUCGUUGUGAAUUUUCUAACCUUUUUUUUUAAUGUUCAAAAGAAUGAAAUGUUUAAUUUUAAAUGUUUUACAGUACAAUCAACAAACAAAACUUACCGUAUGUAAGAGAAAGAUGAAAACUUAAACGUUUCGGGGGGGGGGGGGGGGGCAAAAAAAAAAAAAAAAAAAAAAAAAAAAAAAAAAAAAAAAAAAAAUCCCAUUAAUGUCAUACAAAUUAAAAGACAUUGUCAAAAAACGUGAAUCGAUUAGUUGCUGGCCUCUAUCAAAUUAAUUAUUUUUAUAGAUGUGUAGCUGUAGUACAAUCACAGUGCAAACAAUUAUAAAUUAGCGGGACUACAGAGCAUAAUUGAAAUUUUAAAUGAAAGUCAGUGGUAGCAGUUAGAUAAAAAUUUCAGAUUAUGUAUCCAAAAAGCAAAAAAAAUUAACGCAAAUGUUUGAACUUAUCCAGCGGUUCCUGGUAUUUUGUCUGGCGACCCUCGAGGGGGGUCUUGACACACAGGUUGAGAGCCACUGCUAAGCACUACACUAAAUUGUUCGUUCUAAUUUGACAAGGUCUCAUCUGACCAGUUCUCACCUGACCAGUGCUCACCUGACCAGUUCUCACCUGAUCAGUUCUCACCUGACCAGUUCUCACCUGACCAGUGCUCACCUGAUCAGUGCUCACCUGACCAGUUCUCACCUGACCAGUUCUCACCUGAUCAGUUCUCACCUGACCAGUGCUCACCUGAUCAGUGCUCACCUGACCAGUUCUCACCUGACCAGUUCUCACCUGAUCAGUUCUCACCUGAUCAGUGCUCACCUGACCAGUUCUCACCUGACCGGUUCUCACUGACCGGUUCUCACCUGACCAGUUCUCCUCUAACCGGUUCUAGCCCGAACAUGUUUACGUUUCAGCCUGCAUGUAAAACCUGCACAACACACCUGUCACGUGACUGCACAUGACACCAGUACGUUCCUCACAUUCGGUGGUGGACUCAGAGGACUAAGGGUGGGGGUGAGGGGCGUGCGAGGGGAGUGGCUCUCUUAACUUAGCAAAUAUUUCCACCCCUGCCCAACUGCCCCUCUCCCCAUGACAUGAAUUCUCGGAUACACCUCUGUUGACAUGAUCCUGUUAUUUGGCGCACAAUUACACGACAGGUUUUGCCUGUGUUUACUUGGCUCACAAUGUCAUGAAAGGUUGUGACUGUGUUUACUUGGCUCACAAUACCAUGAAAGUUUGCGACUGUGUUUACUUGGCUCACAAUAUCAUAAAAGCUUGUGACUGUGUUUUCUUGGCUCACAAUAUCAUAAAACCUUGUGACUGUGUUUAGUUGGCUCACAAUAUCAUAAAUGCUUGUGACUGUGUUUACUUGGCUCACAAUAUCAUAAAAGCUUGUGACUGUGUUUACUUGGCUCACAAUAUCAUAAAAGCUUGUGACUGUGUUUACUUGGCUCACAAUAUCAUAAAACCUUGUGACUGUGUUUACUUGGCUCACAAUAUCAUAAAACCUUGUGACUGUGUUUACUUGGCUCACAAUAUCAUAAAACCUUGUGACUGUGUUUACUUGGCUCACAAUAUCAUAAAACCUUGUGACUGUGUUUACUUGGCUCACAAUAUCAUAAAACCUUGUGACUGUGUUUACUUGGCUCACAAUAUCAUAAAAUCUUGUGACUGUGUUUACUUGGCUCACAAUACCAUGAAAGUUUGCGACUGUGUUUACUUGGCUCACAAUAUCAUAAAAGCUUGUGACUGUGUUUACUUGGCUCACAAUAUCAUAAAACCUUGUGACUGUGUUUACUUGGCUCACAAUAUCAUAAAAGCUUGUGACUGUGUUUACUUGGCUCACAAUAUCAUGAAAGUUUGCGACUGUGUUUACUUUGCUCACAAUAUCAUAAAAGCUUGUGACUGUGUUUACUUGGCUCACAAUAUCAUAAAAGCUUGUGACUGUGUUUACUUGGCUCACAAUAUCAUAAAAGCUUGUGACUGUGUUUACUUGGCUCACAAUAUCAUAAAAGCUUGUGACUGUGUUUACUUGGCUCACAAUAUCAUAAAAGCUUGUGACUGUGUUUACUUGGCUCACAAUAUCAUAAAAGCUUGUGACUGUGUUUACUUGGCUCACAAUAUCAUAAAACCUUGUGACUGUGUUUACUUGGCUCACAAUUUCAUAAAAGCUUGUGGCUGUGUUUACUUUGCUCACAGCGCUAUGAAAUAUUGAGGCUGUGUUUUUUUUGGAUAGCUGAUCGUAAACACUGGAUAUUGAAAUAUAUGUUCCAAAUCAUAAUGUACGUUGUUGUCUGAGAGGGGAUGGGGUGUACAUUGUGGUCUGACGGGGUUCACAUUGUGGUCUGAGAGGUGCACAUUGGGGUCUAAGGGGGCGUACAUUGUUGUCUGAUGGGGUUCCCAUUGAGGUCUCAGUGGCAUACAUUGCGGACUGAGUGGUGGGCAUUGUGGUCUAAGUGGAUGCAUAUUGUGGUCUGAGGGGUGUACAUUGUGGUCUGAGGGGUGUACAUUGUGGUCUGAGGGAUGUACAUUGUGGUCUGAGGGUGUACAUUGUGGUCUGAGGGUGUACAUUGUGGUCUGUGAAGUGUACUUUGCAGAAUGAAGAAUGUACGUUGGAGUGGACCAGACGGUAAUUGAUGAACAAACAGACUAGACGGUAAUUGAUGAACAAACAGACUAGACGGUAAUUUAUGAACAAACAAACUAGACGGUAAUUGAUGAACAAACAGACUAGACGGUAAUUGAUGAACAAACAGACUAGACGGUAAUUUAUGAACAAAUAAAACUAGACGGUAAUUGAUGAACAAACUGACUAGACGGUAAUUGAUGAACAAACUGACUAGACGGUAAUUGAUGAACAAACUGACUAGACGGUAAUUGAUUAACAAACUGACUAGACGGUAAUGUUUGAACAAACUGACUAGACGGUAAUGUUUGAACAAACUGACUAGACGGUAAUUGAUGAACAAACUGACCAGACGGUAACUGGUGAACAAACUGACCAGACGGUAACUGAUGAACAAACUGACUAGACGGUGACUGAUGAACAAACUGACUAGACGGUGACUGAUGAACAAACUGACCAGAGGGUAAUUGGUGAACAAUUGAUGAUUAUUUACCAAAUAUUUAUGUUGAGUAUCCUCAGUGUUAAAAUUAUUUUAAGGCAAUGUUACCUGAGGUUUACCUUUGCUGAAAGUCAUCUUGAGUGAACGUCAUCUUGACUGAAUGUCAUCUUGAGUGAAUGUCACAUUUAGAGAAUAUCACAUUGAUUGAGUGUCACCUUGACUGGAUGUCACCUUGACUGAAUGUCACAUUGUGUGAAUGUCCCAUUGUGUGAAUGUCACAUUGUGUGAAUGUCACAUUGUGUGAAUGUCACAUUGUGUGAAUGUCACCUUGAGUGAAUGCCACCUUGACUAAAUGGCACCUUUAGUGAAUGUCACCGUGGCUGAAUGUCAGAUAGAGUGAAUAUCACUUUGAGUGAAUGUCAUAUUGAAAGGAUGCCACCUGGACUGAAUGUCACGUUGAGUAAAUUUCCUCUUGACUGAAGUUCAUCUUGAAUGAAUGUCACCUUGACCUAAUGUCACCCGGAUCUCAUAAAAGUUUGCACCCCUCACAGUUACGCCAGCAUAAUUUAUGGAAUGUCUUUUUUUUUAACCUCAACGUGCCCCCCGGGGUUGUCUCCCCCUUGGCACCCCUUUAUGUUCCCCAUUUACUUUUACCAUAAAGUAAGUGAGGUUGUAACUAUGCAAUCGCCGAGGUAGCUGGAUCGUGUUGUCGCGUUGAUCAACAAUUCACAUCUCUGUCCCGUCAAUGACAGCAAUGUUUUUAAAACAUUCACGUGUCGAUACAUUAUUUUGACUUGUGAUUGACGUGGGGCGUGGCUCACAAUGGGAACAUUAUCAAGUAACUAGCAGAGGCGCCGCCUUCGCCAAUAUUUACUCUCACGGGGUGACAACUCGGCAACAUACGGACAUCCGAGAGCAGUCUGGGGAAAAUAUGCAUCCAGGUCUUCCUUUUUCUACGAGCAGCCAUAUGUCUGAAUGGGCGUUCAGUAGCAUCGCCGUGCGCCCCGCGCAGGUCCACACGGUGGUGCGUCAAUCUGCUGAAUUAUGAUGUGUAAGGUGUGUAUCGGUGAAAAUUCCUGAUGGAACGCAAACAACACGCACUGUGUCAUUAAACCUUUUCACAUCCCAGACACUUUCCUUUGACCACCCGGAUCUCCGAAUCCUGCCAUUUCCCGUAGACUGAAGUGCACAAUCUCAGGAAUACAUCCAUCAAAAAAUCCUUUCAUAACAUCCUUCAUAAUUACCGACUUCUCACCACUUAUGACAAACAACAUCGCUUUACUGCAGUAAGAAUACUUAGUUGAAGUUAAUUGGGCUGCCAACUACAGAAGUUGUUUUCCGUGGCCAAAAAGGAGCAUAAUAUUGUUGUGUCACGGUAAAUACACAAGUGUUUGAACAUUGUAGAAAAUCGUGGGUUAAUAUUGUUUAUAAGAUUUGUCCCAGACAGCCAGCCGGAUGGACAGACAGAUGGAUGAAUAUAUGGACAGACAGACAAGGCAUACAGAGUGCAGCGAGACAGCCGGACCGACAGACAGAACAAAAAGAAGACAGACUGCUGGAAGAACAGACAGACCGGACAAAAUAAGACAGGCAGACUGCUGGACGGACAUACAGACAGAGACUCCUGGAAGGACAGACAGAAAGACAGACAGACAAGAAAGACUGAAACGACCAAAAAAAUAACCUAAACAAAAUCGCGUAAAAUUAAGUUCCAACUCUCAAAUAACACGUCAUAUUUUGUAUUGACAGACUUAGUUUGUUGAUUGCAAGACAUGUUGAGUAGGACAACAUGGUAGACCAAACGUGAAUUAAUGGUUCAAGAGUUGCGAGUGUGUGGGUGAGAUGAGUUAAUUGAUCCUGACUCACUACAUCCGUAGAUGAGUUAUCUUCAAAGAAGUUUUUUUUUUCUUUGGUGUUAUUUUUUGCCACUGAAGUAGAGUGCUGAGCAGAGUUCUCGGUCCUUGGCCAGGUUAUGUAAUCGCUUCCCUGAUUUGUUGGUCACAUGUCGUAACCUAUCAUCACUGGAGCAAUUACUCGGAAAGGGGGGGGGGGACUGUUAACAUCGAGUUCAUGAGCCGGGGGAUUGAAUUAUUCCAGGCUCUGAAAUCGAUUACGCCAUUCCUGAUAACAGUGUGUAACACGACCGAGAACUCGCGUGCUUCUUUGUGAGUUAACUCCCACUUUGUCGUUGGCAUCGUGUCACGGUAUCGCCGACAAGUAGGCCUUGUUUCCAUGUAAUCGAUACUCUGGGGCGUGGUGGGGUGGUGGGGGUGUACACAUAAAGGUGACGCUAUUGAUUUGUGAUGUGAUUAAUAGAGCUCGGAUUGUUGUUUAUACAGAUGUUUGAUUGGACAUAAACUGACAGCGGUGUGGACAUUUGACAGUUCAAAGUAAGGAGCCGUCGCUAGCAGAGGUCAGAGGUCGCUGCAUAGUGGUGUUAUUCAAGCUGGAGCGGUCAGUUUAAUUAUUGACCGUGUUUCUUUGAUUGUUGUAGCCCCCGGGGGGGGGGGGAUAUUUUUGUUUGAUGACGUCAAGACUUCCAUGAUGUCAAAGAAAACAACAACAACAAAAAAGGGAGAUGAUCAACGUGUUAGUUUACCUGACGCCGGCGAUCCUCUUUCCGGGAAUAUCCCGUGUCUUCAAACUGCAAGCAGCCGCUACGGUCUGUCAUAACAUGCAUGCAUCAUUAAGUAUAAACAUAUUAUAGAUUUUACACACUUGAAGAUCAUUGAGUGUGCAAACCUUUAAACUAAUAACAAAACAAUUCUCUGCAAACAAUUAUGCUGAUUUAUGUGAAAUAAUUUAUUCUAUCUGACAAGAAUUGAAUAAUGAUAAUGUAUCAUCAUCAUCAUCUGUGAUUAUUUAUAGUUUGUUCUGAUAAUGUUUUAAAACUAUUAUUGAUUUCGAAUGACCUUUUUUUUUUAAAUCACGAAAUGGAUCUCAUCGAAGUUUAACUUUAUUGUAUAUUUAUUUUUACCUUACAUUUCUAUUCCUCUUGGUGACUUGAUGGGGAGCAGGAUCUAUUUGCCCCCCUCCCUGACUGUUUGAGCAUGGGGUGAGUGCCCCCCACUAGCCCUUCUCAAGGCCCAGGUUUGUUGAAUUACUAUGGGGCCCUAGUGUCCAGGGCCUCCUAUGUUGUUAAGAUGGCCCUGACAACUAACACUAACCAUAUGACACAACUAACCAUAACACUAACAAUACGACACAACUAACCAUAACACUAACAAUACGACACAACUAACCAUAAAACUAACAAUACGACACAACUAACCAUAACACUAACAAUACGACACAACUAACCAUAACACUAACAAUACGACACAACUAACCAUAACAAUACGACACAACUAACCAUAACAAUACGACACAACUAACCCUAACACUAACCAUAUGACACAACUAACCAUAACACUAACAAUACGACACAACUAACCAUAACACUAACAAUACGACACAACUAACCAUAACACUAACAAUACGACACAACUAACCAUAACACUAACAAUACGACACAACUAACCAUAACACUAACAAUACGAAACAACUAACCAUAACACUAACAAUACGACACAACUAACCAUAACACUAACAAUACGACACAACUAACCAUAACACUAACAAUACGACACAACUAACCAUAACACUAACAAUACGACACAACUAACCCUAACACUAACAAUACGACACAACUAACCAUAACACUAACAAUACGACACAACUAACCAUAACAAUACGACACAACUAACCCUAACACUAACCAUAUGACACAACUAACCAUAACACUAACCAUAUGACACAACUAACCAUACACUAACAAUACGACACAACUAACCAUAACACUAACAAUACGACACAACUAACCCUAACACUAACCAUACGACAAGAUUAAGCGAUGCGUUAAGAAUUUACUACGUCCCAUUAAACAGAACCGUUUUCCCUGUGUAAUUAGGGGCGUGGAUUACAUAAUUGAUUACAUAAUUGAUUACAUAAUUAAAUGCUAACAAAGACAUCGUCAACGGGACACUAAUUCGCAUUCAAACAAGAUCUUAUUUGUAUGAUCACCUGUCACAGAUGUUUGACUUCACGAUAUGUGAUUGCGCUUUCACCUUUAAGUUUAAGGCUCAUCAAACACUAAUUACGCCACGGUAUGUUUGGAACACCCCAACUAGCUGGUGUCACUAAGUUCCUAUCCCCAAUGGUAUGUUGCUAGCUUUAAACCAUCACAGCCGGGCCCGAAGAAACAGGGUGACGUAGGGAGCCGAACAAAUAAGGCGACAUAGGGCCCCGGUGAAACGAUGUGAUGUAGGGCCCCGGUGAAACGAUGUGACCUAGGGCCCCGGUGAAACGAUGUGACGUAGGGGCCCGGUGAAACGAUCUGACGUAGGGCCCCGUUGAAACAAUGUGACGUAAGGUCCCGGUGAAACGAUGUGACGUAGGGCCCCGGUGAAACGAUGUGACGUAGGGGCCCGGUGAAACGAUGUGACGUAGGGGCCCGGUGAAACGAUGUGACGUAGGGGCCCGGUGAAACGAUGUGACGUAGGGGCCCGGUGAAACGAUGUGACGUAGGGCCCCGGUGAAACGAUGUGACGUAGGGCCCCGGUGAAACGAUGUGACGUAGGGCCCCGGUGAAACGAUGUGACGUAGGGGCCCGGUGAAACGAUGCGACUUAGGAGCCAAGUGAAACGAUGUGACUUAGGGGCCCGGUGAAACGAUGUGACAUAGGGGCCCGAUCAAACGAUGUGACUUAGGGGCCCGGUGAAACGAUGUGACGUAAGGGCCCGGUGAAACGAUGUGACGUAGGGGCCGAAGGAACAAGGGGUCGGUCCACCCUGGGAGACUGAUACUUUUGGUUUGCGGCACUUUCGGUCCACUUCAUAGACUUUAUAUAGCGUUUCGUUUUUUCUCUUGUAUUCUGGAUGUGUUGUGAUUUCCGUUAUUUAGGGGAGACGAAGUCAGGUACCGCCCCGGGUGUCACAAACUCUAGCUACGUCACUGAUCACAGGGACCGCCCCAGGUGUCACAAACUCUUGCUACGUCACCGAUCAUAGGUACCGCCCCGGGUGUCACAAACUCUAGCUACUUCACUGAUCACACGCCCCUUUCAUUAAUCACUUAAAGAGAUGGGGCACAACGGUCCAUUGGUGUUUUGUCUGUUUUUACCACCAUGAAAAGAUUCGGUACUGCGAUACCAAUGAAAAGAUUCGGUAUUGCGAUAACAAUGAAAAGAUUCGGUAGUGCGAUACCAAUGAAAAGAUUUGGUACUGCGAUACCAAUGAAAAGAUUCGGUAGUGCGAUACCAAUGAAAAGAUUCGAUCCUGCGAAAUUUUCUUCUUUUUUUUCCUGUCGCCAAACGACAACCGACUUUUAAAAAAAAUAGUUUUCCAUUGAUUUCCUAUCCUUAUUUUUUAAAACGUAAUUUCCCUUUUGUAAUAAUAAAAAAAUCAAUACUUUUUAUAUCUCUUGUGCCAUGCGUCCUUCUCGCCAAGUCCUCGCUAAAUGUCAACCGGAGAAGUCGACAUGUUGUCAGUUUGUCAACCUACGUAAUAUGUUGUGUGCCAAUCAAUCUAAUGUUAGCAGCUGGUGGAUUUAACGACAUCAACCAAAUCGAACGUAACUAUGCAGAUGACCGGUCUAUUGGGACUCAACAGUUGUGAUCAGGGCUUCUCAAGCGGGAUCCCGAGAUUAUUAAUACCAUGGGCAGCAAACUUUUAAGAGAUGUCACAGUAUGACCUCUGGCACCGGAAAAAGGGAAGAGGGGGGGGGGGAUUUAAAAGGAUAAUUGUGAUAAUUGUGAUAAUUUUCCCUCUCUCUCUCUCUCUCGUGUAAUUUGUUAUUUAUGUGUGUGUGUUGGGAAAGGGUUGGGGGGGGGCGGGGGGGGGGGGGGAGGUCUCUAUUUUUGGUACAAUUUUUUAAGAGGGGGGGGGGGAUUUAAAAGGAUAAUUGUGAUAAUUGUGAUAAUUUUCCCUCUCUCUCUCUCUCUCGUGUAAUUUGUUAUUUAUGUGUGUGUGUUGGGAAAGGGUUGGGGGGGGGCGGGGAGGGGGGAGGAGGUCUCUAUUUUUGGUACAAUUUAUUUUCCCAGUUCAUGGAAUAUCCAAGUUCAUAACCGACGACUCCACCUUUCAAUAAGCUACAACAGCGCCACCUUUAAAUAACCUACAACAGCGCCACCUUUAAAUAACCUACAACAGCGGCACCUUUAAAUAACCUACAACAGCGGCACCUUUAAAUAACCUACAACAGCGCCACCUUUAAAUAACCUACAACAGCGGCACCUUUAAAUAACCUACAACAGCGGCACCUUUCAAUAAGUUACAAUGUUUAACCGAUUCGUUUGUCCUACGAGAACGUGGUUCUAAUAUUCAUUUAACUCGAUCACGUGACCCGUUUACCUGUCUCAGCUCACCUUAUCGUUCAUUUGUACACGUCACUGAUAAAAAAAAUUCACUGAGGUUUUUUUUUUUUUUUUUUAAUCGGCAUUAAGGUUGGGUGUAAAAAUCAAUAAUUACCCAUGCCGGCCAUGAUAUGUCAAUUUUUUUAAUUAUUUUGUUUUACCCGUUUACCUGUCUCAGCUCACCUUAUCGUUCAUUUGUACACGUCACUGAUAAAAAAAAUUCACUGAGGUUUUUUUUUUUUUUUUAAUCGGCAUUAAGGUUGGGUGUAAAAAUCAAUAAUUACCCAUGCCGGCCAUGAUAUGUCAAUUUUUUUAAUUAUUUUGUUUCGUUUACUGGAGAGAUAGUUCAUCAAAGAACAUGCUAUCUUGUCAUUUAAUUUUCAAAAUGGCUCUUUCGAUAGAAGUUUGCAAACAUUCUAAUAUUUUGGUUAUACUAUGUGUUGUAUCAAUCUAAAAAUAAAACAUUUAGGUCAUAUCUUCUUAUCUGAUGUUUUCCCAUUGGUUCACUCCAUGCUUUGGCCUUUUUUUUCUCGUUAGAUCGUUAUUUCUCUUUUUUUCCCCGUUAGGUUUUUUCUUUGAGCGAUUUCAAUCUGAUCUGGAUUAACAUUUAUUGAUUCGUUGCUUUUAGAUUCGUGUUUUAACACUCCCAUUUAAACUCCUACUAUUUAUAGAACUGCUAAGCGGCGUAACUCGGUAAGCGUAGUGUUUCUCCACUUCCGGAAACUAGCUGCUAUAGCGCCCUCAUUGGGGUCCAUAAAAUCGGAUCGCGUUAAUUUCGAGGUCGCUUUAAUGCGGGGGUUUUCUAUACUCCGAGGAGUAAUUUUUUUUUUUUAUUGUUCGUCCGUCGAGGAUCGACGAGGACCAUCGAGUCGUCUGGUGACUGAUGACUUGCGCGGGUGACUUUGUUUUAAAGUGAAGAAGAGUUGCGCGGCGUCUACCUCACUCUCUCGUCCGAGCCCACCAGAUCCAGUGGCAAGACUCUACGUCAAGACGACCAGGGAUGGGUUCAGUUGCAGGAAUUGUCAUUGCAUGCGCCUUACGGGACUCCAACUCCUGGUUUGAAUUCAGAGUUUCCUUCUCUUAGAUGAGUUUCUGACCAAGGUUAUCGAGUCUCAUCCACCCGGGGUGAUGUUUUUGCUUGACCGGCCUUUGGCUGGACUUGAACGCCAGCCCACCAACUUGAGGUUUGCUCAGUUUAGACUAUUUGGCCACCCAGUCACCCCCAAGGAAUAAAUAGGAAGAUAUGAUAUGUCGUUUUUUAACUGAAUUUAAAAUCAGUUGAGGGGCUGGUUGUGAAAUUAUAUUGGGUUUUAAAAGGAAUAAAUUAUGUUUUUACACAUUUUUUAAAAAUUGCUUGUUCAAAAAAAAAAUAUGUGCGAUAGAACACGUUACACUUUGGGGAGCUAUGUUACGACCACGUUAGAUCGGCAUUGGUGCUAUGGCGUUACCGCACUUGUUACCGCACUUGUUACCGCACUUGUUACCACGGGGUGACAUUGUAUUUUCUAACUGACAUGAAAAUAGGGCCACUUGUUAAAAAAAACAGAACAUUGUUGUAGGUAAAGCCUAGAAAUAAUAAUUACUCAUUGACCACGGGCAGAAAGGUGAAAUAAGUCAUUUAAAACUUGUCCCUCUAUUUGAUCUACGGCUCUAAAUAGAGGCCUAUCGUUUUAUUGGAGAACCUCUUAUAAAUAAUUGUUGCUUGUGGUUCGUCCUGCUACCUCUUCAAAAUUGCCCUCAAUCCCAAUCUUCACAUGUUUUAUAGUAAAAGUACUGAGUAAAUAAAGGAUGUCACGUGGUGAGCUUCAUUCGUGACGUCUGAACGCUGGCAAAUAGGUUGAUUAUUUUUUUCUUUAGAAAGGAAUGGAAUUUUUAAUGUCCCUGGUUUUUUCCACAUUUUUGUUCUUGGGUUGCACACCACACAGAAGUGGAUCAUGAGGCCGUCCUUUCACUUCAGGCAUGUGUGAGCCAGUGAGUUGUUGUUUUUUUUCCGCAGCCUGGUACAGGAAGGUAUUGCUAUUUUCGUUAUGCUGCGACUGUUGUUUCGUAAGUCUUUGUUAUUAAAUAAACGACCAGCAUCUUCUCUGUCGACGGUUUUUUUUUGUACAACGUCAUCUCUGUUCAGGGAUCUUGGAUUCUUCCAAUCAGCGGGUUAUUUCUUGAAACCAGAAGGUUGACGAAGGCAAUGCCCUCUCACUAAGACACAGGGACGUGGAUUUCCUUGCAUAUUAUAGAAAAUGAGAAGUUGGCUCUUUUUAAAUUUUUUUUUUAUUAGCUUUUGGAUCCGCCGGAUAUUAGCUCAAAAUUCUAUUGGGUCCAUUGAUCCUUUGGUCUUCAUAGGUCUCCGCUCUUUUUGGGAUAGUUUGUUUCUUGCGUCACUGUUUGUCUACGGUAUUUCAUGUUCAUGUGCCUCCGUAUAAACGAUUCGUUCUUUAUUUUGUAUUUAAUAUUUGGACGUAAGACUUGUCCAACGGAUAGCGUGCCAUUAAUAUUAUUUCUGUAUCCAUCACUGGAUAUGAUAUGAUCAUUUCAAUUAGACCAGUGGUUCUAAAAGUGUGGUCAGAAAUAUACACAGGAUAUAGGAAAACCUGAAAAAGGACACAAUACCAAAAAAACACCAAAAAAAACUGUGUUCUUCUUCAAGGUUGUCCUGGACCCUGUGUAUAUUUCUUAUUGCUUCAACCUUAUUGCAGUCCGACCCGUAUUUGUCUUUAAACCUGUGGUCCACGGAAACCAUGGAGGUAAGUGGGGGGGGGGGAGGGGGGGCGCCUUGUGAUAAGAUGUCAGUGGUACCGUGAGCUGCAUUUUUUCUUUGUAGUAAAUUUUUAUUUUUACUUCAUAUAACUGGCAAGGGGGUCAAACGAACUAAAAUUGUUUAAGAACCCCUGAUUUAGACUGCUGGCAUUUUUUGUUUCUGCUUCCUCGAAAUAUUUUAUAACUUUCUAUCGCCAGUUUUGGGUGAAUGAAUUUGUGAAUAAACACGUGGCCAGACCUUUAGCUAGGCGUUGAUUGGUCAUCAUCACACGUGCCCAAAACAAACACGCUAACAAAAUAAUUCACUCUUAGGGAACGCUUCAAAGUCGACGUCUGCUUUACAAACAUACACACAAAUUAAAGGCCUAACGUUUUUAGAAGAAAAAAAAUUAUUACGAUGCAAUCAACUUUAAAAUGAGCUUCAGGAACUUCCUAUGAUAAAUACUUUUGCUUACUCAUUUCAGCCAAAUGUCCAUUCUCUUUGGAUAAAUCCAUCCAUCCCUGUGGCGUUACAGCUAAUGUGGGGCUUUCGCCUGACCCACUACUUCCUUCCACUCAGGCCUAACUAAUGCUUUUCUUUUCCAUGCUUGGAUUACAAGCUGCUGAGGAUCUUUUUCCAUAUCCUCCAUCCAUCUGAGCCUAGAUUUGCCCUUUUCCUCUGGUGCUUUGGUGUUGUACCCUAUUCACUCCUAUGUCAUUCUCUCUAAGCCCCCUGCCCAGCGCGUAGCAGAACCUUACUUUUUUAAAACUGUAACUAGCGUGGGAUCCUGAUAUAGAAUGUACAAGAAGUACUACAAUUCCUGGUUGGUUCGUAUUCUCCAUCCAAAUUCACCCUAUUUUUUGGUCCAUAUAUAUCUUUGGAUAAAUUCUCUCGACAGUGGAAUACUUUUUGGAUAAAGAUAAUAAAAAAAAACCGAACCAACAUCAAAACGCGUAGUUGCCUAUAACUUGUUGGAUUUUUUUGUUCAAAUUUUAAUUUUCUAUAAUUAUAUUUUAAUACCAUUAAAAUAAGUCAUCAUUUUACAUCCAUCAAACAUAAGCAAGAAUGUCUAAACGAAACAUUAUCAACAGAUUUCCACGUUUGUACUACGUCUGAAUAUCAUGCUCUAGUAGUCUGGCUAGAUUCCGGUCUAGCUUUAAAACCAGUCUAAAAUGUGCGUGUUUUCUUAGAAUGGAUCGGGAAAUCCCUCAGUCACGAGUCAUUCUGUGAUUAUACCCAACGAUCACAAUGGAGGUCAACCUAACAUUAACUUAAGGAGGACUGCGCAAUCCUCUAAACCAAAAAUUGUUAACGCCAUCACACUAGAAAAAGGCACGCGCCUUAUGUUCAUGGUGACAGCUGAGGGCGUUUCGGUGAACUGAUCCACACCCAGUAUAUCAAUUAUGAGCUCGCCGGCGCUUAUGAAGGCGGCGGCGCGCGGUAGAGGGCGUGGUCAGGCCAUGCCCCAAAGGGCCAACAACUCGACCUCUAACAUGAUGACUGUCUUGUCUCGCAUCAAGGUGGACAUUCCCCUGAACUCCGGACGAGGUGGAAAAUGGGGUCGCAGACGACCGGGCUCCACGAGGUACAGCUUCAUGUCCAACGCAUCACAGGAUUCUGAGGGAUCUAAGCCUGCGGUGAGUCUGUCUGUUAGUAUGUCUGUUAGUCUGUCAUAUUACAUCACCAGAUUCUGAGGGAUCUUAGCCAGCGGUGAGUCUGUUAGUCUGUCAUAUUAAGUCACAUGAUGGAAUACAUGUGUGGAUCAAAGCAAGUCUUGAACUAUUCAUGUUCGUAAAUUAGUACAAUGUGUACUUUGCUAAUUGGUAUUAAGUUUUUCAUUAGUUUGUGUGCAUGUUGUCACAAUGGUGGAAUUUUAUGUACAAAUUCUUUGUAUAAUAUAUAUAUAUAUAUAUAUAUAUAUGUAUCUAUUCAGGUGUAUAUUGAAUAUCAAUUGUAUAAUUAUUUUUUUUAUUCGGAACGUAUAAAGUCAAUAAAUAUACUUCUUAAUUGAUUGGGUUAAUUAAGGGAAUUAAAGGACAUUUGGAACAAGCAUGAGUCCAGUACUAUAGAACCUGACUCGGCUAUGGGUACUGUUCAACGUGGUAUUGUCCUAUGUGGUACUGUCCUACAUGGUGCUGUCCUACAUGGUACCGUCCUACAUGGUACCGUCCUACGUGAUACUGUCUUAUGGGAGAACGGUCUUAAAUGGUACUGAAACUAAAACGAGUUGCAGCCUAUACAUUAUUUCUUUUCAAAUAAUAGAACUGUGUUUACUGGAGCGUCUCACAAUGAACAUAUUGGGCUAUCUGUACACCCUUCCAUUUGGAAAUACUUGGCGUUGAAGGGGUUGUACCGUUUUGUGACUCGCUCAUUACAGAUAGGUCCACACUUACUUAGCCCAGUACGGGAAAAAAUCACACCAUUUAAUGGUAAUCUUUCAGAAAUUGAUGUUUCGACCAGUGGCAUGCAUCUGUUACACUACGUCAUGCAUCUGUUACACUACGUCAUACGUCAUGCAUCUGUUACACUGCAGCCGAGGAAAAGUAUUUCCCAUUAAAUCUGCUUGCUCUCGGUUUAGUAAUUGCCGUUUCUUCUUACUGUGAAUUUAUGUCAAUAUUUCAAAAAACCAAAUGAUUGUAAAAUCUAUUUCAGCGUUUUAUUCCAGUUGCUCAAAGUCACAGCCGUUUUAUUUAGUGGAUGGGUAGGGCGGUGGAUCCCACCCUCCCCUUCUUUUGGGUGGGUAGGGCGGUGGAUCCCACCCUCCCCUUCUAGUGGGUGGGUAGGGCGGUGGCUCCCACCCUCCCCUUCUAGUGGAUGGGUAGGGCGGUGGAUCCCACCCUCCCCUUCUAGUGGGUGGGUAGGGCGGUGGAUCCCACCCUCCCCUUCUAGUGGGUGGGUAGGGCGGUGGAUCCCACCCUCCCCUUCUAGUGGGUGGGUAGGGCGGUGGAUCCCACCCUCCCCUUCUAGUGGGUGGGUAGGGUGGUGGAUCCCACCCUCCCCUUCUAGUGGGUGGGUAGGGCAGUGGAUCCCACCCUCCCCUUCUAGUGGGAGGGUAGGGCGGUGGAUCCCACCCUCCCCUUCUAGUGGGUGGGUAGGGCGGUGGAUCCCACCCUCCCCUUCUAGUGGGUGGUAGGGCGGUGGAUCCCACCCUCCCCUUCUAGUGGGUGGGUAGGGCGGUGGAUCCCACCCUCCCCUUCUAGUGGGUGGGUAGGGCGGUGGAUCCCACCCUCCCCUUCUAAUGGGUGGGUAGGGCGGUGGAUCCCACCCUCCCCUUCUAGUGGGUGGGUAGGGCGGUGGAUCCCACCCUCCCCUUCUAGUGGGUGGGUAGGGCGGUGGAUCCCACCCUCCCCUUCUAGUGGGUGGGUAGGGCGGUGGAUCCCACCCUCCCCUUCUAGUGGGUGGGUAGGGCGGUGGAUCCCACCCUCCCCUUCUAGUGGGUGGGUAGGGUGGUGGAUCCCACCCUCCCCUUCUAGUGGGAGGGUAGGGCGGUGGAUCCCACCCUCCCCUUCUAGUGGGUGGGUAGGGCGGUGGAUCCCACCCUCCCCUUCUUUUGGGUGGGUAGGGCGGUGGAUCCCACCCUCCCCUUCUAGUCGGUGGGUAGGGCGGUGGAUCCCACCCUCCCCUUCUAGUCGGUGGGUAGGGCGGUGGAUCCCACCCUCCCCUUCUAGUUGGUGGGUAGGGCGGUGGAUCCCACCCUCCCCUUCUAGUGGGUGGGUAGGGCGGUGGAUCCCACCCUCCCCUUCUAGUGGGUGGGUAGGGCUGUGGAUCCCACCCUCCCCUUCUUUUCACCCUCCCAAACCUGCCUAUCAUUUGAAAAAUACUAAAUCUGAAUAUGAUCAGUUUGUUCUCUAUAAAUUAGAUUUUACAUAGGUUACUUAUUGCCCCCCCCCCCCAAGCCCUCUCCCUUUUCUUCUCGGAAAAGAUGAAAUCGUGACUAGUUUGAAUAGCUCAAGAACUUAUAGUAAGUUAUAGUACAAGGAAUUUUUGACAAGCUAUAAGUUUUUUAUGAUGGUAUUAGUAGGAGUACUUAGUAUUUGGAGUACUAGGAGUAGGAGCUCACUAGUUUAAACUAAGCUUUUUGGUUGGUGAUAAUCCUAAUUAUUAAAUUAUGUUAAUAACUAAUUGAAAACGAAAGAUUUUAACAGUAAUGUCAGUAUUGGAUUCAAUUAUCAAUGCCUACAAAAGAAAUUCUUCUAAUUCUCCAAACUCGUAUUUAGCUGUGCCUGUUUGUUACAUUCAUUGUGGUUGUUACAUUCAUUGUGUAUGUUACAUUCAUUGUUUAUGUUACAUUCAUUGUGAAUGUUACAUUCAUUGUGUAUGUUACAUUCAUUGUGUAUGUUACAUUCAUUGUGUGUGUUACAUUCUUUGUGUAUGUUACAUUCAUUGUGUAUGUUACAUUCAUUGUGUAUGUUACAUUCAUUGUGUAUGUUACAUUCAUUGUGUAUUUUACAUUCAUUGUGUUUGUUACAUUCAUUGUGUAUGUUACAUUCAUUGUGUUUGUUACAUUCAUUGUGUAUGUUACAUUCAUUGUGUAUGUUACAUUCAUUGCGUAUGUUACAUUCAUUGUGUAUGUUACAUUCAUUGUGUAUGUUACAUUCUUUGUGUAUGUUACAUUCAUUGUGUAUGUUACAUUCAUUGUGUAUGUUACAUUCAUUGUGUAUGUUACAUUCAUUGUGUGUUACAUUCAUUGUGUAUGCUACAUUCAUUGUGUAUGCUAUAUUCAUUGUGUGCGCUACAUUCAUUGUGUGCGCUACAUUCAUUGUGUGUGCUACAUUCAUUGUGUAUGCUACAUUCAUUGUGUAUGCUACAUUCAUUGUGUAUGUUACAUUCAGUGUUCAUGUUACAUUCAGUGUUCAUGUUACAUUCAGUGUGCAUGUUACAUUCAGUGUGCAUGUUACAUUCAGUGUGCAAGUUACAUUCAGUGUGCAUGUUGCAUUCAGUGUGCAUGUUGCAUUCAGUGUGCAUGUUGCAUUCAGUGUGCAUGUUGCAUUCAGUGUGCAUGUUGCAUUCAGUGUGCAUGUUGCAUUCAUUGUGGAUGUUGCAUUCAUUGUGGAUGUUGCAUUCAUUGUGGAUGUUGCAUUCAUUGUGGAUGUUGCAUUCAUUGUGGAUGUUGCAUUCAUUGUGGAUGUUGCAUUCAUUGUGGAUGUUGCAUUCAUUGUGCAUGUUGCAUUCAUUGUGCAUGUUGCAUUCAUUGUGCAUGUUGCAUUCAUUGUGCAUGUUGUAUUCAGUGUGCAUGUUGCAUUCAGUGUGCAUGUUGCAUUCAGUGUGCAUGUUGCAUUCAGUGUGCAUGUUGCAUUCAGUGUGUAUGUUGCAUUCAGUGUGCAUGUUGCAUUCAGUGUGCAUGUUGCAUUCGUUGUGCAUGUUGCAUUCGUUGUGCAUGUUGCAUUCGUUGUGCAUUCAAACCUUGUUGACCAUGUCAAAUCCCAUUGAGUAUAAGCCUUUAAGUUUCACGCCCACCACAGUGUAGGAGUAAUUUUUUUACAACUUAGUCGCAGAAACGACAUUUCAGGUUUUUUUCGGGGUUUGGAGAAAAGGGGGGGGGUGGGGGGGGGUGGAGCCACACACACCAAAACUUGUCCGGCUUGUCCGUUCAGUUGUUUAUUACUUGAUACGCCACAGCACAUGGCAAUUUAAAUAAAACCUGCAAAUUCAAGGGGGGGGGGUAGAAAAUGCCCCCAGCCUUACCCAAAUGACGUCCCUGCUUGAAUGGCAACCCAUCUACUUGAAGGCGAACUCUGAAUUCAAACCCGCCAAUCAGUGACGUGGACAGCAUGAAGAGCACAGUCAGACACCAACAUAAAGAGACACAGUGAGACACAAACAUAAAGAGACACAGACACAACCGAUAAGGAGCACAGUGUGACACAAACAUAAAGAGCUCAGUGAGACACAAACAUAAAGAGACACAGUGGCACACAGGAAACACUGCUCGUCACCCAUUGCGCCCUCAUCCUGCCAUUGGAUCAAAAUAGACAAUGACGAGAGAGUGAGGCUGCCGAACGGCGCAAUCCUCCCUCACCUUAAAGUUAAACAAAAUACAGCUCAGGUCAAGACUACUACUUCCAGUCGAAUAGAGUGCCUAUGGCACGUGCUCAUGCGAACCCUCACCUUAAAGUUAAACAAAAUACAGCUCAGGUCAAGACUACUACUUCCAGUCGAAUAGAGUGCCUAUGGCACGUGCUCAUGCGAACCCUCACCUUAAAGUUAAACAAAAUACAGCUCAGGUCAAGACUACUACUUCCAGUCGAAUAGAGUGCCUAUGGCACGUGCUCAUGCGAACCCUCACCUUAAAGUUAAACAAAAUACAGCUCAGGUCAAGACUACUACUUCCAGUCGAAUAGAGUGCCUAUGGCACGUGCUCAUGCGAACCCUCACCUUAAAGUUAAACAAAAUACAGCUCAGGUCAAGACUACUACUUCCAGUCGAAUAGAGUGCCUAUGGCACGUGCUCAUGCGAACCCUCACCUUAAAGUUAAACAAAAUACAGCUCAGGUCAAGACUACUACUUCCAGUCGAAUAGAGUGCCUAUGGCACGUGCUCAUGCGAACCCUCACCUUAAAGUUAAACAAAAUACAGCUCAGGUCAAGACUACUACUUCCAGUCGAAUAGAGUGCCUAUGGCACGUGCUCAUGCGAACCCUCACCUUAAAGUUAAACAAAAUACAGCUCAGGUCAAGACUACUACUUCCAGUCGAAUAGAGUGCCUAUGGCACGUGCUCAUGCGAACCCUCACCUUAAAGUUAAACAAAAUACAGCUCAGGUCAAGACUACUACUUCCAGUCGAAUAGAGUGCCUAUGGCACGUGCUCAUGCGAACCCUCACCUUAAAGUUAAACAAAAUACAGCUCAGGUCAAGACUACUACUUCCAGUCGAAUAGAGUGCCUAUGGCACGUGCUCAUGCGAACCCUCACCUUAAAGUUAAACAAAAUACAGCUCAGGUCAAGACUACUACUUCCAGUCGAAUAGAGUGCCUAUGGCACGUGCUCAUGCGAACCCUCACCUUAAAGUUAAACAAAAUACAGCUCAGGUCAAGACUACUACUUCCAGUCGAAUAGAGUGCCUAUGGCACGUGCUCAUGCGAACCCUCACCUUAAAGUUAAACAAAAUACAGCUCAAGUCAAGACUACUACUUCCAGUCGAAUAGAGUGCCUAUGGCAUGUGCUCAAUGCGAAGAACGAUCAAUAUUAAUAAUAAAUAAUAAUAAAAAAUACUACAAGUUUUGGCUUAUCUUCAGAUGCAAACAUUUCAGGGAAUCCAAGAAGAUCUCAGACGAUCUGAACCUACUACCCCCUCCCCCCCCCCCCCAAUCCCACACUCUCAACCAAUACCAAAUGUUUCUGAGCCACAAUGGGGGCUAUUUAUUGACAAUUUAAUAUGACGUAAGAGUUUAGAACAUUGAUGACUGAUUCUAUUUUCAGUUUGUUGACAUCGAAGAAGAGUUCCUCCACGCUGCCGAGUUCGGUGACAUCCCGAACGUGAAAAGGAUCUUAGCCAACUAUGCAGAUCUCAACAUUGACUGCAUUGAUGCCUUGGGUCGGACAGCCCUCAGACUUGCGGUCAAAAAUGAACAUCUUGAGGUAACUAAAACUUCGUUCUUUUUUUUGUUUUGUACCCUUGAACCAUUAAAUAUCCUCGAAGUGUCUACAUCUUAGUAAUAAUCUUAGUAAAAUAACUUGAUCAAUAUCCAAACGUCAGUUCGUCGUCUCUUUCAACUCUGAGAGAUUGUGUGCCGAUGUCAUGGUGACCUCUAAGAGUAAGAGUUACAAUCACAGUCUACCACUGUCCGUAACUACUGUCCGAAGUAGGGAUAUAAAAAUUUAAUCUGUCAGUUUCAUUUAAUACAUAAUUCAUAGUUUUUUUUUAUUUUAAUUAUUGACUUUUCUAGUAUCCUCAACUCAACUUUUUUUUUUUUUAAUUAGUCGAAUACAAGCAUGGUAUAUUGGUAUUCGCGAGACUCACACUUCACAUUAAACGGUUGUUACACAAUUAAGAUUAUGUAAAGAAAAAAUUAAACAGCCCCUAGGCCUAUAUAUCCUUUAUAAAAAUUUGAUAUCGAGCCAUUGGGGGGGGGGGGGUUUGAUGAAAAUUUGACCAAACAUGCCUACAAGUUAAGCACUUUUUUACGAAUCACAAUGACCGCUCCAUCCCGCCACCCCCAGGCUCACAACCGCACUUUUUUGGGGGGGGGGGGGGGGUUUGAUGAAAAUUUGACCAAACAUGCAUACAAGUUAAGCACUUUAUUACGAAUCCCAAUGACCGCUCCAUCCCGCCACCCCCAGGCUCACAACCGCACUUUUUUCCACGCCCCUGAACCAUAAUAAUAUUCGAAUGACCCACCCGCUUUGACACUUAUUUACAGUUGCACAGAUGCCAGUAUAUGUAUGCAGCAACGAACACUACCAGAGAACUACUACCAGAACUGGAGUUUUAUUUCAUCAACUAAUUUAGAGAAACAAAAGAAAAUACUACGAAACAAACGCCAUUCCCAUAUUUUUUUUAAGCAGUUAUCGGGAAUUUUAUUUCGUGAAAGCAGUGUCAUUAUAUUUCCUUAUCUUCCCCGUGAAACACGGGAAAAACUGAUUUUGGGUGUUGGUGUUGAAAAUUUGAUAGAAUGUCUUAUCUGUCAUCAGCAACAAGACUUUGUGAUUUCAGCUCGAUAGAUUGGCGGGAAGUAGGUCAAUUAGCCGUCCGAAGAUUUGGCCACGAACAAUGGCGAAGUUAAUAUAUACAAUUUUUUAAAUAAAAUAAAUGUUUAUUUCAAAUGUUUCAAACGGCCAUAUGGUAGCCUGUUUACAAUUUAUUUAUUCUAAACGAUAGGCCUACCGGUAGUUUCAUUAAACAACUCUAAGGUGGAGUUAUUGUUCAUGUGUCGCAGGUGGUGGAAGUCCUCUUGGAGAAAUCCAAUCAACAUCACAUCUAUGAGGCUGUCCUCCAGGCCAUUAGUGCGGGACACACACAGAUUGCAGAGACCAUCCUCAAGCACAGGAGAUACCUGGAGAUGUGGAAAGAGAGAAGAAAACUGGGUGACACAGGUUGGCUGGAAAACGUAUAUUGUGGGCUGACUAAGGGCGGGACUUGCAAUCUAUUUAAAUGGGCUUCUUUUCUUAUUUCCCUUGACUUGUUCUUUUCAAGCGGUGGUGUAUUUUUUAAUCUUCCUAUCCAAAAUUAAACGACACAAACAUAAUUUUUUUUUAAGUCGUUAUAAAUAUUUCACUCUUUAAUUCAUUUUAAUUUAAGCCUGUUAUUUUAAUAAACCAGAAAUAAUCCGCCAAACAAUAGCGGUGUCAAUGUUUGAACUUCCCAUCUUCUAAAGUAAAGCUAAAUGACAAAACAUGCAUUCAAUUUCAAUUAACUGGCUUUUUACGAAUCACAUUAAUUAGUUGUAACUUCUGGGGAAUUUUAUUACUAUCGUAUUAAUUUGUUUCUAAUGUUUAAAUUAUAAAAAUAAAGCAUGCAUUUUAAAUAAUUUAUACGCUGGUAAGCCUGUCGUAUUAUAGGCUUAUACUUAUAUAUUCAUAUUGUCAGAUUUAAAUUGAUUCGAUUUCAAUGAAAAAGAGAAAUCUUACUAUCUCAGUGUUUUUAAGAAUUCCACCAGAAGGAGGAAAUGUACCUUGCGCGGCUAAUGAACUCAAAUUUAUACGCUGCUUAAAGCUCUUUUUUUUUUUUUUUUUGGAAAAGGGGGGGGGGGGGGGUAAUUGAUUUUUUGUCGCUAUUGAACAGUGUAUUACAAACAUGCCUACCUAGAGAAUUAUUAUUUGGGAUGAAAUGGUUUGAUUUGUAAUUAUAAAAUAAGAAACUUCAAUCUAAUCAAAUCACAUAUUCAUAUUUAAAUUAAAUUCCAUUUUCUGUUUUCCAGAUGGAUUCUACAAGACAGCAUUCCCAGAUUCUCAGUUCUCCCCAGAUAUCACUCCACUUAUUUUAGCCUCACAGAAAAACCAAUAUGAAAUUGUCCAGUUGCUUUUACUAAGGGGAGAGACUAUAAUGAAACCACACAAGUUUAGCUGUGGGUGUCAGGUAAGUGUGUAGUUCCAAGUUUAGCUGUGUGUCUGCUAAGUGUGUCGUGCUUGUUUAGCUCUGCACUGUGUCUGUCAGGUAAUAUGCUGUUACUCUUAAAUUUACAAUGGCAUAGACAUAACAUUUUCAGACUACUACUUUAAGAAUUUAUUUGAAUUUUGGAGUGAUUUUUAACUUUCCUAAUGAGUUAGUUAGAUAUAAUUAAGCACAUUAUUGUCAUUAUAAUUAGAGAUAUUCAUAUUCUAUCUUGUCAUAAUUUUAAACUCAUUUGAAUACACUUAAAGGAAUGUCGCAACAGAAUGAAGUUUGACCAGCUUCGCUUGGCCAAAUACAGACUGAACGCAUACAGAGGACUUGCCAGUGAGGCCUACAUAUCUUUAUCCAGCAAAGAUCCAAUUUUAACAGCUUUUGAACUUGCUGCAGAACUCAGGAGAUUGUCAAGGGUGGAGAAACAUUUUAAGGUAAUAUACACAAAAUAAGGUUAUAAGAUAAUAAAUAAAAUAGUAUAUUUUCUUUACAUGUUUAGAAUCAGACUUUUAAAUUUUGCUUGUUUAUAAAAAUUUAAAAAAUUCACUUAUUUUACCUGGAUCAAAUGGGAAAAACAUUUCAUGAUUUUGUUUUUACAUAAUACGUAACCCAUGAUAGAUGAAAUAAUUAUGUUUCCCCAAAUAUUCUGAACAGCGUGAGUACAGAGACCUGGCCGACCAGCUUAGUGACUAUGUGGUCAAGUUAUUGGACAGAAUAAGGACACAGAAGGAGCUGGAGUUGGUGCUGAAUAAAACAGGAAAACCUCACCAAGAAAAAUUUGAAAGUUUGGCAAGAUUCAAGCUGGCCUUGAACUAUAAAGAGAAAAAGGUGAAUAACUAAUUGAUGUUGAAGAUACUUUUUUACUUAGAUUUUGACUUUUUUUUUUAAUUACAUAAUUUAUUUACCCAAUUUUCACCAAGAUGCUCCAGAAUACAUCAUGGUCAUUAGAUUUGCCUAUAAAAUAUCUUAUUUUUGCCAAAAUUAAAAUCAACAAUUUACCACAAACAACUUUAUUAAUUUUUUAUAUGCAUAAACUUAGUUCCAUCAAAAGUAAGAACAUUUCAUUCAUAAAUUAGGCUUUCCUGUGAUUGAACCACAGACCCUAAUAGUUUUCAUAUUUUAUAAGUUUAAAGAAAUGAUAAUAUAGCAUUGUUUUUAAUAUUAGGACUUAAAACAAAUAAGGUUUGUAUAGUAUAUUUAAGACAAUUUGUUCUUGCCAUUUCAAGAUAAGUUAAAAGCAUUUACUUAAGUUAUAUACAAGCUGAUAAAAGAAUCUUUGAUAACUAUAACAAUGGUCUUUUUCAGUUUGUCGCACAUUCCAGCUGUCAGCAACGAGUGGUUCGAAUAUGGUACAAUGGAAUGGGAAAGUUGGAACGAGCCAAUUGGCCCAAUCGUCUCCUAAUGAUUUCAAUGUUUACCAUUGCAUAUCCCUUCCUGGUCUUGCUCCAUAUAUUUUUGCCAAAUUGCAAGGUACUUGUUGCUACUUACAUUCUAUAGUCAGAGAAUUUCACUUUAAUAUAAUAUCAUUUGCUGAUACUAUUACUUCCAAAACUGGUAGUACAGAGCUUAAACAUUACCUUUAUAUUUUGAAUGGGCAAUACAAAAAAUGUAUUUUGCUUAGGUAAUUAACUUGUUAAUAAUUGUAAUGUAUUUAUAUUGCUCUUUUGGUAUUUCUGAAUUAGAAAAAACACCCAAUGCUGGAUAUUUUAUAGAUCUCUUGGCACCCUGUGUUAUUUUUGUGAUCAGAACAGAAGAACUUUGAAUUUGGAAUUUUUCUCUCCAGGGAGCAAAAGUAUUGCAGUUCCCAGUGGUCAAGUUUCUAUGCAAUGCUAUGUCUUUUCUGGGAUUUCUUUUACUCAUUGUGGUUUCCACCAUCGAAUCAUCCCAGAGUGUCAGCAAAUACCGCACCCUUGGCACAGAGUAUCCUAGACAUCAUGAAGUGUAAGAUUGUUAUGUAAUGAAAAUAAUAAAUUUAUAUUUUAUUUUAUUUAAAUUUAUUACAUUUUAUCAUACGUUAAUUAUAAUAAGACUUGUCAAGAGUGAAGGCUGCGGAGUAAGAUUUAAAAUUUUGCAAUUUGAUUUUUUUUACUUAUCCAUUGCAAGUAAAGAAAACCAGAAAAAUAAUAUCCAAAAUAAUUUCAUUGAUUAAAUCAUUUUUAAGGUAGUGGUAUUGGAUUUAAGAGUCAAAUAUAUUGGUUAUUAAUCUGUAAUCCUGAUAAAAAAUCUGUAGUAAUUGCUCAAACAUUUCAUUUACAAAUGACAGCUAAAUAAGCACAUUUAGAUCCCAUAAUAAAAUUAACUUUGAUAGUGAUAGAGCAUGAUAAAGUUUUAAAUACCUGACUGUCUUUAAGGCAAAAGUCUUAAUACCUGUGUGAUGUUAUAACCACUAAAAGAUCUUGAAAAAGGACCAUUCGCACACAGGCCCCAUCUGUUUAUCAUAAUAUCUAAAUAAAAAGUUAUGUAUGUAUAAUAUGAUUUCUCAGAAUCAUAAUGACAUUGUACUUUUCUUAUGUUACUGUUAGCAAACCAAAUUUUCUCUUCUUCUGCAGAUAUGGUAAUUUCUGUGAAAUAUUUAACAACUCUGUUUAUGGACCAGACUUUCCUUUGCGUGCAAGUUUUCCUAGUGUGACUGAAAUUUUGAUGAGUUUAUGGAUAGUAGGUAAGUUUUCAAUAAGUACUUGUGAUGAGUUUAUGCAAUGUAGGUAAGUUUUCAUUCUGUACUUGUGAUGAGUUUAUGCCAUGUAGGUAAGUUUUCAUUCAGUACUUGUGCAAGCAUUUGAAAUUGACCAAAUUUGUUCAUUCUCAUCAAUUCAUUAAAAAGAAUUAUUCAAGUAUCCUUUAAACUGAGUUAUCCUAAACAAAAAUAUUGCAAUAUGGUGGGGUGUCUUCUGAUCUAAAAUAUUGCAAAUCAGAAAAUUUUUAACAAAUGAAUUCCACAUUAUUUCUAAAACAUGAAUUAUCGUAUUCUUGAAAUGGUGUCCUGCAGGUAUGGUGUGCCAAGAAUGUAAUCAGCUGUUCCAUAAUGGAUUAAUUGAACACAUGUUGGAUCUUUAUAAUCUUCUUGAUGUUGUUCUGAUCACUGUGUAUUUAGCAACCUUUUCUCUCCGUUACUGGACAAUGUACAAGGUAAUUUGUUUGUUUUUUCACUUGUGGAAGAGGGAAUCUGUUAAUUAAAAAAAAAAGGUGCAGCUACAUCAUUGUGUUACUGAUCAAGAGACAAAUAUAUACGAUUAAAAGCACAGGCGCUUUAAUAUUGAUUUACUCAUAAAUGGCAUCCCAUAUUAUUUAUUUUUAUUAAGAUGGUACCGUAAUAAAGAUUACUUAUUUUUACAAAUUUCUUUGCAGUUUCACAUGGCAUUAUAUUUUAUGGAAAAUCCAAAUAAUUUAUUGGAUGAACGAGGAAUGUUGGAAAGUGUAUAUUGGCUAAAUACAGGUAAAAUCUAAUGUCCUUACUUUGAUCUUGAAUUAUUUAACUUUAAAGCUGUCUCUUUAAACUUCUUGCAGUGGUUUAUAAUCACUGUAAAGAGUUUUGAGUCUUAACUGAACAAAUCUUUCUUAGGUAGCAACACAAAGAAGUAGCAAAGACAAUUGUUUCCUUCAGUACUAUGAAAUAGUAGAAUCACUUCAUUUAUGAGGGCAAUGGGAAAGGAGAAUUAUAGGGUAAUCUACAUUGACAUUAUUGAGAUCUACAAAAACAUGUGUAAUUUUUCAUUUCAAUACAUCUGUUGUUUUUUAUUGUAAUGUCUACUGAAGAGGCAGCUAGCUGAAAAAUCUGUUUAAUUGUUGUGUCUAUUUUUCAAGCCUAAACGUAUCUUGUUACACUAUUUAUUUUCAUUGGUGAUAUUUGAAAUGUCAGGUGUUUAGCUGAAUUGAAUCAUCCAGUUUGUCUUUAUUCAUAAUAUUAUAGACAUGAAAAUGCAGACAUUUCAUUGUGUUUAAUAACUGGUGGUAGGAUUGAAUCGCUAGUUGCAUUUUUUGGGAAAUUCUAAUCUUGUUUUUUAAUAUAAACUUUCAUUAACCUUCAUUACAAUAAUGUUAAAUAGACUACUCAGUUUCUUAAAUGUGUUAUUCAUAACAUUUAUACUACCAUACUUACCCCAUCAUUUAGUUUAACAUUAUUACAGUUUUAUUGUGCAUUUUAUUUAACUCGGAAUAACCAUUUUAAUCCCAUACUCAAUUUUCUUAUAUUCAGUUAUAUGUUGCAAUAAUUUGUUCCAACAGAUCGAAUCUUCUGGACUCCAACAGAUCCCAUAAAUCUAUUGGAAGGUUCAUUUGCUGUAGCAAAUAUUCUCAGUGUCUCGCGUAUUUCAUAUCUGCUUCCUGCCAACGAAAUUCUCGGGCCUUUACAGAUCUCACUGGGUCGUAUGUUAAAGGUAAGAUCUUGUUAGAAAAUGGAUCAGUAUUUUACUGGUAUAUCUCGUUUGGUGAAGUAAUUUUUACCACUUUAUCUCCACAUUUUAAAAUCUAAUAAUACGUGAUCACCCUUGAUUGAAAAUAUUUCAAAUAAACCAAGCAAAUGCUAACCUCUUUUAUUUCUAUUCGUAGAUUGAUUUUAAACUAAUAAUUAACACUGAUAUUUAAGAUCCAUUCUUCAUUGAACUUUUACAUCUUACUCAGAAAAGCGCUAUCCAAGUAAUGAGUGUCUUUUACUUUGAUCCUGAUAUUAACAUAUUUAGUGUAUGGAAACUGGUUUAUCAAAUCAAUAAUCAGAUAAGAACAGUAUAGAUUAAACUUUGAAUUAGACGCCAAUCUGUGCAUGAAAAUCAAAGCCCACGCUGCAAAUAUUUGAAUAUGAAACCAAACAAUGAUGAGAGAAACUGUUUACAAACAUCUCACUAAUCAGCCAUUUGUCAAUGUAGCUUUUAUAAAUGUCAGCAGCAAUUAGUUUUCCGUUGUGGUAGAUAGAACAUUGAUUAACAUCAGAGAGACAAAGUAUUGUCAAAUGCAAGAACAAGAUCAGGGUACUAAUUUGUCAAAUUUAAUUUAAGAUCAUGUUUUGGGAGUUGAUUUUUAUUUUCCAACAUUGAUGCAAAAAUGAUAGAAGAAUCUAUAUUUAAAAGCAUUGACAUGGUCCUGGUUUAUAAUGCAACUAUUUUUGACUGGAUUGAGAAUAAACUUUAUUUUGAGGAUUCUGUAAAAAGACUCCAAUUUCAAAUACGACUUGUGUGUAUUUUAAAACACUGCUCAGUUUGGAGGCAAACAACAUGUUUGUAAUUACAUUUAUAACCAAACAUUAAAAUUACAAAUAUUUCCUUAAUUUCUGUUUUUUACCACCAAAAAGCAGGAGGAGAGGCAGUGUAUUAUUUUUAAAUCUUUUAUUUACAUGAUGAUUGCUAGUCAUAGCAUUCACAGGGUAACCAUGCAAUUUAAUCAAAACAUUUCAUUUAACAUCAGAUUUAGAAUAUCCUUUUUAUAACGUUAAACUACAAUUAAAACUGUUAAUAUUUCAGUGCUCUUAAGAAAAAUUUCAUGUGGACAAAUAACAAUUUGCUGUUGUACUUUCUUGUUUUAACUUAUCUUGCAAAUAUCUCAUGUUUUUAGGACAUUGCCAAGUUUGGAGUCCUCUUUGUGUUGGUGAUAUUCGCCUUCAUGGUUGGACUUCACAACCUCUAUUGGUACUACAGUGAGAGGGAAGACAUAGAACUACAAUUCCCAGACAGACCUGAGCCUCAAGAUGUCAAGGCUGCAGAGAAUUUUGGCGGGUGAGUUUUGAUAGUGAACUUUUUAAUACCUACUGUUAUGCCAUUAUAUUAGUCAUUACCCAAGCCUCAAGUUGUCAAAGAUGCAGAAAAUUUUGGCGGUAGAAUUUUGAUAGAAAAAUUAUUGCAUAUGCCAUAUUAUUUAAUGAUAAAAGACUUAACCUGAGCCUAAAUAUAUCAAGGCUACAUAAUUUUUUGUAGGGUUAAGAUAGCAAACUGUUGAAUAUGCCAUAAUAGCGGACUUUUCUGUUUGCAAUGAGUAGAUCAAGUUCCAUCAUGACAACAGCCCUCAUUGUUUUGUUUGUUCAGUUACUGUAGUUGAUUUUGAGAAAUCUAAAUUGUAUUUUUCUGGUAUAAUAGUUUUUUUUUGGACCUGAAUGUGUUUCCUCAAUAAUGUUAAAAGUUUCAAAUGUUUGCAACUCUCUCACAGAUUAACUCUACAUUAGAGUAAAAUGCAUAAAGGUUAUGUUGAUAAGUCUUGCUAGUACUAGUACUGAAGCUGGCUUUAAUAAAGUCUGAAUUGUUGAACAAUUUGUUAAAUAUAAGAAAACAUUUCUCUGAACUUAAACUUUAACUUUAACAGUUUUCAGGGGAGUUUUCACCUGGGGGCCUUUUCCUAAAGGCCACAAUAUGAUUGAAAUAAGAGAAAACAUUUUUUUUAUAUCCCAACAGUCCUGUUUUUGUUCUUAAAAUAGUUUGAGAUCACAUCUUCAUUUCAUAGCCUUAUAUUUUACUCACUAAUUCAGUUUCAUUCCAUCCACAGUGUUUUUGCAACAUUCCGAACAGUUUUCUGGGCAAUGUUUGGUAGAGGUGAACCAGAUGCUGUACAGCUGGGAGGUUACAACAACACUUUCACAUCUGACAUUGGCUAUGUCAUCUAUGGUGCUUAUAAUGUUGCCAUGGUUACUGUGUUGCUCAACAUGCUCAUUGCCAUGAUGACAAGAUCCUUCACUCUCAUUGCGGUAUGUGAUUACUUACUUUACUCACUUAUGCCUUUCUACUCCGUCUGGGGCAUAGGCCGUCUACAAUAACUUUCCACUCCUCAUGGUCCUGUGCUUUCCUUUCCAAUUGCUUCCAGUAUAUAUGGUGUAUCCCAUAUUUUGCGUGUCUGCCUCUAGCUCGCGUCUUCAUGUAUUCUUAGGCCUUCCUCUCUUUUUUUUUCCCUGUGGGUUCCAUGUUAGGCAUUGUCUGGUGGUGCUAUUUGGGGGUUUUCGGAGCAUAUGUCCUAUCCAUCUCCACCUCUUCUUUAUGAUUUCUUCAUCAAUGGGCACCUGGUGUGUCCUGUCUAGUAAAUCUUUGUUAUUGAUAGUAUUUGGCCAUUUGAUUUUCAGGAUCUUUCUAAGGCAUGUGUUUAUGAAUGUCUGCACUUUCUGCAUAAGGCUCGCUGUUGUUUUCUGAGUUUCUGCACCAUAUAGUAGGACUGUUUUGACAUUUGUAUUAAAGAUUCUGACUUUGGUUUGCAGUUUCAGCUCCUUGGACUCCCAUAUUUUCUUUAAUAGUACAAAUGCCAUUCUAGCUUUUCCAAUUCUGGCCCUCACGUCUGCAUUGGAUCCGCCAUUUGUGUCUAUGGUGCUGCCUAGGUGUGUGAAGGACUCCACUUCUUCCAGUGCCUUUCCUGCCACAUAGAUAUGCUCAUGGUUGGAUGGGCUUACCUUCAUGAUUUUUGUCUUGCUUUUAUUUAUAUUGAGACCAAGCUGUGCUGAAAAGGUGGCUACGUCUUUUGUCUUUUCUUGCAUUUGUUGCUGGUUGUGGGACAGAAGUGUAAUGUCCUCUGCAAAGUCUAAAUCAUUCAGUUGUUCCCAGAGUGUCCACUGUAUCCCGUUCCUCUUUUUGUCUGUGGAUUCUUUCAUUAUCCAGUCAAUGGCAAGGAUGAAUAGAAGUGGGGACAAGAGGCAACCUUGUCUGACUCCUGUUUCGACUGUAAAGGAAUCUGUGAGUCUACCUUCGUGGACCACCCUGCAUGUCAUUUCUUCAUAAGAGCUCUGAAUGAUCCUGACUAGUUUCCCUGGUAUUCCAUAGUGCCGAAGAAGUUUCCACAAGGUUUGUUGGUCCAGGCUAUCAAAGGCCUUUUCGUAGUCUAUAAAAUUUAUACAUAGGGAGGAGUUCCGAUCGAUGGACUGAUCUACAAUGAUUCUCAGUGUUGCUAUUUGAUCUGUGCAUGAUCUGUUUUGGCGGAAGCCAGCCUGUUGAUCUUGUAGCUGCAUGUCGACCUGGUCUUUCAUUCUGUUCAAAAUAAUUCUGUUACAGACUUUUCCUGGUACAGACAGCAGUGUGAUUCCUCUGUAAUUUGCACAAUUGCUGAGAUCCCCUUUCUUUGGGAUCUUGAUGAAGUACUCUUCUUUCCAAUCUUUUGGAACUCUCUCUUCUUCCCAUAUCGUUUCCAACAGUGGGUGCAGCAUGUUGACUAUUGUAUUUAUGUCAGCUCUCAUCAUCUCUGCUGUGAUGUUGUCCGGUCCCGGUGAUUUCCCUUAUUUGAGCUGCUUGAUGGCCAGAGUUAUUUCUUCCUAAUUUGGUGCGCCUUCUUCUAUUUGUAGGUCUUCAUUUGCUGGUUGUAUGUCUGGUGUGUCUGUGGGUGGGGGCUUGUUUAAUAGUUCCUUAAAGUAUUCCAUCCAUCUUUUUUGUUGCUCUUUCCUUUCUGUUAUAGAUCUACUUUCUCUCCGGCCUUUUGUAUCUCCCUCACAUGUGAUUACAGGUGUAUGAAAAAUAAAUAUGAAAUAUUUUGUUUAUGGAUGGCGUAAUUUAUUUUGUAAUAAUUGGUUUUAAAAUAAGAAGACCUUGCUACAGUCAUUAGUCAAGGCCAAAACACUGGCAAUAAUAAUUAGAAUUCUAAUGUGAACAAUCAGCAUUAAACUAAAUGUGAUUUUUUUUUUUUUUUUCGAAUAAAAGAUAAUAUUAGUUCAAUUCCAGUUAUUGUGCCUUAAAACUUUUUAAAACGGUUUUAUGUUCCUCAAGAUGCCAUGUAAGACAGUGAGAUUUGCUCACCCCAAGAGACUACAUGUGUACUUUUAAAUUUAACUUGUAGACUUGAAGGUGGUGGUUUUCUUCUUUAUUCCAGGAAGAUUCAGACAGAGAGUGGAAGUAUUCACGUAGUCUCCUUUAUAUGGAUUACAUCAGGGCUGGUGGCACUCUGCCCGCCCCCCUUAACAUCAUUGGUGCACCAAAAGCCCUAUUCAGGUUGAUCUUCUGUAAUUGUUGUUGCUGUGGAGAGAAGCAUUCAGAUUCUGAUGGUAAUUUAUUUUUUUUUUAAAUGUUCAAUCUAAAAAUCAUUUUAAAAUACCUGUUUAAAAAAACUGAAAUAAUUUAUUACUACCCAUAUAAUUAAGUAUUCAAAAUGUAUCAUAAAGAAAUUCAUGCAAAUUUUUUUCAAAUAAAAGACAGGAAGUCUUUUCAAGUUAAUGACAUUUCAGUGUGACUAUUAGGGCUGAGCAGCAGUUUUUUUACACCUGUCCGGGUCUUUUGAGGCAAUACCCGACAGGUCCAAGUUAUCUUCUCAUUGUCUUAUAAUGUUUGACCCAAUGCAGACCUCCAUUAGACUCCAUUAUAAAAUUUGUCAAGUUGUGGUGACCUACAUCCUGAAUUAUCGAGCUUAGACUCCAUUAUAACAGUUGUCAAGUUGUGGUGACCCACAUCCAGAAUUAUAGUGCUUAGACUCCAUUUUAACAUUUGUCAAGUUGUGGUGACUCACAUCCUGAAUUAUAGUGCUUAGACUCAAUUAUAACAUUUGUCAAGUUGUGGUGACCCACAUCCUGAAUUAUAGUGCUUAGACUUAGACUCCAUUUUAACAUUUGUCAAGUUGUGGUGACCCACAUCCAGAAUUAUAGUGCUUAGACUUAGACUCCAUUUUAACAAUUGUAGGCAAAAAUGUUUUUAAUGGCCCUGUGAUAUAAAUUAAAAAUCAAAUUUCCUAUUUAGCAGCCUUGCUGAAUGAUAGGCUACUUGAGAGCGCUCUCGCUUCGACCAGAAUAAGCGAAAAUAAAAGUUGUGAAGCGAGUGGAUGGUCAUCGUUGCAGUAACAUAGCAACGUUCAGUUGCUGGCAUUGGAUUGGUGCAUAAGAAAUGAAAGCAGUGUAGUGCCCGGAUAUUGCAUCAUCUUUUCCCGCUAGAUUUAAUCUGAUAUCCAUUAGGGGUCGCAAAACCGGUCCCUUUUGCCAAAACCGGUAUUUUCGAUAUUGAAGUUUACCAAAACCGGAAUCCCGGUAUUUUCGGUACUUUCGAUAUUUAGAGAAUUUUUAGUUUAGGUUCAAGAUUAAAGGUUAGGAUUUAUCAAUGAAAUAAAAACAUUCAGAAAAAAAUCACAUUUCAAUAUUUAAUAGAUAAGCCUUUAACAAUAACACAAAUGUUUAACUUCAGACUUUAAUCCAACGAACAAAAAUAAUAUUCGUAACUUUUGAAAUUUAAAAAAGUUUUAUUAUCAAAUAUUAAAAUAAUUGGUGGUGUUUUAAUCUUUGUUCAAAUUUAAAUAAUGAAAUCGUAAUUAUGACCAAGUUUGGUCUCUUAACUUUGACCGCAAAUGGUUACAAAAGUAACCUGAUGAAGAGAACACUGGUCGGAGGAAUAGACCUUGGGAUAUUUUACGCUAUUUCUAGAUAUUUUCCUCUUGAACUGCCAUUCUUAAAGCCAUGCCUAUUGUUACCAGAUCCAAGAUGUUCAAUUUCAUUGAUCAUAGAUAAUUCCAACGAGGAAGCCACUGUCUGACCAAGCUUUUGAAUAUCCACGAUAUGUUUGCGCAUCUGGUCUAAGAAAUAAGUAGUCACUGGAAUGUGCAGACUUUAAAUGAGAGUGUAGGUCUGACUGAAGUUGUACCUCCAAAUGUUUUAAGUAUCUUGUUGCAUCUAAUACAUUUAGCUGAUGAUUGUCCGUAGCUUUCAAGAAAUAAUACCAAACUGAUGUCUUUGUUUCCGAUUGUUUCAUAUGCUUUUCAAAUUUAGGUCUAUUUUUUUUCAGGGUCCCCCAUUUUUUCUAUCAACCUGAAGGGAAAAUUGAUCAUUUAGAAAAAUGUAUUAAUUCAAUCAAAUUGGUUUGACGUGUACAACUUUUUUAAAAUGUUUAAAUUUUCAUGUAAAUGUUUGGAUAAGUACCGUACAGACAAACUGGGAAAUUUAGCCUGAGUAACUUAAUUUUUACGUGUCUUAAACAUAAGGUAUUUCAUUAUCAAAAUACUGAUUUACGCAUAUUUUUAAAUUUGUAGGCUUUUAGGCAUAAUUAAAGGAAAUAAAGCAAUCAAAUUUUUUUUUUACAUUUUAAAGUUGACCCCGUGAUAGGAGUGCAACGUGUUAUUAUUUCCAAACAAAAUCUUAAUGGAAGUCAAAAUUCGAUCUUCAUUCGACUAUACCAAUUACUUAUUUGUCAAUAAUAUGAGAACAUUUAAUUACCAAUCCUGUACCUUCAAGUCGUGGCUCGUCUCCACUUACACGCUACACAUGCACGGUGAAAAAAAACAACUAAUCACAACGUCAUGAUUCUUGACAAAUAAGAGUACACAGAUCUAGCCAGACACGAGGUGUGAGGGAUUUGCACAUCUCAUCAAUUAUUUACAUGUCUUGCCUUUAAUACUACUUGGAAACUAAGAAAAACGGUUUUUUAAAAAUUGAAAAUAAAAUCCCGGGAUUAUCGAAAAUCUCUGUUUUCAUAAAUCCAAUCCCGGUUAUUUCGAGCAUCAAUUAUGGUCCGGUAUUUUCGAAUUUCGGGAUCACGGAUUGCAACCCCUAAUAUCCAAUCAAGUCGAUGAAAGUAAUGAUACUACACGGCUGACACUGCACAGCUCGCCAUCUUCAUCCGUGAAGUGGACUUCAGUUUGAAUCGUACAGAAGAAAUAUUGGACAAAAAAUCCAUGCACGGGACAAUGACAGGAAGAGACAUUUUUUGACAACGUAUCUCAAAGUUUAACCAACAUGAACCUACCUUGGGACAAACUUGUUGGACUUACAAUUGAUGGAACACUGGCAAUGUGCAGCGAAAAAAAUUGCAGGAGAACUUUACUGGUGAAUUGAUGGCGUAUCACUGAAUCACACGCCAAGGAUCACUGUGUGGUAAAGUCCUAAACAUGGAAGGUGUAAUGAGCACUGUAACACAAACCGUCAACUUAAUUAUAGUCAAAGGUUUAAAUCACUGCCAAUUUCAGUAUUUUUUGCAGGAAAUGGAUUCAGAGUUCGGCGACAUACCUUAAUCAUACAGAGAUGGGGUGGCUAAGUCUGGGAAAUGUUCUUAGUAGAUUUUCCAGCUGAUCAAAGAAAUCGGUUAAUUCAUGGACAGCAAAGAAAAAGACUAAACAGUUUUUUGGGGGAUAUAAAGUGGAAAUGUGAGUUGGCGUUUCUGUCUGACAUAGCCACUCAUCUCAACGCCUUGAACCUGCAGCUCCAGAGACGGGACCAUUUGAUCACUGAUGGGCAUGAUGCAGGGAAGCUAUGGGGGACACAAAUGCACCCAUGCAACUUGUCUCAGUUUUCUUGUUGCCAAGCAAUGUUGAACCAAGCCAACGCUAUGGUGUUUCUCAAUGCACACUUUGCUGAAAAACGUAGCUUACUUCCUGUCGAGUUGGCACGGCGCUUUAGUGACUUUGAAGCACAGAAAAGUAAUUUUGAGCUGUUCCGUAACCCAUUUGUCAUAGAGGUAGGAAACUGCACCUGUAAAUUUGCAGAUGGAGCUCAUAGAACUGCAGUGUGUGUAAUGGGACGCUGUAAAUUACUGUAAAGGCAAGGUACAACACUGUGUGGCCUCCACAUUUCACUCGUUUUAUUCCUGAAGAGAUGCCCCAGCUUCGUCUACAUGAAGCUUGAACCUUGAGCAUGUUUGGGACCAAAUAUCUGUGUCAGCAGCUGUUUUCUGUGAUGAAGAUUAAUAAAACAUCACACAGGAGUCGUCCCACUGACGAACACUUGCAGUCCAGCAUGAGAAUCUCAAUGACACAGAACAUUACUCCCAACAUAAACUUAUUUUAUAGUUAUAGCCAAGAAGAGAUGCCAAAUAUCCAGCUCUGAAAAAGUGGCAUAAGAACGAAAAUGGGUAGGCCACUGAUUUAUUAUUAUUAAAACUUUUUAAAAAAAAAUUAUAUUAAUGUUGAAGAAGGUUUAAUUUUCCACUUAUUGAAUGUUUAUCCUGUUUGGCCCACAACAUUACGUGUGAUUUGAGUUUUGGCCCGCUGAGCCUUGAGUUAGACACCCUUGAGUUAACCCAAUUGUUUCAUUUAUUUAAUGGGUGUUAAAUUAAAUUACUAUUUUUAAAUUAUAUAUCAGAACUUAAAAAUACCCCCCCCCCCACCACACACACACACACCUCGCUGAGCCUUGAGUUAGACACCCUUGAGUUAACCCAAUUGUUUCAUUUAUUUAAUGGGUGUUAAAUUAAAUUACUAUUUUUAAAUUAUAUAUCAGAACUUAAAAAUACCCCCCCCCCCCACCACACACACACACACCGACACACAAACUUUAGCCUCUCAGUAUUAUCAGCGAGUCACAUUGUGAAAUGAAAUAUAAAUUAUAAACAGAAAGUGCUUUGGUCGUGAUCAUAACAAAAGAUGUGUAUCUUGCUAAGAUAAAAAACGUCUUAAAAUUCAGAACUAGUACUUUAUAUUAUUAUUUUCAGAGCUUUGCCGUUUUAAAUACCGGUAGCUUACAUUUGGUUUCCCACCAUCGCAAGUCAGUUUUUUGUUAUUAUUAAUUUAAUUGAGGUAAAAUGUUUUUUUUUAAAACUUUUGCAAAAAAAAAAAUAAUAAUAUUUUUUUUUAAAAUGCCCAGUUUCUAUACAUUAUACAUGCUGAUGCACUUUUUAUUUUUUCCCCCGAUUGCCAUUGGGUGGAACACUUAUAGAAAAUGAGAAGAUAACUCUGUUUUUACCAACCAGACCCGGUUUGUUUGUUGUUUUUUUGCAGGGUAUGUGUGGGAUGUGCUAAUACUUUGUAUUUCAUGUUAUCCCGGGCAGUACCUGGCUCAGCCCUAGUUACCAUUAGUCAUUAGAUGUAAUGCAACAAAUUACUUGUAGUUUUAUAAUAUUAAUUUAAAGGUGCAUAUAGUACAAGUACAAUCAUUCAAGCUCAAGCAAUCAUAUCUUACUUUACUACCUUCAUUUAGACAUCUUUUUAUAAUUAUAAUGCAAUUAAAAAACAUUUCCAUUUAUAUGGAUAAAUAAAAGAAUCUUAUCUUAUCUUAAGUUAAAUGAAUAGGGAAUAACUUUUUAAAAUAAAUUAUUCAUCAGGGCAAGAUGAUGAUUAUGAUGAUGAUGCUGGGCUUUACCCACCACGUAAAGGCCCAUUACAGAAUGGUCGCGAUGUACCUCGAACUCAUCCGGGUAAACUUGCUUCCAUCGAAGGACCACCAGGGGUGAGGAUAAAAUGAGUAAAAUUGUUCUUACAUGAAGAAUAAAACGCUAUAAAUGUAUAGUAUGUGAUUAUUGAGAAUAGGCUAAAAAGUAAAUGCUAUUUAAUUGAACAAAGUAUAACUUGAUACAUAUGCUUGUAAACAAUACUCGUCUUAAUCUAAAUCUACAAAAUGUUCUUUGCAAAGACAAUAAAGUACUUUACCCAGCACUUUGACCAAGUCUUUAAAAAUUUAAAUUAAUCCAAAUACCACAAAAAAACACAUUCAAGUAAAUUUUAGGACUAUCCUAUGACAAUUAAUUAUUUUCAUUUCCUAAAUAAUAUACCUUAAAAAAAAAUUGUUAAUAAGUAUAGUUUAAUAAUAAUAUUACUGUGACAUUAAUUCAAAUAUGCCUUAAAAAAAAAUUGUUAAUAAGUAUAGUUUAAUAAUAAUAUUACUGUGACAUUAAUUCAAAUAUGUUGGACUGUCAUAAGUCAUGAUUGUAAUUUUGACCGUACCAUGAAAUAUUUGGGCCCAGGACAAAGCCUGAAAAAUGGUACCCCCCCCCCCCCCUCAAUUGUUAAAUGCUACGCGCACUCAUAUAUACAUAUUUUAACUGUUUUUUUUCAUGUGCAUUGAUUAUGGUGCCCCAAAACCUGUUAUCCUUUGCAAAGCCCUGGGCAAGAUGAUAUACACUAAAAGCCAUGAUUUAAUUCUUGUACUGUGUAUAGUGAAAAAAUUCUUACAAAUUUUAAAUUAUUCUAUCAUAAUGAUCCCAUCUGAUAUUGAUAUUUACUGAUAUUACAAAGAAUGAUCACUCAAAAAAAAAUGUAAAAUGUGAAAAAGUGUCUCUUUGUGUGAUAGAAUGACACAGGGAGUUUCAAUUGGUGGGCUUUUCUUGUUUGAUACAUAAUAAUAGAAUUGCUAUUGAAGUCAUUUCAUGUUUAAGAUUAUGAACACAAAAAUUUGCUCAAAUCCAGGGAGCACACCCAGGAGAUGACAUUGUGGCUCAUCGUGAAAUCAAUGGCCGUGUGAAUGAAGCCUUUGAUGGAACUCCAACUAAAACAGCUCCCAGGCCGCCAUCCACCAUGGUGGCAUUGGAAUCAGCAGAAGAAAAACUCACCUACCAAGUAGUUCUUUCUUUUUAUUAACAUUUUAUUUUUAACUUUAACUCAUUAAUAUUUAUAAAUAUUAAUUAUAUAUAUUGGAUACUUGCAUUCAAUAUAAUAGCUAAGUAAAACAAAAUAAAUUUUCAAUGUGGGCACCACAGAUCCAUGGAUUAAACAUCAUUGUUGUAUCAAAAAUGGUGUUUUUGUUGAAAGUUGUUCCCAAGUUUGAUUUUUUUAAAAAAUAUUAAAUCCCAUUGGGGGAAACAAACAAAUAUGCGUGAGUUUAUAAUACUGCCUAUCGAGCAAAUUUCUAUAUUUUUUCUAAUAUCUUAUCCUAAUGACGAAUAAACACAUUUUCAUUUAAAAUUAAGACUUUUGAUAUAAAAAUUAUUGUAAGAUGUUCUUAAUACUUCUUUGAAAGAAUAGGAAAGUAGACAAAAAGAUAUUCCAUUUGAAACAGGAUGCAUGCCAACUUCCAUUGUUAAAAAAAAAAUUUUUUGUGCAAUCAAUUUAAAAAUGUACCGGCAGCCAAUUUUUUAUUUUAUUUUUUAUUUUGUGAAGGGAAAGGUCUUUAUUCUUCAACAAAAAUUGCUGCUUGCCCUAUUGAUCAAGCUUUAAAGUUGAGCUAUUUACUAUACUGGCUCUGCAACUCAUUUCAUAUGCAUGUGCUUGAAUCAUACUCCUGACACUGAUAUAAACCCAUGUUGUUGUUUUUUUUUAAUGAAUUAGUUUAUGAUAUCCAUAAAGAUUCAAACCUCAUAACCUUGUCAGGGUGUGUUGUUUAUUCCAAACAGUUUCUGGACUAGCUUUAGAGUGUAUUUAAAAAUAUCAAGUCACCUCAAAUCAAUAUAAAUAUGAGGGAGGAAUGAUAGUGGUAGGCUACUACUUUAUAUUAUGUAACAUUAAAUGAUUUCUCCAGAUUAAUUCUGAAAUUUAUUUAUCAAAAAAUUUAGCCUGUAUUAACAGUAAUAAAAUACCCAAUAUAUUUCAGCAAACAAUGCAAAGAAUUGUACAGAGAUAUAUAUUUGAUAUUCAACGUGAGGCUGAAGUAACGGAAGGUAUUCAAACUCUGAGAGAACUUUUACCAUGAUCUUUAAUGAAUAGAUAUCCACUAGAUGACAUUUUGAACAUCAAUAGCUAUUAAUGCUAAGGAAAAUUAAUUCAUUUAUUAAAUUAAUUUUUAAAUAAUAGAUUCAUCCUCAUGAUUUAUUUAGGUCAAAAUAGUUAAAGAUUUAAUGAACUAACUUAAAAGUUCAGCUAUAGGCAACCACAAAUUAGAAAGUAAUCUUUUAUAUAAAGGACAUGUUUCUAUUUUUGGACAAGGUAAUCAUUGUCUAUUGUAUUUCCUCACUAUUUUGAUUUUAACAGUUCAGUGAAUUAACCAGCAUAUGUUUGUAAAGCUUGGCCAGGUCAUUAUGACCAAUUUUUAUGUAAUUUUCCCCAGAUGACUUUGAGGAGAUCAAGCAGGACAUUUCAAGUUUCCGGUAUGACAUGAUCAAUCACAUGACCAACAAAACUGUGGUAGAGGAUGAACUAAAGGCUCACAUGGCCACCAUCAUGCAACAACUGCAGGUAGUUUAACUAUGGACCUGUCAUCAUCUGCCACUCAAUUUCAUGUUAGCGCACGAUGGCAUUUAGCAUUUAACUUUUACGUGUAUUAUAAUUAUGGCAAUGAGAUUUGUCUCCGAAUUUUCUCACAUGAGGCAAAUAAUUAUUUCCUAUCUUUCAAAAAUAAUAAUGAAAGCACAUAUUUUAUAAUCAAUAUAUUUCAACAUAUUUUUAAAACAUUUUUUUUUAAAUAAGAAAAUCUAGAAAUAAUAGAUAUUUUUUUUCAUAUUUCUUCAUUAAUCUUAUUCAUUCUAACUUGAAGGAAAAUUUAUAUUGACAUAAGGCAGAAUUGUUUUAUUUUUUAAAUCUAGGAUUUGUUUUAAUUUCCCUUUUUUAACCCCACAUUUUUUUGGUGUGAAUGUUUACACUGCAUGGCCAUAAUUCAAUAUGUUUGAUGAAAUAAAAAAAAUAACUACAAAUAAUUAAACUAAGUCUAGUUUAUUAGUAUAUGAUCAAUUGAAACUUGUCAAACAAUUACACAUUGCAUAUUAAAAUCUGAAUCUCAUCUUGGGGUCAAGUUAUAAAUUAGUACGGCAUCUAGCAGUUAAAAAAAUAAUAAUCCCCCCCCCCCCCCUGAUUAGAAUUUAUCCUGUGUGUAUCAAGGAGGGCCACCUCUUGCUCCUCUGUUGGUUUUCAGAAUAAGAGAACAUUUUUUAUUUAUAGAUUUUCUUCUUUUUUUUUUUUUUUUUUAAUUUUUAAAGUAUGUUGAAAUAUAUUGAUUAUAAAAUAUGUGCUUUCAUCCAUUUUAAGCAUGUUUAUUCCCUGAAACAGCCCUUUCCCAAACGCAAAUAAAUUUUAAAAAAAAAGUAUAUUUUCUUUUACCUAGCUGAAAUAAAACUCUGAGCCUAACAAAUUAUAGUAUUUUAGGGAUAUUUUUCAAAAUAUGGCACCUCCGCACAUGACAUUCUUCCUCUUGUACUCACAUUCUGAUGGACUUCCUUUCAUCUGUAUUCUUUAAGACUCUAAAAGAAGAGCUGACACCUGAGAAGAGACCAGGAAAGAUAUUUGAGAAGAAAAUAGACAUCAGCAAACAAAGAAUUACGGAAGCCAGUUCAGGAUAUGCUACAGGUCAUGAGAACCCAUCCAUUAUUGCUGAAGAUCCAGAGACACCAGAAGAUAUUUCAGGAGAUGUUCAGGCUGACUAAAUAAACAAAUUUAUUAUUUUUUGUGACUUAACUUCAGUCCCAUUUUCAACCAAAGUCAUCCAAUUAUGUACCAUUACAACAUGAUUACUCAAAACUAUCUGAUAUUUCAAACACUUGUUUUGUUCUAUUCGUCCAUGGAAUGGAAAUUCUUUUCACUCUUUUCCCACCUAUAUAGACUGGUGAGUCAGUUAAAACUAGAAACUUAUUUCCAUUGACUUAUAAAUGGAUUCACUUGUGUUAGUUAAUAGAACUAUAAACUUAAGUGUAGAAUUCAUGUUUUCAAAACCACCUGAUUGGAUGAAUGAAGGGAAUUUAUUGCUACUGCAACAAAUAUUUAUCUUUAUUACACAUAUGAUUAAUUAUAGGCUUUAUACAGAGGUUUUAAGUUGCCGAAUAUUAAACAAGCAUAGACGAAGAGUGUUUAUUUAAGGGGCUUUCUUGUGGAAUGAUGUGUGUCUAAAGACUUCAAGCAUUUAUAAUUUUGAAUAAACAAACUAUUUUGUGUUCAUUGCUGUUAUCUAAAACAUGGUGACAGUUAAAGAAAAAAAUUCAAUAAAUACCUCAGUGCAAAUUCAUUCAUAGGAACGUACAUUUUCUGUCUCUGAUUGCAAGGUUCAAGCAUAAUAAUGAUAUGAAUAUGAAUGGGCUUUCCACAGAAUGUUCUGUGUUCAAUUUCACAUGCUGUGCCUGAUUAUUUGAUGGGUGAUUCAUCUGAUAGAUUUUCCUGCUUGUACUUACACUACCGGUAUUUAUUAUGUAAACGUUCACAACAGAUUGGACAUAAGAAAUGGUGAGAAUUGUUGCCAUGUACCAUUUUGAUGUAUAAUUAUGACAAAUGUGUGUUACUUGUGACAGGUUAAAACUGAUUAAUAUAUUCUGGUACAGUUUAUAUACUUACUAGGCUACAUAUUAAAUGUACAACAAUUGUUGACAUGCUAUCUUAUGAGCAGAAGAACCUGCCCUUUUUAUAGAAAAAAAUCUACAGUAAAUUAAUUGAAUUAUUUGAAUAUUAAUAUUUCUUCACCUGUAACUACAAAUAAUUUUAACUAAGGAAACAGGUACCUAAAUUGUUUCUUUCUUUUAUUUUUAAAUGAGUAGUGGUGAAUCAAGGUAAAACAACUAGUCUAUCUGAGAAAUGCCACACAUUUUUAAAAAGUAUAUUGUUUUAUUAAACUGAAGUUUGACUUGUAUUCCAACAAAUUUAUGCCAGUUAUCUUAACAUAUUUUAAAUCAUUUAAAAUUAAAUAUGUCUGUAUGAUUUAAUAAUUAGAUGUUAUUCACUUCAUUUUUUUUUCAUCAACUCACACAACCCAGCCAUAUUCCCAGGACCAUAUUUUAUUAUAAUUAAAUUUAAUAUUUACGGUAACAAAAUUUUUUUUAAAAAUUACUUUUCAGGCUAAUUUUAAAAUUACAGGCCUAAAAGAAAUUCAUCAUUUAAAUAAAUUUUAGGAAGCAGUAUUUUCUACCUUAAGUGGC
Lymnaea stagnalis (great pond snail) is the source of this 93029-nucleotide messenger RNA. The record is from the annotation of a GenBank genome assembly. Lineage: Eukaryota; Metazoa; Mollusca; Gastropoda; Lymnaeidae.